AUGGCUGUCCAACUCAUUCCUGAAUCGGCUGUGUGUUUGCUCAUGGUGAGUCUAAGAAGCGCUAAGUAUUACCGGUGCUUUGUACUGUCUGCCUUUGUUUCUGUCUCUCAUCACUCCAUCCUCAUGGCAGGAGGUGAGAUGUCAUCUCAUUAAAAUAGAUGUUUGCUCCUCCUCCUUUACUACUACCUACAAACCUGACAUCCUUCAAUAACCUCCCUGCGAGGCUCAGAAGCUGAAUUUCUUUUGCGGCUGACAUGGAAAACUCAAGCUUUUGUCCAACUCCUCCACGUGUUUAACUACUGCAGUGGCCAGGUGUGGGAGGAACCCUCGACACACCAUCACCACGCUGAAUGUGGCGUCUUUUACAUGUUACAGACAGAUCUGAUUUAAAACCUAUAAUACCAUGGCAUGUGUGUGUUUCUGCAAAGCCUGGCAAAAGUUGCUGAAAGGAUCGGUGCUUGUGUUUGUCUCAACAAGAUUAUUGUGCAUCUUACAGUAAGACUGAAUCAAUACAAAUACGCUAUCAUAGAAAAACUGUUUAUCUAGAGCCUGCGGCAGAUGGUUUGCCGGAUCUUGUUAGUGUAGUAAAAGUCCCUCACUGACAUGAAACAGAUUGGGUUGGCAUGGCCUGGUUUAGACCUGGCUGUAGAGAGUGUUGUAAUAGACACACACACACACUGAAAUCCACUGAACCACUCUCUCUCUUUUCUGUCCAGCCUCACAGUGAAACAAUGGUAGUGUGGCUUUCAUGCAUGUUAAGAAUACGGAUAAGGCUUGGACCCCUCUUAUAAUUAUGAUUGCUCUCAACGUGUGCAGAGCCUGUGUGCUGGUUUGACUCUGUGUAAGAGAGCAUGUUCUGCUCAUUCUCAUUCUAUAGUGCUGGCAUUCUGCAGUCCCAAGGGGAGUCAUGCAUCGCCGCACUACCUGCUAUCUCCACCUGUCAUGGCUGUCUGUUACUAUGGCGAUAGGCCAUGCACCCCAUUCAAGGGGAGAGGAUGCAGUUAAAGACGCAAGGGAGGGAGGAGAGAGUAAAAGAUGAUGGACAGGGCAGAAGGAGGAAGGAAAAAAAGGAAGUGUGAGUGAUGAGGGCAGAAGUAGAAGUAGAAGAUAAGGAAAGUGAAACAAAAAUGAUGAUAGUUUUGAACCAUGAAAAUCAACACACUCUUGAAUUUCUAGACAAUGUGUCAUCUCAUGUUGUUGGCAAGCAGUUGGUGUCCCUUGACUCCAUUUUGCUCUGCCUCUCCCUCAGCAAAUGGCAUUAGCAUAGAGGGCGUUCCCUUACAAGUGCUCUUACUGUCAAAGCUGUCACCCAAAGACUUUUUACUGUCAACCCACGUCGCACAGGGAAAAUUGCUUAGUGUCACAACUCCUGCUUCUGUUUCAUUUGUGAUUACAGCCCCACGUGCAAUGUCCUCACCAACAGAGCUGCUUUACACCGGUUGGCUAUCAGCAACAUACUUCAGUUUGGAUGACACUGGCUCCUACAGGGUUUCACUGGCAGAGAUUUAUUUUUUGCUGUUAGGCCACCCAACGCGAAAGAAAGGCACAACUCAAAUCUGGUUUGUGCUGAAUUUCCCUUUAAGUGCACGCUGGAAAAGACUGAUAUUUAAUAUCUUAUCUCGUAGCACAGUGAUUUGUUCACAAAAUCUCUGACAUUUGUAUUCACACUGACUUACUCCAGGCUUGAACCUAUCUUAAUUAUUGAUGGGUGCUGCAUCUGUGUGUGUGUAUUGAUCAUGCCGUCUGCCUAUGUGUAUUAAUAUUUUAGGCGAAUGUGUGAUUAUCUGCUGCUGUAAUUGCAGAAACAGCUUCAAUUGACAACACAACAUAUUACCAAGAUAGAUAGAUAGAAAGAUGGAUUCAUUCAUUCAUUCAAUUAUCCAUCCCUCAGUUUCAGAAUGAACAAUGCUUUCUUGCUUUGUGCCAUCGCUCAGACUAUAAAAAAUGAUGCCGGUAAGAAUUAUUUUACUUCUCCUCCGAGUUUCAUUUCCUUGACCUAAUGUGAUUGGCUCAGACUAACAUUAAAUCAGCCAUAAAACAGAAUGGUCUCCAGCCUAUCAUAUAGACUACGCCAAGUGAGGGAGACUAUGGCCUUAUCCUAUUGUUUAUGAAAGGAUUAAAUAAAUGACACGCUGUAAGAUUUUGAUGAAUGAGUCCAACAGGAAAUGUUAAAAACACACUUCAUCUCAUUGAUUAAUUACAAAUGGGUAUACCCUAUGCAUGAGGGGGAUAUACCUGUCGUAAAAACAUAUACAAACACAGAUUUUCUCCUUGCAUCUGCCUGGUCUGGUGGCUUUCUGAACUAGUGAAGGAUAGAGAGAUCGAUAAGUCAGUCUGCAGUUAGGACACACAGAGGAAUUCAGCAUCUGAUAUCAGGAGGGAUCAGAGUCCAAAUGGAUUCAUCUAACCUCACUGAGACAUGUUACAGCUUCACUCUUCAUCUCCGGGUUUUGAAACAAGCUUUACUCGAGCUUAAUCAACCUGAACUGCACAAUACUGGAUGGUCUAUUUUGAUUCUGGUCUUUUGUAAUUACAUACAAAUUGUUCCAUUUGUGGUUUCAGCUAGUAUCUGUGUACAGGGACGGUGUGUGUGUGUGUGUGUGUGUGUGUGUGUGUGUGUGUGUGUGUGUGUGUGUGUGUGUGUGUGUGUGUGUGUGUGUGUGUGUACUGGCUCUUGAUUGCAGUUUUCUCUUUGUACUUAAAAUAAGAACUGGAGCAGCUUUAGUGUUUGCCACCAUGUUCAUCAGUGAGCUGAUUAGCUCCGCUCUUGAGGGCUCUGAGAGGAGCAGCUCAUACCCGUCUAUAUAAUGGAGUUUUAUCCAGAAGGGUGAAGUUAAAUGCCAAAAAGUCAAAUAAAAUAGGGAGUUUUAAGCAGUUGAGUUUAAAUCUGUAACUUUGUUAGAUUAAGGAGGUAAAUAAUUGCGGUGAUGACAGAAAUAAUCCAAUGAUAUCUGAGAGGCUCCAGGAAGGUGGAUGUUUUUUUUUUGCUGUUAAUCCUGCUGUCAUCAUAAAACCCACACUGAUAAAAUUCCAUUAGGAUUUCAACUUUAAGAUGAGGGUCAGAGAAAGUCAGAAGGGGACUGUCUACCUUGUUGUUGUUUUUCCUUUUUUUUUUUUAAUCCACAUCUUCUUAUCUGUCAGAGAGGCUGUCUGGUUCCAUCCACUUGAUCAAUACAUUACUAUCUGUUACACCGUGCACAUCUGAGGAAAAGCAGGGCAAGUUGCUAUCUCGACACACACACAAGCUAAGUGGAUUAUCUUUAUAAUGCUGGAGGGUUCGGCUCUGCAUGCAAGGAGAGAAACAGCAGCUUCACAGCCCCACUGUUUCUCAGUGGAACAGCAGCAUGUCUGUGCGACAGAUGUCGUCUUUCAGUCUGGACGGCAUCAACACACACCUGCCAAACAGUUAUCGAAUGUAUAAAACUGUAGAAGUGUGUUGCUUUCUCUUUGCCUGGUGUAAAGUCAUAUAAGGCAAACAUUGGUCUAUACAAACUACCGUUGUACAUUGAGGUCAACCAAAAAAAGCAGACCUUACACUGCCCCUCAUGUUGGCGCCUAUGUCUCUUCAUUACCGCCCUUCAUUCAAUUAUUCUGCCAGCGAGGACGGAGACCAGAGGAUUCAUUCAGCCUUAAUCAAAUCACUGCUUUAUGAUGUCAUGUACUGUGUGUACAUGUGACCUAAUUGCAAUCUGCAUGAGCUGUGUGUGUAUCCUGGAAAACUUCUAGUAUCUGUGUUGUUUUCAUGAAUUUUAUUAUUACUCUUUAGAAGUAAUGUCCCACAAUAUGUCCAGAUAGUUUUUUGUGCUUUAUGUUCUUAUGCUCAUUACUCAAUAAAGCAGGCAGUGUACAAACAGAGGAGGGCUGAACAGUAUGGGGGAGGGUUAGCCGAAUGACAUCAUACUGAGAUAAUUGAUUACUGCCCGGUAACAAUGGCACAGGGGGAGAAGCAGAUAACAUUUUGUGGAAGAGUGUGUAUCAGUUCAAAGCUGGCGAGAGGAGUAUUUGUUACCCUCAGUGGUUUGGGUUGGAGCGUGCACACAAUAGUCCACUCACUGUCCUAGUCUGUGAGUUAACACGUCACUUAGAAUCAACCCAGAAUCUGCACCAGUUUCAACAUCAACAAAGCGCAGAGGAACAGAACACGAGCACCAACACCUCAGGAGUACUGCAUGAAGUGGAAAAAAAAACGAUUGCCUCUCUGAAUUCAUCCUGUGAAGACUCCUGUCUCAUGAGUGAUUAUUGUGGAAGAGAGGCAGAUGGCUUUCUAUUUUUUUAUUUCCACAGAUGGCUUUCUAUUAUUACUAGUUCCUUACUUAUGCUCUUUUUAUUUGACACUUAACUGUCUUGUGCUUAGAGCCUCUGUAAUAGUAUUAAUAAAGAACUUUUUUUCCCCGGUCCAUUAUUGCCAUAAAGCCGCAGUCCGACUGCAGAACAGUCAUGCUUGAGUGAUGCUAGGAGCAGGUUAUGCUGAUGUCAGCCAACUAAUGCGCAGUAGUUGCUGCAGGAGAAAGAAAUGCUUCAAUUUCCAACAGUAAAAAAAUGCAUCUAACAAACCAUAUUGUGCUAGUCUUGUCCGAUGGUCUGUUUCCCAGAUCCCCACUCAACUGAAUUUACAGUUUGUUCACAUAUUUGGUCGAUAUGAAGAAAAGACUAGUGUGACUUUGGAAGAGCAGCACAAGUCAAAACAGUUCUGUGGAUAAUAAUGAAUCAUUAAACCAGGUAUACACUAAACAAAAAAAAAAGGAAUUCUCACAUAACUUUUUAAAUAUUGUGUAUGAACAACAUUAAAAGUUGAUUUUGGGUGACCCUACUAACUGGUUUUUAGUCAAAACUUACUAAACUUACUCACUUUUGAUACCACAACACCGACUUAAACACCAAGUUUUAAGCAAAGUGAAGAGAUGUGUAAAUAGGAGCCAACAUUAACACUAAUACUUAAGAAGUAGUCAUCCAUACAGUUAUUAAUUUUUAUCCAUUUGUGCUGAGCAAAUGUUUCUAUCUUUCCACCAUACUGUUUUUUUGAUAUAGGCUAAAUGUUACCGUGUAUUUGUCUGAAUACUAGUGUUAACAGUGCUCUGAUUUUACUGCAGAGGGAUGCCACCUGGCUGUGUGGUGGAUUUAACCGACUCUGUCUGCUGACACAGCUUUCUAGAAAAAAAAUAUGAAUUGAUAUUGACUCGUACUUGAAAUGAGCAGACAAGUGUGAUGAUGGGUUCUUUGUGUCCUUGUUAGGAAUGACCAGUUUUAGUAUGUGUCGUCUUAAUAAAAUAUCUGUAAACAGAGGUUAAUUUUAUGAUCAGGGCAUUAUUGCUGACAUUAUGUAUAUACUUUAAAACCUUUGUAGAGCUCACAGAGCCGUGGCUACACCUCAGGUUUAGUAGGCUGAUAUCCAGCAUUGAAAGUUGUCCAAGAUACUGGGAUUGAUUGGUUUGUUUAAGAUCAAAGGGAUUUCUUUAAGACGUGUUUCUUUAAGUUUUAAUCUUUGAAAAGUUGGUCAAUUCAGUUGAGAUUUUUUUUUCCCCAAAAGUGUUUUUCUGUGAGCAUAAAUGCUAAAUGUUUCAGAUUCAAAUGAAGAGGAGAAUGAAGGAGAUAAGAAAGAAUGAACAAGAAGCUCGAAUGUGGGGAAUGGUCUUAACUUUUUACCACAUGUAUAAAUGAAUGAGGGUUUGGUGUGUGUGUGUGUAUGUGUGUAUGUGUGUGGUGGUGGUGGUGGUGGUGGUGGAUCCUGAACCUACAUCAUACCAUUAAUUCUCCUGAGCUGUUUACACUGCAGUGUGUUUAAAGACUAUUGAUGAGCUGUGGAGGUGAAGGCGCCUGGAAUGUAAUCGACUUCAGUGGAGUGUCUUCUCUCUCAGCCGUGGUCCUCUGUGUAUGUGUGCGUGCACAUGUGUGUGUGUGUGUACAUAUAUAUAGAUAAGUACAGUGCAUCUUGUCCUUCAUGUAAGCCUUUGCAGCAGGCUCCUACUUGAGUGUAACAUCCGACUUGCUUCAAACUAGGCCGUUAACUGGGCUUAGGUUUAGUGCAGGUGAUAUGAGGAGGUUUUAAUUAUAUUUAUGUACAGGAAAUGACCCUGCAUUUGCAGCAAAGCAGAUGCUCAUUAAGGUCUUCUGGUCCUCCCAUGCGCUCUGCCUCUGCCUUCAUCUUGAUGUUUAUCGGGGCUCUGAAUCUCUCUGGCCACUUCUGCAGGUGCAUAAUUAUGUGGUUGCUGUGCUGUGGAAGAGCUUGUGUUUGCAUUUGCAUUCACUGUAAGAUACCGACCAUUUCAUUGAUCCAACAACAGCGGGAGAGGGAACUGCAUCCAUCUUUCUUUCUUCUUCGCCCACACAAAAACUCCUACAUGUAUGUACACAUCAUCCUUCUCACACAUGACCUACUACUGUAGGUCGUUGACUGUACCUAUGAUGCAGUCAAUGAUGUGAAAGCAAACCCAACAUAGAGAUGGAAAUUUUACAGCAGUCUGUGAGGAUUUUCUGUGUUUUCAGUCCUUUCAUUGCAGGAUAUUACCUGCAGGAGAGCUGGCAUAUGACAUUUAUCUGUCGCCUGUCCCCUUUAGAAGGUCAAGCUACCGUAGCAAAAACCUUUCAGGCUGGAUAAAUGAGAAUUUUCUGCCUGAUGUGACUGUACCAAACACAAUAGGCCUAGCUUACGCCACUUAAAUCAAUCAUAUCCGUAUCUAAGCCUCUGGGUAAAUGUGCUUUGCAUUUACCCAGAGAGAGGAGGUCAGUUUGUGUGUGUGUGUGUGUGUGUGUGUGUGUGUGUGUGUGUGUGUGUGUGUGUGUGUGUGUGUGUGUCUUCUGCUGUGUGCCACUGUUUUGAGCAUGGAAAUAUAUGCACAUUGAUACUGAAUCAAGUGUUAGAGAAAAAAUAUUCAUGUUUAUGCUCCCCUAGUUUCUGAAAUGAGCACGAUUUAUUUUUUUCAGGGGCCACAGUGUUGACACAUUUGCAAGGUGCCAGCUGUCAAGUGUGCCAGGGUGAAGGUUUAUGGGUGGGGUAGCAGGGUGGCACAGGAGGAGCAGAGGCAGCAGGAGGUCUGAUUGGCUCACCAUCUGUCUCUGGGACUGAGCAGAUGUCUGAGUAGAAAGACCAAUCUCUACUUGACUCCAAGUUCACUCUCUCCUCCUUUUGUGUGUACAUAUGAGAGAGUGUAAUUUAGUGUGCAUGCGUCUGACGUUUCACACUCUGGUUGACACAGGUCCCAGUGGGGCGGACUGUCUCCCAUCUGGGGUGAGUUAACAGUUCCUUGACAUAAUGAAGAGACGUCUUGUCAGCAAGCACUUACUCAGUGCUACGGUGGGAAUUACUUGGCUCAUGCAACAUUAAAGAUUAAAUUAACUAAUGAAAAUAUUCCAAAAAAAAUGAAAGAGAGGCUUUGUACAUUUAAUCCACCACACAGGCAUCUUCACCUGUGGGAGCACACAAUCUGUCAGGGUUUACUGCGAGUCUAAAGUUGAAUCGGGAAAGGCACUCGGGCCACGUCCAGGGUGGUGGCCAAAGGUGGCAUGGAUCCGUCUUGAAAUACAGUUGACCACUAUAGGGCCAUCUUAAAAAUGUUUUACCUAUGAUUGGCUAUGUGGCUGCUUUAGGCUGCAACAGUGGUUUUGAGUGGUUUUGUGUUUACAUGGCUAUUUCCUGAAAUUAUUCUGUCUAUACAGAAAACUUUUUCAAAACCAAAUGGCAAUAUAUCGUUUUUGUUUCUGUGUGGACAAGGCCCAAAACAUUUAAAUGUUUCUGCUCUGUCGUGAUGAUAAAGUUGAGUAAUAAUAGUUUACAGAAAACAACUUUUAGAUGCACAGUAAAAGAUCAGCAAGGAGUUAGGAGGUAUCUUUAUGUCCAUGAAGGCCACUAACAUCGAUCCACAUUGAAAGUUUCUCACAAGAGUUUCGAAGUAAAGCUCCUGUAAGGUAAAGCUCUAAACACUUUGCAUUUCCAGCAGAGGCCAGUACCCUGGCCGGGCCACCCAAGACAAAAAAAUCUUGUUACACCCCUGAAAGGCACAUAGAAAAUGUUACACACACAGUGUGUAUCGUAUUAGAAAGUGUGUUAACUCUCUGCUCUUGGCUCUCUAGUAUGCACACACACCCUGUCAGGUAAGCUCAUUCAAAACAGUAUCAUUAAAAUCAGUGCCGUUGAGUUGAUUAGUGCUCUGAUAAAGACUCAGUAGGUGGCGAGUUUCAUGUUGGCUGGAAGAAACUUGCUUUUGGUGGUGAAUGACCUGUAUUUUUUCUAGUUUGAUUCUGUGAAAAUUAAGCAUAAGCUGUGAAAACAAGAGGGAAAAGUGCACCGACACCAACAUCCUGUCUGCAACAAGAAGUAGCUUGGUUUUUGAGAAAUGAACUUGUUAAACUUGCACUUCCUGCUGCAAUAAAGAAAAGUGUUGACUCAUUUGGCUCUGGAAUUUAAACAAUAAACAUCACACUGACACUUUGACUCUCCCUCCUAGUAGACAAUUAUCUUUUACAUUUUCUCUUACGAGAACAAGGUCCUGAAUCUGCUCCACAUUUGGACCAGCUCUGACUUGGCAACCUAUCCUCUUAGGAAUCUCUCACCUACACACUAAACUGUGAUCUUGGUUGCUCUAGCAGCAGCUGCCGAAGUCUUUUAAAAAUAUCUUUACUGAUGAUGAAUCUUUACCUCUUUGAUGAAUUAAUCAAUACAGUUACUUAAACAGUACAGUUUUGCUCACAAGGUAAAAGUUAUCUUUAGCCAAUUGUUGCAGCUCUAUAAACAAUCAAACUAUGAUAAAAUUCGGGGUUUAAUAAUAUUUUAAAAAAUGUGUGUAGGGGGAUAAAACAAGAUUAAUACUGUGCUGCUUACAUAUAUAACUAUGAUGGUAGGGACAUCUCUUUUUGUCUGUAAAUGAUAACUGAGGUAAGUGAAUUAUAGGUUACGGCUGAUAAGAGGUGGGUUUUAAAUAUGGAAUUGAUUUUAUUUUGAAACUGCGGCAAAGCUGUGAUAGGAUUUGGAAAAGUAGGAUACAGACAUAACCACCAAACAAAUUUUACGGAGGAGUUGCCCUCAAGCGAUGAUAGAGUAAAGAUGAUGAAAGACCAGGACACAUGAAGAGAGAGAGAGAGAGAGGACACUGAAAAUGAUUUGUUGUAGUUCCUCCAGUUUACCUCUAGAGGGAGCCAAAGAAUAUAAUUCAUCACAUCUGAACCAUAUUGAGUCUUCGCUGGAAUAGUGCUUUUGAGUUUCUGUGUUUGGUCUCCUUGUUCAAAUGGCAUUUCAGUUCUUGAUCGUUGAAGUUAAGACCUGUGACCCCUGGAGCUCUGAUCAGUGAAGGGAGCGGAGAAGUCAGCAGCUUUUCCACAGCACGAUUGCUGGAAAUGGCAACUUUCCAUGAGUCAACUCGCAUUUGCACACAGUGACUCAGAGUCACAAAGAGUUAAAGUGGGACACGAAGUUACCCUUGACAAAGACUGUGCAGGGUGUUGCUAACAAUAGAAUGGGCUGAUGUACAGUGACUGAUACUGAAAUCAGAGCUGCUGCUGAAAACCUUAACCACGCUCAUCCCCAUCUGACGCACAACAAACUGUGCUACUCCACAGACACAGCAGGCAGCAAUCCAUAAACUGUAAAUGUGCUUUAUGGCCACAUCUUAUUAAGGGAUGUACACCACUUUUUAACAUAUUGUUUAUAAAUUAUUCACAUGUGGUUCACUUAACCCUGGGUUGAUUGCAUUGUCAACACUGUUACUAUAAGUGCAAACAUUUAUUAUAAGAGGAUUUAGAAGAAAGGACUGGAGAUACAAUAGGGAGUGAGUGGUGACAUGACAAAGUAAACAUCUUAUAGUUAAACCUGUCGGAGGUCUGCUUUUAAAACUGUUGGUCUGGGCCUGUACCCUCAGAAAACUUGAAUAUAUCACUGUAUCGCCUUGUUGUAAGUCACUAUGUCUAGGAAAGUCUGCUCAUCAUGGCACACUGUAUGCUGACCUUUAAGCUUGAAUCAAGACUGCUUCUUCUGCCUCUAGGCUACCACUGCUUAUAAAUUUUUUUGCCACGUUCUUUUCCUUUCUAAUAAAGGAACCAUAAAAUAUUAAAUGGACUGAAGAUUAAACAAUGGAGACACUCAUGCCCCUUUUUCAUGUCCCUUAUAUAUCCUGAGGAUUUCAUCUCCUCCACUGAUGUGCGACUGCAUACCCUGCAAGUUACUAGUCUUACAUCAAAUCUCAAAGAGUAGAAGACGCGAUUAUUAUGCAGACAAGUACUGUGUGUUAUCUACAGUCUCUUUUUCAUGGUGUUUCUGCAGGAACAUUUAAAAACUUAUAUCAGUUUGUAUGAAAACUCACUCUGAGUAAACCAGCAACAUCUUGCAGUUUAGAAGAAUUUCACUUCAAAGGUGGUAAUGCUAGUGUAGGAUAAUUUUGUUGGCACAAGCUGUAGCUGUACUUUUAGUAAUAGAGAGAUUUAUUUACAUUUACAUAAAGCAAAUAUAACCCCCAUUAUCUUCCAUAUAAUGCUGCUGUUUGUAUAUCAGUUAAAAAAACAGUUAAAACAAUGAAACAGUAAUACCCUCAUGUAAUCAGCCAUGUUUUCCUUCUCCUUUUGGCCCCUUUUAUCACAUUCUCAAACAGUAAUUUUCCUUCUUUCCAGAAUAGUUUUUAUCUGAGCAGUAUGGUAAUGCAUGUAUAUUAGUGCUACGGACUCUUGGACAAGAAUUCAAUUAUAGUCAGAUCAAAGAUACUCAACGACAAAGAGAUGAAUGUGAUAAAUAAGGACAGUGUUUUUUAAUGUGAGGACGUUAUCUUCAUAGGACAGCAGAUUGAAUGCUGUUCUCAUUAUCUAUGUUAUUAUUGGAUCGUUCAUGCAUGCAUUCUACAUUAUUCAUAGCCGAUGGAAUCAGACUUGGACAAAGACUGCUGAUAUUGAUUUUACCUCCGCUGUAUUGGUCAUGUCAAAUCCUCUUUAGGUCACUUUUUUUGCAUGCUAUGUUUAAGGUUGAGCAGCAGAGGGCAGUGUGGGAAUGGUGUAGUAGAUGAUCUGUCAGGAGUAAUCCUGGAAAAGGGGGAGUGUGUCCAUGCUGAAGGCAUGUGUGCAAGUAUUCAGUGUGUCAGAAAUAUAGAAAUAGGUCAGAUUUCUGUGGGUGCCUGCAAACAAAAUUAGUACGCCAAGCAUGCAGAACUGGCACUCUGUGAAUAAGAUGAGACAAUUUAGGAACCAUUGUGGGAGUAAUGACACAUGAUGGUGGAUGAGUAAUCUGGAUUAGCAAAGAUUGUGUUUCUCUUAUAAUGCCACAAAGACAUAGCAAAUGGUAUUUUAACAAUACUAAACUUGUAACUACUCUGUCACUCAACCUUUUCUCUCUCUCUUAACACUGAUUCUCUCUUCCCCCUGUCUCUCUUUACAAUGAUCCUUGUGCUGCCUGCAGAGAAUGCUGGUUGCCCCUGACAACAGUUGCUAGGAAACCACUCUGGAGUGACUUCAUAGCAUCGGGCAUGCUUUACACUGUGGCUCACGAUGAAUAAAACCAAUUUACUUCCCUUUCAAACACAAAUGUGCAUUUAAAUAGGCGAAAAUACUUUAUAGUAGUGUUACCGAUACGUCCGUGCACACAUAUAGGCUAGUGUGGCGGGAAGGUAGGAAGUAUUUUUUACGUUAGAAGCGGCUUCUUCACUUCUGAUGAUGAGAAUAUGGAGUUUAGUGGAUUUUCUGUCAACUCUGUCUAAAUGAACAUGUUUCUACUCAGUAAGACCACAAAGGAGGCCGGCUGUUUCAAAGUUAUGGAAAUUAGAUUGAUUAUGUAUUUCUCUCUCUCUGUUACCGCAAUUCUCUCUCGCCCACUUUCUCUCCCUCAAUCCCUUAUGUCCUUCCCCUGCAAAACCCUGCUCACAUUACCCUCCACCAUCCAUCUUUCUGCCUCUCUAAUUCUUCGUCUCUCUGCAGUGGUGAGAUAAGAUGUUCCUCCCUCUGAACUGUGGCGAGGUGUGGGUGAAGAGAGGAUGGGCUUUCCCUCUCGCCCCUUAACUAUACCCCCAGGACUUCCGGCCAAUGAGGGAAGCCACACAGGGCGAAUGUAUGUUUCUCUAUGCAUGCUGGUGGAGGAAAUUCUCUGUGUGUAUGUCUGUGUAGGGUUGUAUCAGUGCGCGUGUGCAGCAUGUAUACUGGGAUUGCUGUUUAAUGAACUUUAGAUUGGAUGUCAGACAAAUUCCCUCUGGCUACAAUCAGCCCGCUCUCUCAAACAUGGCCAGGACCCUUGGCUCAGGGAAUUGGUUGAAGUAGUUUCACACUCCAAUAUAUCAUAGUAAAUCUCAGCCGUGGCCAUGAGUUCGACACCUAACAGCAGCGACCAAUUGCACUAAAAUCUUGUUAAAAGCUCCUGGAGUUAGUACAAACCCCUCACAGUCUUCAGAUGUACAGUAUAUGAGUGUUUUUUGAAGAUAUAACCGCAUAAAUUAAUUCCUGGAUUAACCCAUCUACUGUGCAGCAGCGUACUUUAAUUCUCCACCAGGAGAGGGAUUUAAAUAUUUAAAAAUAAUAAUACGGCUAAUUGAUUUAAACACUAAUUAAGUCCCCCUUGCUUAGUUUUUAAUCCAACAGAUACACAGCACAGUUAAUAUCAACUAACUGGAUUGCUUUUAACCUCUCUAAAUAGCUUAACCUGAUUGUUAAAUUGGGAUAUGGAAGUUGGGGACUUAGAUGAUACUUCCACGGCUGAGAACUUAAAACCAAAAUGUGCAGUUCUUUUACUGGCCACUGGGAACUGACUCCAAAAAGCAUUUGAAUCCCCACAGGGUUUAUAUUAAAAUCCUCAUCUUUAUUUACAAACAUAUUUACGAGGGGCGGGAGAAAAAAUCGAUUCACAUAAGUAUCGCAGUUUUUUGUUUUACUAUUUCUAAAUCACCUUUUUUGUUCAAAAAUCUUUUUUUUUUUUUCAAAUGUAAGAAUAAAUUUUAAAAACUGACUUACAUGUGAUGUUAAUUUUUUGGAGAAUAUGGUUCCUGGAAUUGUCAGUAGACAAUCAUAAUCAUUCAACUGUUUCAUUGGUGUUACAAUUGCAGACUAAAAAUCGAGAAAAUCAACAAUACCGUUGAAUCGCAAUUUAAAUCGCAUCAGCAUCCAAAAAAUCGUGGAAGAAUCGAAUCGGGAGAAAAGCAUUUCGUCCCAACCCUAAAAUUUCCAGCUUCCUACAAGAACAAUUCUAAUGUGAUAAUAUUUAUUGUCAUAUUUUAUUUGUUGUUUCAGCAUUUAUGAAAACUGCACCCUCACUUAUAACUGAUCUAACUUUGAGUUCAUUUUCUGGGGGACGUUUUACCUCUGUGUGGAAAAAAACAGUUAUUCACUUGCUUAUGAAUAAACCAAUCUUUUUAGGUAGCUGCCUUAAUGUCUAGUUCUCAGUAUUUAUUUAUAGGUGUGGAAACCAGACUUGAGACCUCCCUUCGAUAUCCACCCUACAGUCCUAGAAAGAAUUUCUGGGUCCAAAAUAUUUUUAAAAAAAUGAAAAGAUACAAAACCUGAUACUUUCAAAUGGCAGUCAACAAACACUAGCUAGAUGUAUUAUUUAUUAGUUAUUUCACAUACAAACAUUGAGAAAUUUUUGUUCCAUGACAAUUUGAUAUUGAUAGCAGCAACAAGAAUAUGUGCUCACAUUAUAGAGAACUUGUAGCAGCAGAGAGUAAGGUCUCAUGUCCCAACAGACCACCUGCAGUAUUGACAGUGAUUGUUAACAAGCACACAUCUUCUCUCUCGAACACCCUCCUGAGCUGAUGCAUGAUAAAAGAAGUGUGUUGAAUGAGAGUCAGCAGCAGUUCCCUCUCUGCUGGCAUUGAUUUAGCGGUAACGCUGUGACAGGGCCACACAUUGACUUAUGGGGCCCUGUGUUCCCAGCCAGACACCUGGGCACACACAGCGAAUAACGAUGAAUAUGAUGUUUCUUUGUUUCUUGUUUAUUUUUUCUCUUCUUUCUUCUGCUUUGCCACCUUGCUUUUGUUCAGUCUUGUAACCUUGAGUUGCUGAUUUGUGGAAGUUUUAGUAUUGUCACGCUUCCGCACAAAAAUAUAUUCCCUUGCAUGAAAAUACCAAAAAGUAAACUCAAUAAACCAACGACACAAACUAAAUUGACACUCGAGUGUCCACAGAGACAGAUGGGGCAGCAGGUUAAACAACAAAAAGGCAGCAGGUCAUAACAUGAAGCUAGAGUGUCUCUGAGAAAGAGAAGGAAAACUCCCUGAUGUAUUAAAUUGAUAAUCAUUACGAUUCAUUCCUUUGUUUUCAUGUGAAGUUACAGCCUGUUUAGCUACGGCUAAUUACCUCAGCCCAUUGGAUGACCGUUUUCUGCAGCAUAAUUGCAGCCCUCAGUGGAAACAAAAACAGCCUGAGACAAUUACAAGCCAUUCUCACAUUUGUCUGGCUCGCUGUAAAUGCUGUUUUUUUCCUGCCCCAAAAUAUUACAGCAAAAAUUCAGAAACUGCAUAAUAAUAUCUGAAAAGCAAGAUUAAAAAAAAAAAAAACCCAGCAGAGCAUUAGACCGAUAAAUCUUGGUGUUGUCAUUUUAGAUUUGCGUAAAGGAAACACUCAAGAGAGAUUCAUUUUGGGAUCCAGCUGCGGUGCUGGGACACGAGUGUGGUUAGAGGAGGGGGAUGGGGGGGACAGGGGAGGGUUUAAGGGCAAUAUAAGGGCUGUAUAUUGCAGUGUGCACUGCACUGUGCAGUAUUGUCCUGUGAUUGUAGAGGUUAUCAACCCCCAUAACCCAUCCAUCCCUCCGCUCCUUUAUGUAUGGCUAUGUGCAGCUUUAAUAGGAACUGGGAACGAGUUGGGGGUUUGGUUUGGUGUGUGUGUGUGUGUGUGUGUGUGUGUGUGUGAUUGGAGGAUCUGCUGACAGGUUAACAUUCACUGUCAGCAGUAAUGUCUGAUGGUGAUAUAUUGGGCUGAAUGUCUCUGUGGCUCACCGAAAACCUCAAGUCGACUAAAAAGAAAAGAUUCAUUUGGACCUGAAACUAUUUUUUUUCUUUUACAAAAGUACAGUUGUCCUUAAAAAACAUUAUUUAAUUCCAUAAAACACUGUGAGUCAAACUAAAGUGGCAACAUCCAAGCAUUACCAGGAUGGGAGAGUAACCAGACUACAGAAUAAAUCAAAUAGAGCACUGUUUGGUGGAAAAUGAGAAAAUAAGCAUUCUGGGAAUAGUGAGGGGUAAAGGUUCUCGGGGUUUAUUUAUGAGGCUAUAUUUAGAAGACUAUCAUGGGUCCUCUGCCACUCAGAGGUCAGGGGUCAACCGAAUAAUGAGAUUUGAGCUCUUCUCACUUCCCUCCUCCCUGCAGUGAUCUGUGCAGCACUUAUCCAAUUUUUACAUCAUCAGCUAAGUGUGUGUGUGAGAGAAUUAGGAGUUGAUCUAGUGGGUGGCGGUGUGUGUGUUCAUUCAUCUGUGUCUGGUUUGUGUCCUUGAUAUGUGUGUGUGUGUGAGUUUCAGCUGUGAUACAAUCAUAUGGUCUGAUGGCGCUGUUCCAUGUGAGGUGCUCGAUUGUCUGAUGUGAAGUGGACCAAGAAAUGCCGUCCUUUGAGAAAAAGCUUUGUAAAAGAAAUACAUGUAAAUGAGCCCUCUUCUGUGAUCAGCUAAAUAAUUACAAAUAUUGCUGAACAGCGUUCAUUGUUCACCACCAACAUUUCAUGUCCACUAUCCUGUAUUCCAAGUCAGAUAAUAAUCACAGUUUUCCAAAUUUUUCUACUAAAAUAGAAAAAUCACACCAGUAUAUUUGGACUCUGCGUUUUUUACAUCUGACACCAUUCCUGUAUUGACCCGCACACAGACAUGUGUAAGUCCACAAUAGCUUUGCCACCUGCAGGUUGACUGUUAUUGAUCUCGUCCAUAUGUUGUGCUGGGAUGUCUGUGUUUUCCAGGCCAGUGUGAGAUCUAUGCUGUUGUGCUGCAGCCGGUUCCCAUCCAUCCACUUUUUUCAUAGAUGCAGCGGUCAUUUGAAAAAGUACCAACGUCAUUUUUUUCAGGCUUUCACAGCGACCUCAAAAACUCAUGUUAAAACAUGCACAGUGUCUGUAUAAAGUCUUAUUCACCCAGAUUAAGGUUUGUAGUAGCUGACCGAUAACAGUUUUAGACAAUGCUGAUAAUUGGCCGGCUGGUUGGCCAAUGGCAAAUAAGAAAAAGUGUUGCUGAACUCAAGUGAAUGUUUUGUUGAAUAAAUGUAGACCGAAAAAUGUUGAAUAUUUUUGGGAUUUCUGACCAGAUAUCUGAAAUUUAAAAAAAUAAUCAGCAGCGUCAGAUGCAAUUUUCAUUCUGUUGCAAAACCAUAGUGGUCACUGAAGCACCCGUUUUGCCCUAAAUGAAUGAAAAGAGGCAAUAAUAGUGAAAACAUACAGAACCAUCUCUAUAAGCUGUGCAUUAAUUCUGAUUCUGAUUCGAAUAAGCAGAAGUACAAGGUUGAUUUUCUGUACAAGAGUAUUUAACAACCUUUAGGGACAGUAUGAUGCUUUCUAAAAUGUGAUGGUACAUGGUACUGUAAUGAAAUGCACUGUGCAAAAAGCUGAUGUAGAUCCUCCAGGGCAUGUCCACUGUGGCUAAUUUGGGUAAUCCAAUGUUUUUUUUUUCGGUCCUAUCUGGGUCACUUUACAGAAGCCAGACUAAAAAUAACGAAGAGGAGAAGAAAAAAGUGAAAAUAGGGACAGGACUUCACUGGCUGUCACGCAGCACAGCAGUGAAGCUCAUCACCUCAGCCACUGUUGUCUCCUCCUCACACAGCACGGUUAGAUUCGGGUGCAGCGCCUGAGGAAGGCAACCGGUACAGGAAUGCACCCUUUUUUAUUUAUAUAUUUUUCACUGCUCUGUGCUCUUGCUUUGUUGCCAUGGCAACGGCAAAAUGCAGCUCAGAGCAGAGGUGAUGAUAUGUCAGUGUUUUACAGCCAUGAUCACAAAAACACACUCACACAAACACAAAUGCAUGUCCAGUGGCACCCAGAAUUAUCGUGAAAAGACGCGGCUCGACUGCUCUUUAGAGAAAGAUUGAAACCAUCAGUGAGGAUGAGAAGCCUGUCAUUGAAGGACUGUUGCAGCAGCCUCCCAUGACCUGACACAUGUAAUAGCUGUAUACAGUGGGAUACAGAGCAGCUGGAGCAGCUCCAGCAUGAAUAUGAGCAAAAAAAAGGGAACCUGUUUUUCGUGGGUGUUUGUGUGUUUUAGAGGGUGACUCACGCCUUGUCUAUUAAGAGAAUAGAGGGUGAUCAGGUUGCUAGGCGAUUAAGAGCUGCUAUUGUCUGGAGGGACAAUAGUGGCCCCUGAGAGUGCGCUCUCUCUUCUCUUUCGUUUUUCUUUCACACACACACACCAAUAAUGUACAUUUUGUCUGACCCCUGCUUCGAGCUUGGGCGGGAAAAAAAGGAGUUGACAGUGAGCAGGAGGACUAGAAAAGAGAAGCAUAAUGGGAGGCUGAGAGAGGAGAGGAGAGGAGGGACAGAGGAGAGGAAAGAGGGGAGGAGAGAAGGAGGGAGACUAGAAGAGAGAGAAGAUAGAGAGCAUAGGGAGAGCAGUAGCAUAAAAAAAGACCUGCAAUCAUUUGCCACAUUGAAGGGAACAAAUGUAGCUGGAGGCAGUGAGGGAGAGUGAGAGAGGGGGACAGGCAAAGAGAGAGAGAGAAGGAGAGGGAGAGAGAGAGAGAGAGAGCAUGGACAUUGCACAUGAGCACCACAGUGCUGUAUAGAAGAAGAUCACACAACUGACAGGUCGGUGAAAGGAGGAGAGGAGCUGGGAGUUUGGCACUGCCCUCUCUCCUCCUGCUCCCCUCAGUGUGUGUGUGUGUGUGUGUUUGUGUCUGUGUGCCUCCAUACACACACAGACACACAGACUCUCUCUGUGUGCCUGUCAGUGAGCUGGACUUUCUGGGUGGGUAGGGAGCUGCGUUUUGUAGAGGGAGAUGCUCGCUCUGAGGAUGAGACAGCGUUUCUAACAGGAUCUAUUUGCGGACUGGGAUAAUACAGCAACACAGCAAAAGGGGACUUGAGCCCACCGGAACCAAACUCAAUCAGCCAUGGAGGGUCUGCUGUCACCAAUGAGGACGCGGGUAGGUUACCAUGGGGAUUACCGAGCAUCUAAACCACUGUUUCUUCCACAGGAAUCCAUCAGCAGUAGACAUACUGGGAGGUAGCAGCUUUUGCAAACUGCUGGAAAUGAAUCAGUGCAUGCAUGCCGCUGUCACUGUGGUGAUGCUUGAACUCGAGCUGAGAAGUUUCCAGAGCUACCAGCGUUGCCAGGGGCGAUGGGCAGAAUGCUGAGCGAGUGUGAGGUUACAGAUAGUUUAUACAAAUGUUAAAACACUGCAGAGAAAACUGAUGCAGUUUGCAUGCAAGGUUUAUGAGCUUUCUAGUGUGUGUCCGUGCGCAGAUUAACAAGGGGCUGCUCUGAAAGAAUGACUUAGUGUUUCCGAGCCGUGCCUAUCUCCCUUCAGUACAAAUCCACUGGCCUUUUUAUUUAGGGUAGAAAGAGAGAGGAGAUGUACAAGGGAGGAACUGGUUUCAAUUUAUACAGCAAAACGGGUGUAUGUCUGAAAGUGUUGAUUCACUAUUGUUCUUACUAGGAAGACCUAACCGCUCUAUAAACCAUGGGAGCGUUUAGGUUGGUGUCUCAGAGAACACAGUCCGACUGUUUUCUAGUGAAUGUCUGUGUCUGUUCCAUACAAGAAAGGGUAAUGAAGUAGAAAAUGGUUUGAGAAAAACAGUGUGUUCAUGUGAUAUUCGGCAGCAGUGUGAGGACAGUAAUGGACCCCCAGAGGUGUCUUCCUAGCCGAGAUGAGAUCUGACACUUAAACUUACUUGUUUCAGCAGUUUUAUGUUGAGGAAUGUGUUUGAAAGGAUAAGGUAGGCUCUGUAUUGUAGACGCUGUGAUGGUGGUAUUAAUGUUUAUAAAAGCAUGAUUGCGUAUUGGAGAGGAGAGUAAUUUGCAGUUUCUAACAGUGACAAACACAUUAAACAUCGUCUUUGAAAUGAAGUUUCGCACCUUUUAAACAAUGCUCUUUUGUAUUCUUUAUAGUCUCAGACACACACCCCUCCCCCUCCUCUUUAUUAUAGCGCCACAUAGUUAGACCUGCACAGCCACAACUAAAUACUUGGUGCAUCUUCUUAGAAAACCACACAUGGGAAUAUUUGCAUGGUUAGUUGUUUGUUCUGUUUGAUCAUAUUCCAGCUGUGAACCUGUUCAGUGUCUCCUGCUGCACAAACCUCAGUUUUUUUUUUAGGGCACUGAAAGGGUUAAAUCUAAGUUGACCUAAUGGUGCUGUCACACACGAGUGCAUUCAUCUCUUCACCUCUCUAUUCUCGUCUUUACAAUUUCCCUCAUCUUCAUCAUCCUUUUUAUAUUAAAGCUAACUGUGUGUCCGUCUCUUUCUCACCUCUCUGUCCUGUUUGUCUGCCCACCUGCCUUACUGCCUGUCUGUCUGUCUGUCUGUCUGCCCCUCGCUGUGCUUUGGCAGUUAUAACGAGCGCUGUAAUUGGUAUUUGCAGAUCCGCCCAUGAUAUAAGCCAAAGAGAGGAGUGUUAGCGGGGCCGUUUGGAGAUAGACUUGGCUUCAAAGACAUGGCACCAAAUCAAGCCCGCUAUAUCUGUGCUGUCUGCCACCAUGGCCAGAUUUGCCCACCAGCGUUUGGGAAUCACUCUCAAUGGCUAAAUGACUUUUGCAUUUAUCUUCAUCAGCCACAUUGAGCUUCACAUGCCCCACAGUUGAUCUUCUCAGUUUUGGCAUGAAAGUCACUUUCAUAGAUGGAUGUGAAUGAAUCAGAGCAAAACGAGCCAGGGCAGGAGUCCCUCUAAGUUUGCACGGCAUUAUCUGGAUUAAAUGUGAUUUUUUUUCAUCUUUGGUGUUGAACCUACUUAGAUUUGACACUUUCCUCAUCCCAAAUUUACUUAGAACAAGCAGUGGAGGUUGCAAGAGUUAAAGAGGAUCAAACCUUUCGAAAGAAAGACUGUUUUCACAUGUUUUCUUGUUCGGGGAGAGCACCAAUGGGAUGUUUAUCAGUGGCAGCUAGGGCUGGGCGAUAUGGGAAAAAGUUUAUCACGAGAUAUUUUUUUCAUAUCAGUUGGUAUUGAUGUAUAUCACGAUAUAAAAAAUGAAAUUUAACAGUGCUUAUUGGUAGCAUGUCCUUUUCAAUACAAUAAGCUGCAUCUAUGAGGUCUUGGUGUCUCUUCGACGUUUUGUCGUAAGGUGUUGCGCUGGAGAAAGCGGACAGAAUGGUCGGCUGUUUCGGCUGCACAGGCGCCAUGGGCUUCUUGCUCCGCUCUGGGGUUUGAAACCUUUUGCAGUGGGCUCUGCCGCGUGGCACUGCUUCAGGUGGUGAAAAAGAUUUGAGGUAUUCCCCGGCUUUGUGAGAACAUUCACUCAACAUAAUUUGCAGUGCACAUUACUCUGCUUCGUGUCCGACCUCAAAAAAACAAAAUACCUCCACACCGCAGACAUUUUCGUGCCACUGUUGUCAACGAUGUCGUCAUCAGUUGAGCCUUCAUCCACAUUUCUGCCGGGGGGUAGCACUUAUUUUCCUUUCUUCUCACCAACAGUGCUGUCAGGCUUCACGUGUUUAAAUGCUAUGGUUGCGUGUAGCUGCAGUCUGCUACCAAUGCAGUUGUUCGCCACUUGGUUCUAAUUCAGCACAUGAUUGGUUCAGCAAGAAGUGGACCCGGAGCAAAUCCCCUUUUCAUUGGCUUUAUAUUGAUAUUGAGGGAAAUGAAUUUUUGAUAUUUAUCGUUAUCAUUUUAUCGCCCAGCCCUGUGGCAGAGCAGAAAACAUCAUCAAAGCUCCCCUUUGCGUUAAUACAAGAAAAGUGCCAUCUCCUCCAUCAGUUGCUCUAAUGUGUGUUAUGUUUUUACUCACAUAAACCACAGCUAAAUUUGUGUUUCUCUUAUAUCAAAAGACUUAAAAGAACCAUAAAAAUCAAUUUCUUUUUGUCUUUGUAGGGCGGUAUUCCUCUAGGUCUCGCCUCAGGGAUACAGAAAAGGUGACCUCAAGCUGAAGAUAACACACAUGGAAUAGUAAUAGCCUACUAAAAGCUGCACAGCCUCUCAUCCCCUGCUCACUAAAAUUGGAAAAAAAAAGCGUACUGCUUAUUUGAGAUGGCUCUGUAGUGGACUUUAGAGGAGUUGCACUCGUAUCUCCUUGAAGCCCUCUUUCCUCUGCUGCACUCCGUAUCGCUCUUCCUCUCAGUUUCUUUAGUUAGGAGGACAGUAAUGGGCAGUGGAGCAGGAAAAUGAAAUAAAAUAAGCAUCAGUGAACUGUGCGUCAGCGUUGCCUUUUUGUGUAGUUGCAUAUCAGGAAAACAGGUCAACACAAACACACAAAACAUGCAGAAACAGAGCAACCAUGAGGAGAAAUAACGUAGACAAUUUGUUUUGAUAUCUCUCUUUUCGUCCUUUUAAUUUGAGGCACAACGUCUACAUCUCUCCUCCGCUAAACUUUGCAGAGAGAAAGAGGAGAAAACGAACAGACGCAAACUCUCCCAGAAUCUAAAUCAGAAAGAUCAAGUUCUUCUGUUGGUAUCCCCAGUUGUAUGUAAUCUAUGCAUAUAGGUCAGUAGAACAAGUUCUUCCUUCUUCUGGAAAUGUGUUGUAUCUCUCAUCAUGCACACAUUAUCAGUCAGUGUGUGUCUGUACGUGUCAGCUCUGCAGUCAGCUCCUCCUGUGUUAGUGGAUCAAUAGGGAGUAGUUAUCAAGAGAUUAACCCUGUCAAUGCUUUAUCAGUCCAAUCAGAGAAACUCCUCCACCCUCACUCCAUCUCUUAUUCACUCCAUCACUCUCUCACUCUUGUCAUUUAACUGCUGGCCAGCCCUCUUUUUUUUUCGACACAGUGUCAUCUCCUCUCCUGUCUUUCCUUGUUCAGGUCAUGCGAGUGCGAAAAUGCAUGUGCAUCCAGCUGCCCAUGACAGAUGGAGCCGUGGCAGGAGAGGCUCAGGGCUUGGACACAUAUGCGCCCUCACCCAUGUGCACAUAUUUAUUUUAUUAAAGAGUGUGCAGCACGCGCGCUUACACACACACACACAUUUCUCACCUUCUCUCCCUUUAUGUUGCUGCUUCAGCUCCACUGAAUUGCAUGCGAAAAUCAGCCUGAAUCAUCCUCCCGCACUCUCAAAAUCCCCACAAGCCGUGGGUACCAAAUGUUGUUGUUCCCCCAACCCCCCCUGCUUUUCGUUCUUUCCUCCUUUCCUCUACAUCCCCUCCGUCCGUCCACCUGGUUCAUUAGUGGGCGGACGGCUGUCAGAUAGCUGAGGUCAGAGUGUUACAGAGGGGAGGACACGGCAGCCAAAAGGGAAACUGCUAGACCCUUGUCCCUAAAGCCGGGUGCCUAGCUGCCUGGAUGAAAAUAAUUAGGAAAGAAAGGCAGGGCUAGGGGGGUUUGGAAAAAGGUGGGACUGUCUUUGGCAAUCACUCUCUCGCCCUCUCUCUCUCUCUGUAUGCACACACAUACACACACAUACACAUACUCAAUGCACAGCGGGUUGGCUGGCAGCUUUUAAAGGCCUAAGUAAGCAGGGUUGUCUGGUGGCUGGAACCACAUGGGGCACACACACACACACACACACACAGUAUGUAGAGCCCAUCUCCCAGCUGUCACCUUAGCCUAUGAAGUGCAUUGCCAAGGGUAGUUACAAUGAGGGGGCAGGGCCUUUAUACAUUUUAAGCAACAACAUAUUGUAAUGUAAUUGAAACUGGAAACCCAGAGUUAUUCAGGUGCCCCUUUUAUGAAGAAAGCCUACAUUUUUAAUACACAAAAUUUUGCUUCCUUUGAGGUAGCCGAUUUUUCAUUCGUAUUUUAUCACGAUUAAGGCUCCUGUGAGGAAAAAAGAGCUGUUUGUUAAUCACUUUGGCAUUAAAAUGACUAAAAAAGAAUGAUCAGUCUUCCUCCUGCUGCUCCUGUCUGCAAUUGUGGAUUAAGUGGGCUUCGGUUUUCAUCUUAGUAUGUUUUAUAAACAGUAAAAAAAAAAAAAAAAAAAUCUCUCAGGAGUUUCUAACUGACAAAAAUCUCUUCGUCGAUGACACACAGAGGGACAGAGGUGUUGUUUUGCAUUGUUGGACAAGAUCAGCGAGGCACCACGCAGAGAGAGAGAUGUCGUGCUGUUUCCUGGUUGAAGCUUUUUUUUUUUUUUCUCUCUGCUGAACAUCUUUGCUUACCCGGUUUGAAAAUGUAACACUGCACGUCAGCCAUAAGUCAUCUCUGAUUAUGUUGGUGGUUGUAUGUGUGUGUAUGUGUGUGCCCUUCUAUGUCAAGCAUGUCAAACUCUCUCUUGUUCCCUUGAAGAGGCCCAAAUGAUGAGAUCAACCAGAGCACAGCUGAACAACCAGGGAAGCAAACCAGUGAUGCACUUAAUGUUAGACGUCGUCAUGGAAACACAGGGUGCAGAUUUUCCACUUCAUUGGCUGCUAUCAGGCUAAGGGCAAUCUUCAAAUUAUUUCCAAGAAAGGCAAUUGAGAGAUGGGAGGGAAAAAUUAGUCAAGUGUUCGUCAAGACAGUUAAAAGACACAGCAAGACUCAGGAGUAUGCAAAUGAGAAAUUUACCGUAACAUCAUCCUUCAAUUGAAAGCAUGUGUUGUUGGUGUGUUGCAGUUGAAACCAUGCACUUUGGAUUAAAGAGCCUCAAGCAGUCCCAUUAUGAAUAUUGACUUUAUCCGUGUAAUUGCAUAGAAUAGACAGUCCCCGAGGUCGUUUCUUUGUACUGCUUUUAGCCUUCAGAGAAUCAGAAUGGCAAUUACACGUUUCCCUAUUGGAUUGUAAUCACACACAUAUACACACGCACACACACAAACAUGGAGCCGCCCUUGACGAACAAGCAGAGGAAUGGUGGUGUCAACCCUGCAACAAAGAAUGACCCUGCACUGAACAGGUAUCAUACAUCAAACGAUCAUUACAUCUGCAUGGCACAGACAAUUUCACAAAUACGCACACACUCACAUGUGUGCACUCACACAGGAAAUAAGAGGUUCUAUCUUCCUUUUUGCCCCAUUACCUUUUAUCUCUUAUCUUCUUAAGUCGCACACAAUUAAGCUUUGCUUCCACUCUGUUACUCUGCCCUUUCCACCUCCACCUCACCAGAGACCUGCCCUUUUUCCACCAGUUUCUCCCCUCUCUCCUAAACCAUCCUUCCUCCAUCCCACCACAGCUUCCCCUGAGCUCCAAACUCUGACAUCUUAACAUGAGCAGGCAGAAAGCCAGAGCUGGUCAGCGGCAGCAUUCUGAGAGUUUGAUUGGAGGAGGAAGAAGCGGGCUUGUGUCAAUACGGCCCUAAACGGAGGAGAGAGAAAGAAAGGAGCAUGAUUAUCGCUGAGCCAUAUUUCCAUUGCUCUCAGUUCAUGCAUUUCAGCAGAAACGACCACAUGAAACAAACCAACACUUAGUUAUCACAGUUGAUCUCCAGCAGCGACUGUGCUGUUCCUGCUCUGACCUCUUCACAUGCACUGAGGGAUGCUGGCUUUAUUACAAUUACAAAUUCAGUCUGAAGUGCUGAUUAGUGCAAAGAAGAAUCACUCCCCUCUGCCAGUGCAAGGAUUCAGGUUCAGUCCCCGGCUGUGGUGGUUCCUGAUCCUGACCCCUUUGAGUACCUAACUGGCGAAGUUGCAGGUAACAGACUCAAAGAAUAUCGACUUGCAAAGCUUUGACAACCUUCGACUACUUCAUUAAACUUCAGAUUUUUAAAAGUAGUGUUUGAAUCUAUCCCCAUUGGACCUCUACACCUUCCUUAGACUUGAUCCAGCAGCAGGAGAACUGUACUAAAGGAAAAGGCAAUCCAGAGAAUAAGAGCGGCAAUCACAGACACUAAAGGGGAAAAUGGAUUUCUGAUCAUUUUUGUUCAACAUCAGUGACCUUAAAAAGAAGUAUUUAAAAUUUGAAACAUUUAUUUAAAAAUGCAGUGUUGCUGAUUAAAAUAUUUCAUGUUUUUUUUCUUAUAAGAAGCUACCAACCCACUGAAUUUAGAUAUUACAGCUCACAAAGAGCUGAGCUGAAAUAGCAAUGCACAGAUUUUACAUUUGUACUCUUUCUGCUCUGUCGCGUUAAUGCCUCAUACAUGACUGCACAAAGAGACUAAGACACUGAACACUUCCACAUACGCAUGUAUACUGAUAUACCCGCACAAAAAAAAGUGCUCCUGCUGGUCACUUUUCAUGCUUCAUAACGCCUGCUCCAUACGGCUCCAAGCGUAUGGACCCAUGUACUGCUGCCACCAGACAGCCAUAUUGAUGUCGGCCUGUCAACCUCCCAGAGGCAGAGGCGAGGGCUCGGGCAGGUUUAAAGCUGCGGGAAGAAAAGAUGGAUGAUGGAAUGGAGGGAUAGGAAAAAACAGAGUGAAAGAAGAUGGAGAUGAUGAAGGGCCUCGGAUGAAAAAGGACUAAAAUGUUCAGUGUGGCGAAUAGGAUGUGGAGGAGGGGUGAUCUUUAGAGGCUCUCUUGAUUUUCAGCCUCUGAUUUCUGAAGCAGUAGUCCAUGACACUGCAGACACUUUGCCAAUCCCAUCCGGCUUCACUGACCUUAUUGGUUUGUCUCUGAGGGGGAAGUCAGUGAGGGGAAAUGUGCUUUUAAUAAAUAUGCUUUUCUAAAAUAGAUCUACUUCAAGAGAGUGGCUGUUAGAGUGCCCACAUCCUCAGCUCCAGAGUCCAGACAGCACUUGAUGUUUUUCUAAAUCCUUUUUGUCAAUGUUUUCACCUCAUCCUGUCUCUGGUUAUGGAAACUGUGCAGUGGUUGCCAGGUAUCCUAUUAUCCCCUCCAUCUGCAUUUACGCUGAAUUAAACCCAAAUAUGAAAUCAAGGUUGCCAGAUUGAUGCUCAUAUAUUCUCAGAGGAAUACUUACAUCACUCUAAGUGUCCCGCUGACCCUCUCUGCUCUCAUUACUGCUUGUUAAAACGAUUAAAUGUGACGUGUGUCAGAUUUAUAACUCACCCCUGUGUGUGUGUUGAGGUGUGUGCACACGUGUGUGUUUGUUUUAAUCUGAACAGAUGUGAGCAUCUGCCAUUGCAGUUAAGGCCAUUAAUACAUGUCUAGAGGUGUUUGUAUGUGGAUGCGUCUGCUUUUGGGGAACAGCUGUUGUUGUUUGCUGUGUGUUUUGUGAGUGCACGCACGUUUGCAAGUCGUCUGCCAUACCUGAUUUUAAAAAUGCAUGUGCAUUUAUGACACAAAGGAAGUCAAUGAGGGAGUCUUUUCCUGUUUGAGAUUGGCUGGAGCCUCAGCUUAAUGUCAACACAGACUGAAACAGCUACCACAGUCACAUUAAGAGGAUAUGGUAUGAACUGAUUAGAAAUUAUGGAUGCACCGAUCCAAUUGUUGGAUCAGAGAUCGGCUUCGAUGUUGACAAAUUAACUGGAUCGGAUAUCUGAUGAAUGACGCAGAUCCAGAAUUCUGAUCCAGUCUUUUUAUUCUUUUAAUUCAUAUCAUACACAGCAACACAGGAUUCUGCUCGCUCUAUAUUUGAUGUCUGACUAUCCUUUUGCACUAAAUGUUUACACGAAAGUCUUCUUGCUGUGUGCUAAUGUGCAAUUUGUUAUUUGUUAAUAAAUAAUAUUAGGUCAAUUUAAAUUUGUGUUAAUUUGUUACCUUUUUUUUUUUAGCAAGGCUUAAUGUCAAGCCGGAUGCCUUCACUCACAGGGCAAGGUAUACAGUUCAUUCAGCCAACAGUAGUAUUGAAUCAGUAUCGGAUAUCGGCCGAUACACUCAGGUAUCGGUAUCAGAUUGGAUCGGAAAAAAAUUGAUCGGUGCAUCUUCAUUAGAAACGAACCUCAGAUGCUCUUUUUAGUUCGGGUUGUGAAAAAGAGUCUAACCUUCUUUUCCCACGUUUCAACUUUUGCUGCGGUUAGUUUGUUCUCAGUCAAAGGCUGUAUUUAAAGCUACAUGUCAACACUUGUGCAGGUGUUGAAUAGAACUCAGGAAAUGCUCUUAUCAUGCACACAAAAGACACUAUGAUAAGUGAUUCAAAGGAAGCCAGCCCUUCCCAUUCAGUACACCAUUAACCUUACGGGAAAGGUUGCCAAGCAAGUCACAAAGUGGGUGCAGUUUGUUGUUGUGUGAUUAUUAUGUAAUUAUACAAUUGAAUGGAAGCAGUUUCAAAAUAACAACAUUUUUUUAACCACAGCUGUGAUUUUUCUAAGAGAUUAGAUUGCACUGAUCCAACUCUGUGGUAAAAGAAUAUGUAGAUGUAUGUGUUGCCUCUGCAUCUGUGGACCAGUUGGGACCAUGUUGCAGUUUUAAAUCCUAUAUUUCCUGUCCUUUAUUAAAACCUAAGCCUCUGUGUUUCAUCUCCUCUUAGAUCUUUAUCCCGUAUUUGUACUUUUUAAUUUAUCCACCUCUAAUAACCUUGUCCCUGAGCGCUGUCGACAUGUUGCAUUUCAUGCUCUGACCACCAGAGCGCGCUGUGUGAUGGGAUUCCCCUCGCUCGGCUUAGAGCUUCUUUAAAUCCUGAGCUCCAGCACUUGAAAGUUGAAUCUAGUUUUGUGUGCUGGAAAAGAACAUGCUCUCUUGCUUUCUUGUGUGAAGGAGUGUCUUCACUUCUUCCUGUGGGCCCUUCAGGGAGGUGAAGUGAAGUGGAGUGAAGGGAGUCUCUCCACAGCAGAGAGAAAAAACUUCUUUCCUUGCUUAAGAUUCUCAGCUGUCAGGAGCAACCAGCCUUCGCCCUGUAGUGUCCUGUCUGAUGUAUGGAGCCAAUAAGCACAGACCCUCAGCUCUAAUGAACAGUAGUCUGCCACCCUGCUGCUGCCCUGUGUGUGAGAGAGCUGGCCAUUUGGCCCUGAUAAACACCCGGCUUCAUGGUAUGACUCCACAGUUCCUCUCAUCCUUCUUCUUAGGAGACAUACAGACUUGUGGGGAUGGGGGGUAGGGGGGGGCACAGAUGAGGCAGCGUGUGUGCGAGGUGAGCAGAGAACUGUUAUGUGUAUAAUUAAUGACCUCAUCCUGAUCCUCCUGCUGUCCAAGGAGGAGACGAUGAGCAGACAAAAGACAAAAGAGCAGGAAAAAUCAAGAGAGGAAAUGACAAGAAGGGGAAAGGAGACGACUGCGGGGGACAAAGAGGUUGAAGGAGAGAAGCAUAUGUUAAAGGCUUCACUCGAUAAAUAAUGAGGUUUGACGGUGACCGAGUGGCCAUCCCAUUACCCCUGCUGCCACUGAAGGGGCAAUUACAAAAGAUUUAACCCCCUCCUCACCCCACCCCCCAAAAGAAGAAAAAAAAACAUGCACACUCUCCUUCUCUCUGUUUCUCUUUCUUCCCACUCAAUCCCUCUCCUUUUAUAUUUUUAGUACACCCCAAUCUUCCCAUGCCCUCACUUUGAUAUAAAUGGUAGCCACCAAAGCGGGUAAUGGUGGCUGAAUGUAAAUCAGUAGGUAAUGUGAGAAAUAGAGACUUUGGCUUGCUGAUAAAUCUGUGCAGAAGUGCAGCAAGGACAAAGGUGGGAGGAGAGUAGGGGGCAACAUGUCUGUCUAGUUGGAGACUCUCUGACUGUCAAGGCUGUGGUCCCAUGUUGUCUGUCUGGGCGGCCCAUCUUAGGCUUCCUCAUUAAAUCUAUCCAUUCAGGAAUUACAACCUGAGAACAAGCGAGGAAGUAGCUACCUUAAAUUAAUCAGCGUAAAACCACACACAGUCAAACAAGAGUCGUAAUUGUACAAUUUACAUCCUCAGUAAUGGGAGGGAUGGCCUGGAGUCAUGUCAAGGAGGUGGAGACAUGCUCAUAUUACGACUCUCCUUCUAACCCUGAAUCCCCGAAGGGCUCUCCUCCUCCUCCUCCUCCUCCUCCUCCUCCUCUACACGUUAACAAAGACAAUCUGCCUGAGUCAUUCGGCCAGCAUUAGCAUUGGUUUGCAGGGCAGUCUAGGUUCUGGUGCACCUGUCAGAGGUGUGGGCCCCAUCUGCAGCAUAACAAGCAUCUCAGUCCCCUGCCUGCAGCAAGAGGAGGAGCUGGCACGGUCUGGUUUGGGUUACUCAACUCCUGAGAGGAUGCAGGCGUGUGUGUUGUUGAUUAUAGAAUGAGUAGGUCAUGCUGGCUCAUUAUAUGAACAAGGAAAUGCAAGAAUGUGCACAGGUGCAUCCCAUUUGUAUUUUGUUUGUUAUUUCGUGGUUCGCAUGCCUGAGGGAUUGAAUGAUUCAUUGUCUAUGAAGAGUUGUGUAGUUACAAGGGGCUGAGAGGUUUACAAGGUUAUAAGCACAGCUGCAUCCUGUGUGUUGACAAAUGAGUCUGAGGAAUGAAAACUGUUUGUCCGGAGUGUGCGUAGUGCAGGAAGGCUGACGGGAGGAUGUGGGGAUUUUAUUCCUCAAACAUUUGCUCAGUUAUUCCAUAACUGUGUAAUUGAAGUUUUAGCUGAUGAUAGAGUAAAAUGAGAAUGUGCUUUUUUAUUGGUAAUAAACAUAAUUUCAUUCAUUUUUUUGAGUAGUUUGAUGCUGUAACUCUUGGUCAUGGUGCUCUGGAGACUUAUUUCUGCACCUCUUUAUCUGGGCACAUAGAACCUAUAGGACAAUGAUCCAUUACCCAUAUUGGUAACACUUUACUUGAUGCCUAUCUCUAUAAUGCAUUUUAAAUAUAUGUAUGAUGCAUUAUAAUCAUGUUAUAGCACUGUAUAACUAUAGUUAUAAACACUCAUAAAUGAGCAUAAUGCUUUAUAGCAAUUAUCAUAACACAUUAUAAAGUGUUUUAUCAUGACUCACAAGCUCAGGUGUUAUAAUGUGUUAUAACUGUUAACAACUCACUGACAAUACCCACAUAGAUAAUGCAUUAUACAUAUACUUAUGAUGUGUUAUAAUUUGCUUAUAAACUUGUAUAACUAUCAUUGUAAACACUUAUUAAUUAUCAUAAGGCUUCAUAACAGUGAGCAUAACACAUUAUAAUACCUUAUCAUAGCGAUAAAUAUACACAUUUAUAAGCAAGUUAUAACACAUCAUAAAUUUAUGUAUAAUGCAUUAUCUAUAUGAGCAUUGUCAGUGAGUUGUUAACAGUUAUAACACAUUAUAAUACCUGACCUUGUGAGUCAUGAUAAAAUGCUUUAUAAUGUGUUAUAAUUACUGCUAUAAAGCAUUAUGAUCAUUAUGAGUGUUUAUAACUGUAGAUAUACAGUGCUAUAACGUGAUUAUAACGCAUUAUACAUAUAUUCAUCAUGCGUUAUAUAGAUUUUCUGCCCACUGUAUACUCGGCACAAUGACAUACAUUUAAACAUGCAAACCCGUGUUCCCCAUUUUCCCAGUAUCCAAGUGUUUCCCCUGGAGAGUACGAUCAUGUAUAACCCAUUUCCCCUCAUGAUCUGGCCUGUAAAGAUUAAAUAUGUAGCUGUAUCAUCAAACAUUUACAACUCACGCUGCUACAAAUCAGAUUCCUAAUCGUGUGUAGACUUUGGGGACUGAGGCUCACGUGCAUGUUUUGAUCCUAAGUUGAUGUGAAUGUGCCGUUUGCACGCUGGAGUAAUUCAGGAAGGUCGGGACUACUUGCAGGCUGAUGGCCUGCUUCCCGGAGUGUUAAUUGUUAAAUCAGUGUUAGGGAAACAAUGUUUUCUUAUCCACUUAGUGGUGUUUGUGAGUGUGGGCCUGUGCACAUCUUUCUGUGUCUAUUGCUGCCUCCUCGGCUCUGGGUAAAGUGGGCUGAGUUUACUGGGGCAGAAAAUGGUGAAGCGUGACUCAAUCCAGCGCCUUCAUACAACCAGCCUCUGAAAUAUGCCUCUGUCGCAUUCUGUCUGCUCAGUGCCUCUUAGACACACACUCACUCAGUGUCGAGAGGCUUGUAUGUAGGGCAGGGAUGACAGAAACAAAUACUCUGACCGAGAUACAAAAGGUGGAAAGUGUGUAAAUGUGUUUUGGAAAUGGCUGUUGAGAUAUCUUUUUGUCUACGUGGUUAUUCCAGUGAAACUUUGCCUCGUUUCUCCUGAGUGUGAGUAUGUUUUGCUAAAACUCAAGGUGACUUCACUGGAGCUGGAAUGAUAAAAAGAUAGUCAAGUGCACCUGCUUCCCUCUCUUUCCUUUCGAGUAGCCACACUCACACAUCCACACAUACUCAGCUGUACUGAGAGAGACAUCGAAGUAACAGAGAGCCAUUCACUGUAAUGUGGAAUGACAGAUUUGGGGUGCGGAGUGACACAGCAAAAUUCAGAUUACCAAUAGCGCUGCAGAGAAUGACUUAGCAGGAUCCUUCUCAUCAUCACUUGCUGUCCUUCAUCACUCGAGGGAGGAGAAAAAGACAUCAAAAAGAGAAAAAAAGAUUGAGUGUCAGUGGGAAGAUAAAAAUACCCAGUGAUCCACAAUGCAUAAAAACAUGUGAUAAUGCUAAUUAUAGUCAGGCUAAGUGGUAGACAUAGAAAAUGAAGCUAACACAGUGACUUAAGGUUUAAGGCCAUUCCUGCAGACGAAGAUUAAGUGCAGACAGACUUUAACACCUUCUUGUCUGGUGUAUGUGAACUGGCAGUAAACCUUUUAAACAGUUAGCUCCAAACACAUGCUUAAGCUGCUUUAUCAACGUGUCUGGAUGGAUACUAUUUUUGAAUCAGCCAGUGUGUGUUCCCAAACCUCAAACCACUUGGAACGCUGCCCGGAGUUUGAUUAGCACAUAUCCCUAUUUUCCACGCCAGGUGGACAUCACAAUCGAUUAGUCUCUCACAGACACACACACUCACUGUACUUGUUGUUCAAUAUUAGAAUUAUAAGAGACCAAAGCUGUCCUCUGAGCUGUGGCUAUGGUUCAGAGACAGAGAGGCCUGAAAAGAGGAAGUUUGCAAUGAUCAAUCUGAGCUGCUGUAAUAGUCACCAGCAUGGCCUUCUUCAUGCUUACUGGAUCACGGGGACUGUUGACUUCCAUGAGGGAACCAGGAGUGGAGAGGAGAAAAUCUUCUCAGACCUCAGUGCGCUUCAUCUUAAGGUACUGUAACGAGUAGUUAAGAACUCACUGAUGUAGGGUGACCAUACAUCCUCUUUUACCUGGACGUCCUCUUUUUUAGGGGCUGUCCGGCUUUAUCCAGCUUUGUCUGGGGAAGUCCUUAAAAUCCUUCAAAUGUCCAUGGUUUUUUAUGUAAGUUUCGAUUUUGUGUCACAUGGAUUUACUGAGUUAGAAGCGUGUAAAAGACACUUGAUCCAACCCAAAAUUAACUCAGUGCAACUCCGUGACUCCACCCACAGGUAGUCGUGUCCUCUUUUUGGGAAGUCAGAGUAUGGUCACCCUAACUGAUGCAACAAGCCUGCUUUACGGAUACUUUUUUGUACAGUUGCCACUGAAAAGUAUCUGAAUCUUUUCAAUAGUUUCUCCUUAGUCUAAAUUAUUCUGAUGUUUGCAUUGUGUGUUUGCCUGUUCCACUUUAAUUUUGGAAAAAAAUCUAGGCAAACAGGAGCAGCUUAAAUCUCUUGUCGAAGUGUUUUGUUUGGGUAUUUGAAAUCACGUGCAUGUACCUUGGAUUAGUGAGUUAGAGUACAGUGUGUCUGUUUCUGAUGUAUAAUUCUACGAGGGGGAUUUUUUUGCAUUGCUGAAGAGAUUGCAGUGAUGUUUUAUGCUGUUAAAUUAAGUGUCUCUCCGACACAAACACGUCCACCAGCACACAUGUACACACCCCGGAUUACACACCAAAAUCUGGGUGUUAACCCUAGCAGUACCUAGGUGUCACAGUGGGACAGGAACAUACUGUCCUGGGCUGCAUCCCUGUUGGUGGCUAAGCUCCUCACUAAUGACAAAUGUCAGUCUACUUGGGCUACCUGCUGCUUUCAACACCUUUUACUGCACUUUGUCUCCAUGUGCCACCUGCUUCACAAGUCUUAGUGGCCAUAUACUGUCCAUCUCCACCCUGCUGCAGGGUAUUUAUAAUGCAUGAGCGACAUGUAGAUGAGAAUUAGAGGGAUAUUUCUCAGUUAUUAAUGGGGAUGUUACAUAUUCACAGCAGGUAGCAUAAGAAAUGAGCUCAGAAGACAGGGAAGUCCCCUGAGGGCAGCAAACGACUGAUGAAUCCACGCUCUUUGUCUUUAACACCCAGUGAUGUGUUUUAUGCAGACACAGAUCCGUGUGUGUUUGUGUGUCCAUAGAAUCAUUGCUAUGCAAAAGACUCAGUCACACUCCAGUGCUUCACGCAACGUAGUUGAUGGGAGGGCUGAUGAGUGGCUCAUCUUGUGGAUCUCACUCCCAGAAGAGGUCGAAGGCCAAAGGUCAUUGUCACUCUGUAUCUGAAUGAUGGAAAAAUGGCAGGGGGAGGACAGGAGGUGGAGAUCAGAAUGAGAGGGAUGUUUCUGAGGCAGGGUGGUGCGAAGAAAGAUUUAUUAAAGAGAAAGGGCGAAGAGAGAUAUUGCUGGUGUAGAAAGGUUGACUGGGGUGCAUCAAAGCUCAAACAUUUGCCUGAUAGGAUAUGUCAUGGCAUUUUAGCUCAAAUGCUUUCUUUUUGUAAAUGCUAACGGUCUCUGUUGUGGCUGAGUGAGUAUGAUCAAUCUGCUGCAGGAAUCAUAGUCCUUUAGUAUUAAAUUAAGAAUUGGAAACAACCAGUAAAAUUCUUCUAGAAAAACUUCUAGAAGAUAGAAAAUAGAAAACUUCUAGAAAAUAUUAUUUGGGGUCAUCACGUGUGUCUAAGCCACAGCGCAGUCUUCCACAACUCAUUGUUGGACUGGCUAAAAGCUGCUGCUACAAUACCUGAGUGGCCCAGAGGUGAACGUGCAUAAAUGUCAGAUGAUAUUCUGUAGCCUGCUGCAGUUUGGCAGUAUUUUUGCCAAGAAAAUGGAAAUAAAGUUGUACGUAGGCUAUUUCUGGUUCAGGUAGCAUAAAACCCCAGAAGCCAUAGGUGACUAGUGAAGAAUGUUGACCUUCAAGAAAGAGUAAUGCUGCGUUCCAGUUACCACGAAAGUCGGAUGUCAGAGCUGGGAAUGACGCUACACCCAAGUUAACGGCGUUCCAGUUAACAAGACAAAAACCAAGAUGGACUGUUAGCUGUUGUUUACAAUUGUCAGCUGUCAUUAGUUGUUGUCAGCUGUUGUUAGUUGUUCUUAGCUAUACCAGUUGUAAACAACGCAAAACACAGUGUUUUACUAUACAAACAAAAUAGCACCGUUUUCACAGUUAGACGGGCAGUACAACAUAUACCACUUAUUCGAUUUCACAUAAACAAAACAGAAGUGCGAAUAAAUAAUACAUCAAGAGAGCUUUCGCUGUUACUCUCUACUGUUGAUGCACUGCGCUGCCAUCUUGGACUAUGACAUUGUCGUCAAGUUGGGGUUGGUGAGGAUCAUCCAGCUUUCUUAAUCAAAAAUCCGACUUCAGGGGGACGUUCCAGAUGAAUAUCUGACUUGGCAUUCGGAAAUUCCGACUUCCGAGUACAACUGGAAUGCAGCAUAAAGCCAGGGUGUGAUAGCUCUACUAAUGGUAGCCACUCCUUCUUUUAUACAUUUGCAGGUGCCUGACUCCUCCUUGUAACUCUCUGUCCUACAUGCCUUUUCAAAUUAGCCAUUUUUAAAUAAGAACUCCCGACAACGACCUGGCAAUCAGGUCCUCGUCUGUACCUGUCCUUUAUGGGACAAAGCAGAAGAUUGCGUGUUGAAAAUAUAUUUGUGACUUCUAACAAUGCUCUGAAAGACUGUAAAUCAAAAGCAGCGAUAGCCUGUGCAGCAUGAAAUAAAACCAUUAACAUAGCUAUUCUCUUGCGUAAACACACCAGUUUGAGCGAGCAAACUAAAGCACAACUUGCGAAAUGUUGAGGUCAGCUGUGUUAAAAAAUUUGCAUUCUCACAUGCAACUCUUAUGUCUGUAUUGUUUUCAUAAUGUAGUUCAUGUGUGAGAGGGGCUGUGUUGUUUCUUCCUCCCCUCAGCUUUUAUCCUGUUUGUUGGUUCAACUCGAUACAGCUCACUUUUUCCUGAACCUCCUGCUGUGUGACUUAGGCUCUGUUUCUGUCUUGCUCUGUAAGUCUGGCUAAAUGAAAGAGAUGGGGGGUACAUUCCAUCAGUGUUUGCCAGAAAAACAAUAACAAGCUCCCUCCGUGGAGCACCCCCCUGCUUCCCUUCCUUUCUUCUACCUUCCUUCCUUACUGAAUCAUUGCUCCACUGCUAUGCACCCUAACAUCCCUCCCACCCCUCACCUUCUCUGUCAGCCCUCCCCCCCUUUAUGUCCCAUCCUACACAACCACCGCCCCUCCCUAUGUCUGUUACAUAAAUGUCCAGUCAUACAUCCAGGCCAUAUCACAGUUGUUUUCCCCUUCAAGUGUGUAUUGGAGCCUCAGCAUCCGUGUGCCAGCCCUUAAUGAGGCCUCCACAAAGGCCUAUUGAUGAGAGGCCUAGUGUGAGAGAGGAUGACCCCAGCCAAGAGCACCCAGAACUGGGCAUCAGCUGCCCCAGGCUCUCCUCUCCACACAAAGACAUCCACUGUGGACAGAGACCUGAAAGGGCAGACAAAAAGGGGGGGAGAGACAAAAAUGGGAAAAAGAGGGAGGAGAUAUCCUGUUCAAGCAACUUAGAGUGUAAAAGUGGAAGAUAUGAAAAAAAUUGAACAGAUCCAUGACUUCAUCGCAGAGCACUUGCUUCUCUGGCGAUUAACUCUCCCGUCAAGCCUGAUGCUUUCUCUUCUGUGCAUCCUAAGAGCAGUGAGGCCCACCCUCUGCCCUCCCACCACCAUGGAGUUGUUGGUGUCUGUAUUUCAGCCAUGGAUCAUAACUCACAUCUGAAGGGGGCACAACAAAGCCCCAGUCUGUUGCAGAUCCUCACUGGUUCAGUAAUAAGUUGCACAGAGGAUGAAUCCUAGCACUUUGAAGGGGCCCCACACUCUUACUUGGAUGCAUUUGGAGCACGAGUCCGGACAGAUUUUUGGAGCCAAGUGAAGGCAUGUAAGCUCAUCAGACCUGGACUGAAACUUGUUUUUAAAGCCGUGUACAAUGGAGAGUCAAAGAAGACUGUGGACAAAUUACGAUGGACAUCUAGAAGCCGUCAUGGUGCGAUCACUUGGAGAACGAAGAUGUAAAAGACUUUCGAAGGCUAACCUCUUUCUUUGAGUCAUCUAGCAGCUACCAACAGAGCGAGAUAGAGAAGGCUGUAGAGGCGAAUUCGGGGUCUUGAUUGAGAGUCUUAAAUUUUUUGGAGUGUUUUAUUUUGGACCAGCAAAGAGAUGACUCUUGCAGCCCGACUUGAGGACAUAGAGGUGACCCUGGAGCACAUGCUCAUGGAUGUCUUUGUAAGUUCAGUUUUGUUGUUCAGUUAAUUGAAAUAACAGCUUUAAUUAAGUUCCUCCUUCUUUUUAAAAUUUGUUUCAUAGACGACCUCCAGGUUUCAUAAUUAUAGUUUGAUACCAGAGGCCAACACCCAUUUCUCCUUCCAGAUGUUUUUGCAUUAAUUAGCACUAAAAAAGAGGCGACUGUUUAAUUGUUUAAAUUCUGCACUGAGGGUAUCAGGGGAUAAAUUGACUGUCUUAGACUCUAACUUAAACUGCAGGGCCAAUACAGGACUCACCACAGUGUUAGAGGACACAGAACUAUGGGGAUGUUAACUGAGCAUGGGGCAGCCAACUCCAAAGUUUUCAAUCUUGGUAUCCUCUGUAAUCGACACAACCUUCAUACUUAUUUGCACAUAGAGAUAAAUCUAAUGAUAAGGAAUAAAGUAACUCAUCAAGUGAAGGAAAGGAGAUUUAGGAUGAGGAAAUGAGGGAUGAAAGAGGAAUGAGAGAGAGAGAAGGAAAGAAUUGAGGAAUGUGAUUGUUGGGUUUCUGUGGACUGGGACACUUGGAUAGGCUUUGAUUACCAAUGCCAAACAUUCAGGCCGUUGGAAUGACAAUAAGCUCGACAUUUACAACACAAACAAAACAGAUAUGAAGCGCUAGAUACUCUUCACAUUAAGCUUGUAUGAGAGUGCAUUUAAGAUGAUCACAUUUUGUGUGUCUAUCUGCUGUAUAGUGUCUUCAUCAUGAACAUAGUGUCACUAAACUCACCUAGUUGUUUUUGCAGACUUUUAUGAAGUCCAAAUAUGACAGUUGCUAUACUAGAAAUGCUGACUCCAACUAACUUCCAACUCAUCUCAAAACCAGCAAAGAGGUGAUUUUAGGCCGAGCAGCGAACAAGAUUAAUUUUUCUGCCAAAUUCAACAUUUUAAAUGUCCUCUCACAAGCUUUGGAGAUCGCUUCAAGUAGACACUGGAGUAACUGCAAUUUCCCGCACUUUCAUGUUGGCUCCGUUUUUAGAUAUUGCUGCUUGGUUUCCAACAGAUCACAACUGAAUCCAGAAAAAAAAAGAACUUUUUUCAUCCUUAAAUUAGAACCAAAUAAUUUGAUAGUUGUUUGAUCUUCAUCCCGCAGCAUCAAAAUGAUGUGAAUGCAUUGCAGUUGUACUCAAGCCUCCAUCCAAUAGGUGAAAGGUUAGCUUGCUCAUGUAUGUAAAAUAAUCAUCUUCACAAGUUUUUCAUAAUGUUUGUUGCAAAUGCUCACAGUAAAAUAAGGAUGAAACUGCAAUUCUCUGUGCAGCUCUAAUGCAGUCUACCUCUGUGCCAUGUACUCACAACCCCCCAGCCGCUUUGAUGUACUGUCUGCUGUAAUGACUUUUGUCGUUAAGCUGCUGUUUCCCUUUAACAUCGCCAACACUCACAGGCAUCUGUUAGGGAAACACAGUAAUCUGUCCUUUUCUACAGAUAUAUACUGCUUUCACAAAUAAACACUAUCAGCACUUAUUCCAAUGCUUCUACAGGGCAUCAAUGUCACUGAUAUAUGUAGAUAUAUGGUGCCUGAAUCCAUCAACCUAUUUUCUAGAUUUGGUCAUUUCAUAAAUCCAAUAGAUGAUUUAUGACUGAAGCAAUAAAGAUUAGUGUUUAUGGCCGAGAAAGGAUUUGGAUUAUUCAUGCACUGCAUGUGGGAUGAAGAAAAGGGGAGUCAGGAAAAUGCUUCCUUCCUCUACAUUUCAUCCCAGCAUCCUAAUUAGAAAGCUUAUAUAUUUAUUUAUUGACUUCUUUAAUUGCUGGGAGAGGAGGAUGGAAAACAGGGAGUUAUCUGGCCACUUUGCAUUCUUAAAUUAGAAAUAUUCAAAUUGACUGCGUCCUCUCCAAGCUGGAUGCACACUGAAGAGGCAUGAAGCAAUGUUUGCGUGCUUCCAGACCUCAUGCAAAAACACACAGACACACAAAUCUUAUGACAUGCAGACAUGAGCUGAGAAGAGACCCGAUUCAAUGAACCAUCAAAUAAAGACAGGGUCAAUUAAAUGAUUUUAUGAGCGUGCACACCACCAGCAGCAUAAGUGUGUCAUGGAUCAGGCUUUUUUUUAUUAAAUACUGGAAAGAUUUUAAGGGUCUCAAAAACAGAAAACACAAAGAAAAAUACUGAGCUGCAGCAUGCAUGUAAGGUGAGAACAUGUCUGCAUGUGUGGAUGACCCCAGUCAUGAGCAGACGCAGGGGUCAUUAGAGGAAAAUUAAAGGUGAUUAGAAUUAGACCUCUAGAGUCCUAUCUGUGCUGCUGGUUGGUUUAAAGCCGUAGCUGAGUAUGCCGCUAUGUUCAAGGCUGCACAGCUAUUUUCAUUAGCAGAGCAGCACAUAUGAAUGAUUCAAGGGAGCCAAGACGAUCCCAGGCAAAUGGGACUCCCUCUACAACCUCGUCUACUACAAGAAAAGGAGGUCACUAUUUUGUUAGCAUCAAAGCAGAGUCGUUUUCGAGCUUGUAGAAUUUUUUUUUCCGGUCACACUUUUAAUUUCUGCACUCGAGAGUGUGAUCAUAGAUCUGGGGCACAUGACUACACAUGGCAUGGAAACAAAGUCAUGCCUACCAGCUUAGAAAUAUGGAAUCCAGUAUGAAAAUCCUUCAGUUUUAAUUGAAUCAGCUUAUAUUUCACAUGCAUUGUCACAAAGGGAUUCUAUAUAGACCAAGUAUUUUAUAGAAGAGAAAUGUCACAGGACAGCCAUUGUGGGUGUUUUAAUAUGAAGCUGAAUUUCAUGACAUUUGUUCCACUGAGGGCACUGUUUAAAGACAUCAUGAUACAAGCGCAUAUAAGCAGUGACAAGACACUGUGACGUGUUUAAAAUAGAGGCCCUAUCUCUAUCUGGUGAUUGCAUUUUUUCUGGCUGCUGCAAAAUGUCCUUUCAUGGCUUCAUAUCAGCUCCUGCCAAAGCUGUCUUGUAUUGUGUCGCCAGUCAGCUGAGCUACAAGGGAAAGGAAGGGGGGAGAGAGAGAGAGAAAGAGAGAGAGAGAGAGAGACGGCGGCUCUUCUUCCAAAAGCUGACAGUCACAUCAAGAAAAAAUGAAGCGCCUGUGAUUAAAAAUGCAUUCAAUCCUUGUGUAGCCUAAUUGAAUCUCCUCCUGCAUUCCCCACAAACAUCACCACCCUCUUCUUCCCCAAAACCAUCCUUAUCCCUCCAUGAUGUGGGCCUAGAGGCAGAGCAUCCCUUCUCCCUCUCCACUUCCUUCAGAUCCUCAGUUUUCUCCCCCUCCACCCUUCUUCUUGUCUGCUCUGAUGAAGGAAGACCUCAGCUGGACGGGAUUGUUUCCAUCACAGCUGCUCUUUUCAGCACUGUCUGCUCUGUUUCCAGCAGCUAUGAAGUUCAUGUCUUUGUAAGAGUUUCUGGUGCAACACAAAGGCCUUUUGGUCUUUGAGAUCAUUCAAGUCUGCCAGGAGUGCAAACACUGUGAUGCACUGAUACCAGAGGGUGAGCGCUCUCCACCCUCUUCUCCAACUGGUCUUUUUCGACUGUACUAUUGUGCAUGUGUGGUUGCAGACAGAGGCUAUCGUCUGGGUGUAUUAUGUGUGACCAUGCUGUUAUAUAAUGGGUGUGUCCUCUGCUCUGUGACAAAAUAGUUCAAUUAUAGCACACUGACCUCCUCCUCCUCCUCCUCCUCCUCCUUGCCCAGACUCCCUCGCUCUCUCCUCUGCCCCCUUACAUGUUCUUCUCACUCUUGCUUUGCUUUUACUUGCUCUCUUACAAAUGGUUGAUCGCACAUCUAAAUUUAUCUGAUGGCAGUAUUGAUCAGCUUAAGGACAGAGUUACAGUGUCAAAACCUCUCAAUACUGAGGAACAACUUUGGAGAAAUUCCAAAUCCUCGUCUCUGAAACUUGGCCCUGCUUGUCUUGUUUUUGAAAUGAUUGUUUUGCUUCUUGGCGUGUUUGCCUUCAUUUGAUGGCAGACAGGCAAGGCAAGCUUAUUUGUGUAGCAUCUUGAAACAACAUGACAAUUCAAAGAAUUUUAUACAAGACGGUAGAAUGACAUGCAACAAAGGCCAGGGUCUUACUCAGGAUGUUGUUACUGGGUCUUGAAGUGUUCAGUUCUCAGUGAGCCAUAGCUGCCCCAACAUUUAAAAGUUUAAGCUGAUUUAUUCUAUAUUUUUCUCAUUAUUAAAGAAUAGAGGAAAAAGAUGGUAACACUUUACUUGACGCCUAUCUCUGUAACGCAUUAUAAAUAUAUGUAUAAUGCGUUAUAAUCACAUUAAAGUACUUUAUAACUAUAGUUAUAAACACUCAUAAAUGAUCAUAAUGCUUUAUAGCAAUAAUCAUAACACAUUAUAAAGCAUUUUAUCAUGACUUACAAGGUCAGGUAUUAUAAUGUGUGAUGCUUAUUGUUAUAAUAAAUGUUCAUAAUGAUAGUUAUACAAGCUUAUAAGCAGAUAAUAACACAUCAUAAAUAUAUGUGUAAUGCAUUAUCUAUGUGAGCAUUGUCAGUGAGUUGGGAACAGUUAUAACACAUUAUAAUAUCCGAUCUUGUAAGUCAUGAUAAAAUGCUUUAUAAUGUGUUAUGAUGAAUGAUAUAAAGCAUUAUGAUAAUUUAUGAGUGUUUAUAACUAUAUUUAUACAGUGCUAUAACAUGAUUGUAAUGCAUUAUACAUAUAUUUAUAAUGCGUUAUAGAGAUAGGCGUCAAAUAAAGGGUUAUCAAAAAGAUAAACUGACAUAAGUGCAUCAGGUUUUGACCUUGAGCAUGGGCCUUGCUAUUUCUGCUCAAGACAUAUAUGCUAAAAAAUGGGUCGCAACAAGACACUGGACUUGUUUUAGUUUUUGCUUAAACAGGAGUGGGUAGUAUGAGUGAUGUGGUGCCAGUCUAGCUACCUUUCUCCAUGGUGAAAGACCAAAGACUUCACCAGCUAAUGGUGUAUUUGGAUUACUAGUCAAGGUUAUUACUGCUUUCUAGAUAUAUCACUAUCUGCCCUGUGUGAUGUGAUCUCUACACAAAUUCGCCAUCUGAUCCACGACAUCAGUAGCACAGGUUCCACAAAACACACACAGACUUCUGAUGUUAGUCCAGUGAGUACGCUCAGUUUGACUGCCCAGUGGCUGGCAUGAAAAGGAUUUGCACAUAAGUGCUCUGGUAUGAAGUAAAGAAAAAAAAAGUGAGACAUGCUCUUCGUUUUUGUGCUAAUAAAAGUGAUUACAGUCAGAACUGGAAGGUAUAGAACAUUAAUCACAGUAUAUACGUCUUUACUCACUCAGUCUUAGCCUUUCUUACCCUUAGGUGCACAUAAUUUACAUAUAAAAGUGUUUAAAAAUGCAGCUUAUUUUAUUGGUAUCAGCACCAAUGAGCAUGGUUAACAAAUACAUAUGCAUCUAUAAAAAAUUGCCAAAUUUGGUACGUUUAAUUGUAGUCAUCAUUUUAUUGUUGUGGUUGGUAAAAAUUGAAUAAUAUUCAAAAAUAUUUAAAAAGGAGUAAAAGUAUCCGCUCUCGGGAGAUUUACGUCUCUUCCAUAGUAUGAAUCACAUUUGAAUAAUAAGGUCCCGAUCUCACAGAUGUGCCUCAUUUUCUUUCCUCAUUAGUCUUCCUUCUGAUUGCAGAAUCAUUCAGAAUAAAUAUGGAAAAGACAAUUACCAUAAAGUCAAUCAGUUUUUUUUUUUUCUGUGCACAUCUGUAAGCUGAUUCGCUAUCACCAUUUGGCCUUCAGUUUCAAUCCUAUGCAUGGUCCAGAUUCUGCUGUCAACCAGCCCAGCACAGGCAGAGGCUUUCCAGUCGACUCCAGUGAAUAAUUCAGGAGCCUUGUGUGCUAUUCGCUGGAGUAAAUUGCACAUCUUGCGCCCCAUUCAAGUCUGCUGCUGCCGUCAUAAUAGACUACUGAUUGGCCCAUUGGAAUGAUAUAUUCUAAUUCCAUUAAGGCACAGAUGACUGUAUAAUGGCAGUGAAUGUGGACCGCACUAAUACAAAGACACAGUUACUUCUGCCAGUGCAGGGGUGAGGUCAUACGCAUUCAGAGGUGGAGUAGAUCAUAAAUCGGCGUUUAUUUUGUAGUUUUGACAGAAAUUUUCCUCAUACUGACAGUUACACAAACAGGUAUACAUUAUGUGCACACACCCACACACUCACACAGACAGGCGCCUCGCAGCAGGUUGAGCAGAUGUGUUGCAGAGCGACAUGCUCAGACCGGGACGACCUGUCCCCGUGUUCAACCGAAUCUGUACCAGAAAUCUAAACACGUCCCAGUUUUCAUCGUGAGUCACAGAAAUGCCCCCGUUUCCCUGAGAAAUCACAUCAGCUGUCUGUUAUUUUGGGCAUGUAGCAGUGUUUCCCAGACCUCCUUGCACACAGGGACACUGCUGAGGGGAGGAUAAUUGUGUGGAUGCUCCCCCGUGGAGAAGUCAUUAUGAUUGGUUCUGGCCUGGUGAAAGGUUUAAAGGCCUUGCUCUCUGCUCAUCUGGCUCUCAUGAGAUAGAAGAUGACAACACUACCAUACAUCUCUAAGUGAACAGUUAGGAGUAAAUCAAAUCAUGCUGUCAGGGUGGUAUUGUUUCAAUACAUAACUGUUUAUCUGUGUCUCCUGUACAAUGAUAGUGUAACUCAAUCCUUUGUAAUUCGUAGAGUCUUGAAACAUAAACAUUCAACCCUCUUCCCUCCACCGCCUGGGACGUGGAGAGAGUCCAGCUAGAGGGCAUUUCCAUAAACACACCCACACUAACAGAAUAAAAGACAAACACAUUCGCAAACACACACACACACACACACAAAAUCAGGACCACAGGGAUGAGUCAGACAGCCGUGGGCAGAAACCGGCUGUGUUAUCAGGAUAAAUUAAAGCUGGGAUUCAACGAUAGAGAACCUGCGCUUAUCGUUAUUAUAACAAUAUGAACAAAGACUAAGAAGACACACACACAGAGAGACAAACAAACAGGAGAAACAAAACCCAGGGAGCUCAGACGCUUUGUUUGCACCUCCCUUCUGAGCAUCUCUAUCCUCUCUUCUUGUCCUUUUCUCUUCUUUUUUACCGGAUUUGUAAAAUACAUUAACAGCCUUUAGUUCACCUUUAGGACAGACAUAAAAAUAAGCAGGUACAGUUAGGUGAGUUAGAGACUCCCUUUGCCUCUUUUAUAUCAUAUACUUUAUUACCUCUGUUGGUUCUGUAGUUGGUGUUUUUAUCACCAAGUGAAAACCCCAUUUUCUUGAUUUGUGCGUGCUUGUUGACUGAAAUGGGUCAUUGUGCAUCCAGCCCGAGGCAUCAAAAAUACAGUAGUAAAAAAAAAAAUUCUCUUUGCUUCUGUGUAGAAGAGGGUUUACUCACUGGAUUUUAGACAGCCGAUUUUAGAAAAUCUCACAGCUACAGAAGAGAACAAAGGAGCACCAAGCAUACUUAAACUGUUCAAUUAAGAGAGGGGAUCAUGGUCUAUCUGUCAACAUUUCACAUGAGAUUACUCUGAAAACGCUCUGAAAAUGAAAGGUUCCGUCUCCCAAACCUGUUAAUCUCUGUCAGCACUGAUCUGAAUUCUCAUCAAACACAGGCCACCUCUGAUCACAUCCAAAGAUCAAGUCAGGUGCUCUUUAUUUUAUUCUUCUUGUAUGUCUUCUGCAGGACCUAAAUGUCUGCACUCUCAGUUUAUAAAUAGCCCUCUGAUAUUUCUCAUGUAGGCCACAGCCACUCACCCCCACUGAUGUGGGCCAGGGUAAUGAAUAAAUAAUGUUUACCAGGGAUUACCACUGCAGAUGAUUUUUUUCCCCCCUUCUGUUUGCUUGUUGUGUGGCUUUAGGACAAUGUGUGUGUUUUUAUAUCAUGUUGGUAAAGCUGUUGGGGGUCCCCACUUGAUAUAUGAUAUGGGGGUGGGCGGAGGAUGGAAAAGGCUUUUUUGAUUGUUCAUUUUGACCGGUUGGUUUAAUCUGAUUCCAAACCCUUUGAACCCCGACAUCAAAUCGACUCAUAACUGGGAUAUGACCAAGCUUAAUCUUACUGGUUAUAAUCCAGCGCCGUACUGGGUUACCACAGCGAAACGCCCAUACAAGGGCUAGCAAAGGGCGUCCGCUGCUUAACCUAGUGUACACGUGUGCGGCAUAUGUGCAUAUCGAACAUCUGUGCAUGCUUUCAUGUGUGUUGAUCCACUUAGGUUAAUCAGCUGACGGCUCAGUAUUGAUGCGCAGAGGCAAACAGAGCUCAGCGGUGAGUGAUGAUGAGAAUAUGACAGUAAGUCACUGGGUGAGGUUGUAACUCAUGAGUCCAAUAGCUUUAAUGGACAUGUAAAGACCACCGUGGAGGAUACAGGGGACUGACUCAGCUGAACGGAGGCUGCAACCAUUGUGAUGAGGAUCUAUGUUGAAGUUUCUGCUACUGGUGUUAAACGAAUCAGGCUUUUUUUUUCUGCUAACAGAUUAAUCAAAGUGAUCGGAUGAUGAAUAUCUGCGAAUGCAAGGAUAAAUCUUGUACAUGUGUGUUGUAUCAUGUGUGUAUACGCUGCCUUUGUGUCCCAGCCCAGACAGAGCAGGGAGAGAAAGCUGGAUGUGGGAUUUCACAGAUAAUCUCCCUACCAGAUGGCAAAACAUCCCAUAUUCCUUUUGAGGUUCCCCACGUGAUCCCCUGUAAAGAGUCUGGGUGUGUGUGUGUGUGUGUUAACGGUGGGUGUAUUUUUUGCUCACACACACAAUUAUUAUUGGAUCACGUGACAUGUGCGUAUGCUAAUAACAGCCAUAACGUCACAUUAAUCCAGUGACCUGGUUAAGCCCCCAACUGAAGGAAGUGAGUGUGGGAGGCAGGAGGGGAGGGGAGGGGGCAGUACUGGAGGAGAGAGAGGAGACGAGAGAGGAGAGACAAAGCACACUCCCUCUCCCUCUCUCUCUCUCUCCCCCUCACACACUCGUUCACCUCGUGAGCAGCGGGCUGGAGUGUAGCGGAGAGGAGCAGAAUGGGAAGAGUUACCACACAGAGGGAUAUACGAGCCGAUAGAGGGACAUAGGACUCGCACUUUCACGUACGACUGACACACUGACAUCAAACACUUCUUUUCCUGGAACACACCCACGCGUAAAACCCGCGUGAACCCCAGCUGCCAGGCUGGACGGGACGGCGAGGACACCCACUUCACACACACAUGCUCACACACCCACGGAAACACACACUCUGGAGCGUACCAUGGUGGUCCAGGGAGCGGUGACACCCGGGAGAACCCGCCGGCUGAUGCUAAAGCUGCCGGUGGGAACCCUGAGGAGGAACAGUGGAGAGAGGGUAAGACACCAGCAGCUUCCCUCCUGUCCUCACUUUCUCCAUCUUCUGAGAUUCCCUCUCUUUCUCUCGCUCUCUCUCUGGGUGACCGUGUAUUGCCGUGCUCUUGUGUGUGUAAGUGGGAUUUAAAAAGGUCCCUGGCUAAUCCAGGGGAUAGUAUUAGAUUGGAGUUGGUGCAAGGCAACUCAGGAGCAAAGCUUUUAAUCUCAAGCGUGGACAAUACUUCUCUGUGUUUCCAUCCUGACAGGCUGUGUCUGUCAAUCUUUACCCAGCACUCAGUCUGUCUUUGCUAAUGUAUUCCACCACCGUACUUGCUUUUCAAGGUUACAGGGAAGUCUCACUGUGGGAGAGCUGUCUCUGAGUGUUCACCCGUCACUGUCAGCACAAUUGAACUGACUCGAGACAUACUUUUAUCAAGUAAAAGUCACACAUAUAGCCUUGUUAAGCUUGAUUUGAAGUGCUGGAUCCUGUCUCUCUUGGUUUUUUUUUUUCCUUUUGUUGGAAUCACUUAGUCUGCCAGACAUCAGACGCUUCAGUGUUUAUGUGUUUGUGUAAAUGUGGCGGGUGUGGGCUGAAGCCAGGAGAUAAUAGUUUCCAGCGCAGCUUAAGAUGUGGAAUGUGUAUUGCGUGGUGGACCUUUAUGUCAGUAGUUAGACAAGCUGAAACCUGCCAGGUGAUUCACCUGUUUUGCUCUCACAAUGUUGUUAAUGCCACGAGGAAGAGGAGAGCUGUUUGUGUAUGUGAAGAAGAACUCACUCCUGUGUACAAGUUUGCAGCUCUUAAGUGUGUGUUUGCCUCUCUCAUGUUGUAAACACAUUGGUAUUAACUGAUUCAGUGAGACCAGACUGUGCAGGUGAUGAGCCAGCUGGACCUACAACUCAUCCAAAGCGGCUUCCUUUGGUCCGCAACUCGCUUCCCACAUCAUACCAAGCUGGAUCCCAUUUCCCUCUAUGGUCAUCAUCUCCCUCCCCCCCUUGUGUUCUCACAAUGUGACUUCAACGUCUUUAACUCAUUAAUUUUUCUCUGAUUCAGCUUUCAGAUUCCCUGUGCUCUCUUUGUGUUUCUCUCUCUUUCUGGUUGAACACGCACAGAGAGGACGCAGUAACACACACAAAGCACACACAUACUGUACCCAUGAUGUCAUAAAUUACACAGCGCGGCUUCUGCAUAUUGGAUGAGAGCUGCUUUCACUUUAAUAAGCCCGGAUAAAUAUAUUCCCAACCUGAUUCAACAUAAAAUAACUCCUUUAACCUCCACAUUUCAAAUACAGAAACAGCUAAAAACACAAACACGGGCUUUCUUUUAAUUUAGUCGAGUAAGAGCACAAGAUACCAGAGGAGUUUUGCACAGAUCUCACCAUCCAAACUCUGCAGGUUGUGUUUCAUUAAAGUUGUUAUGACAGGAAAGCUGAUUGAUCUAACUGAAUGUGGCUGGCUGUCAUAAUACGGCUUGCUUGAUUGGAGGGAACUGAAAAUUCACUAUCCUUUUGAAAGUAGUAAUAAUUGCCACUGGUACUGAUUGGAUGCAUUUGCACCUACACACACACACACAAACACACAGUCACUCAGAAAGCACCUUAAUUAAUGGAGAAAGCAGAUUUUCUCACAGAGGAAUAGAGGGAGGUCUCUCUCUCUUUCUCCAUCCUGAUUGCAUUCCUGUUGCCUCCCUUUCUUCUUGCAGCCAGCUGUGUGCAGACAGACUGAAAGGGGGAUUACUUGUUGUGAUUUGCAUACACUCGCUGGCAUUAUUGUAGCGUGUUCCUGGAAAAACGACUGAAGAGAUGGAUGCGCAUCAGCCUGCUGGGGAUGGCAGUAAAAUUCAUCACAUUUUUUUGGAACGGUUAUCAAAGUGCGCAGGCGGUGGAAGUGCUCAAUAGAUUGACAAAGAUUAUUUGAAAGUGAAUUUAAAUGAUUACAUUUUGUGGGAGAUUUCUUUCUGAACAUAGCGUAUUAAAGGUUUCUUCCAGGGGCUUUUUAAAGCUGUUGGGUUCAGGCUGAACCUUCACGUGUCCCCCGCUAAACCACCAAAAUGCUUUUCACUUUGUCCUGCUGCGACUUGUCAUGUUAGAUAACUCAUUGCAUUUUCAUCCUAACUCCGCCUUAUGUAACUUUAUACGCUGCAGACAGAAAAAACUAUUGACAAAAUCUGCAGCUGACAGAGUACUGUAGCGGUAAUGCACUAGUUAAACGCACUUUAAAAUUCAUAGCCUAGUUUUUCAUAUCCUUUAGCUACUCUUUUCAUGUUAUUUGUGGAGGCAUCAUUUUUCCCAAAAUCAUUACGGUUCAUUUCCUGGUUUGAGGGAUUUUUUUGAAAAUGGAUCCAUCAGUCAUCCCAUCCUCUCAUCUGCGCUCUCUCACUCUGCUAACACAGAUAAAUGGACACGUCUGUGUCAGUAGUUUAUGAUGGAUGUGUGGGUCUAUCGCACUUGAUUGAGUAAUAUCUACAGAGAGAGAACACAACCAUCUUUGUUCAACAGCCGUGACACAUCCGAACAAAACGUGCCUCGUUAGCCGCAGAACAAAAGGAGAGUCAAACCUGAUUAGUCCCCCUCUUGUCUCUGUGAAUCACUUUCUUUUCUUUACCUCAUUUCUUUCGCUCCUCCCUCAGACGGUAGCUCAGGACUCUUAUCUUCAUAUCUAGACUUGUCAUGCGUCUUCCCCUCCUGCAUACCUUUCGUUACAAGAGUUUCAAUGAGUCCAGCUGGCAGCACAUAAAAGAAACCUGUCAGUGUGGACUAAACGGGAUCCAAAGAAUUACAGAUAGUCUGAGCAGAGCCCUCAGUGUUUACUGUCUAAUAUGGUGACGAUAGUGUUGACAGUUUAAAACGGCUUCUUUAGAGGAUGUUUACUGUUUAUUUUGCCUCUCUGGGCUGUCUGAAUUAGGAUUAUACUCCACCUUUGUUGUCCUGCUAUCAUGCUAAGCUGCUCAGCACUUCACUGUAAAAUUAAGAACAAACACAACAGAUACACAAAGAGAGCACGAGAGGGAGGGAGCGAGACAUGUGUUUGUGAGUGUGUGAGGAAAACAUUUCAGACUUCAGGAGGGGGGAACCGCUCUCCGAGGAAACAUGUUGUUGUCAGGGGGGCACGGCAGGGGAGCGAGGGGCUCGAAGGUGGGAGGGGCGGAUCACUGUUAGUGAGAGAGAAGUUCACACAAGCACACAAAUACAGAGCGAGGAGACAUAUUCUGAGAAAACACAUACAUUAGUGGAGAAGGAAUGCAAACAGACAAUAGCGUGACUGUAAUUUACCAUCAAAGGCCUAAAAGCCAGAGGUAGCCAGGCAUGUGAUGAGGCAGGAAUACUAAUCGAUUCCGGUUACCUUUAAACAUCUUGUCUGCACCAAUCAGAGAGAAGGUCAGCACUGGACUCAGGCACUCUGUGGGUCAGAUUGAUGCUCUGCUUCUUUCUCAUCAGACUGAUCCAAUUGUUUCAACAUUAGAGUCAGGAUUCAUUAAAGCAAAGCUUGGGUAGAAAAAAUACCUUUAAGAGAAGUUUCCCUCAAAUGAAUAUCAGUUUUGGGGAUUGCUCUGGUAUUGAUUUUCAGGGAUCUCGACCUGCCUGGACUAUAGGUGAGAAAGCUGCGGCCAGUCGGACUAAUUAAGCAGACAAAGAAGGGGGAAAGAGAGAGAAAGAUGUGGGAAAAACUGGAGCUAAAGGCUCCUGAAGGCCCUGCUUGUACCACACCCUGAUCAGCAUGAAAGGGGAUCCCCCUUUUCUCCCUAAGGCUGCUCAGGAGGAAGAAUGUUUUUCAGUAAGGGAGGCAAGGGGGGACUCCAAUCCUCCCACCCUCCCCUCCACCCUGUCUCUUUCAUCACUCUCUGCUAUGAUUUUUUUUUUUCUGUCUUUUUAUCCCCCGUCCAAAAUCAACCCACAGACCUACAGAUGCACACGCACAGCUGCGCACUAGUUCAAAGUAAAUCUGAUCAAACAAUGAGGAGAUGAUCGCCUAUUGACUGUGAGUGAAGGCUGAGGGCAGUGAGCUGCUGAUAAUGUGUUUUCUCUAUGGAGACAGUUUGCUAGUAGUAGGGGUAGCUAUGGAGAGAGUGGACUCUUCUGUCCUCGGCCAAAACAUCCCCAGCGGAUCAACGGAUGUGUGCGUGGGUCUGUUUGUGUGCCUCAAUCCCCACCAGCAGCCUCCAUGCAGAGCUCCAAACGAUUUCUUCAUUAUCCCAGCUCCUCUUCUCUUAGAAAUAACUGCGUGGAAUCCUUUUCAAGAAAGAGAGAGAGAGCGAGAGAAGAGAAAAGAGGAGUGUCGGUUGAUGGGAAGGAGUUUGUUAAAUUCCAUCUGCCUCAGAAAACAGGAUGUGGAGACCCCAAAUUUUCCUGAAAUAUCCCAGCACAAUCUGUGCCCUUUGUUAGGCUGAGAUAACACGACUCAAUGAGAACGGAGGCACUGUCUGUGACUCACUCAUAUGAAGGGGUUUAUUCAUAGUGCAAUAUGUGCGUGGCUGCAUGCGUGUGCGCGCGGCGUAUGAAUCUGCCUCCGACUAUGAAUACAAGGCAUCGCACAGAGUUAGAAAGGAAAGGAUUUGUGUUAAAUUUAAAGACUUUUUCUUGACGAUGUUGGAGCUAGUUGCAGCGUGUGAAUGCGUUUGUGUAUGCGGGUGGGCGUGCAGGAGUGACAGAGAGACAGAGCGGUUAUAAAGAGAGGGAUGCAGCCUCUUGUUUUCCCGUGGGUGUGCAGCAGUAAAAUAGUAAUCCUCAUUAAUAUUUAUCUGCCAGGCAAAGUGGAGAGAAUGAUUAGCUACAGAGAGAGAAUGUGUGUGUGUGUGUGCGCAAACACCCCUUUGUGCACGUGUGUGUAGCAUAUUACAGCAUCUAACACACGAACUAGGUCAACUUCUAUACUUAAGAGACCUAGGCAUCCUGAUACUUCAAAGGUUCUGUGUCAUCGCGGGGUCCUAACUGUACGCGUAUCUCUAUUGUAAUUAUCUUGAGCUAACAUAUUAUAAAAAGGGAAAAGUGAAGUUCACUGCCUGCACACACAUUCUCUCACACACUGAUACAUGAAGACGCUCCCUGACUUUCAUGCCUCUCCUGAGCCACAUUACGUUAUGUUAUUGAUUUUCCUGCUUGCACCUCUAAUACAAUCACAUUAAACUGGACUGAUCGGGAUUGAAUUUCAGACUGGGUCUAUACACGUAUGUCACUUAUAAUCUCUAUCACGGUGGUAGUGGUGGUGGUUGUGAUGUGUGUGUGUGUGUGUGGGUAGGUGGGUGUUAAAAGUGAACAUGUAAGGAAAUUACGACUGCAGUAUCAAGUAUUUAUUGCCAUUUUGAGGAGUAUUGUAACAGCUGAGAAACAUGCAGUGCUCUUAUUCUGGUAGAUUAGUGUCGGACUUCAGAAUAUACUUGAGAGUUUAUGGUGUCUUUGACCCAUUUCCCUCCACUGCUUGCCUCUCUCUUCCCCUCUAUCUCCUCCUCUCUCUUUGACUUUCCUGCACUCUAGUAUAACAUGCCUGAGUGGAGAUCAGAGAGCGGCAUGGGGACGAUUGAAAGAUGGAGAGCGAUAUGAGGGAGAGAUGAAAGAGGAAAAGCGAGGAAGAGAUGGAGACAGGAGAAAAGUAAAGGGGUUUGGAUGAGAAAGUGAGAGAGUUCACCUCUGAUUUUGUGCUUUCAAGUUGGUAUCAGGGCUGGGAUAUACACACCCAAGUUGUUUUGCCAAUAUCAUGCAUUUAAAGUCCUACUCCGAUUGUUUUUUGUUACUACUUAAAGUGUUCUGAUUGUGAUUACGAAGUUUUUACCAGAAAUCGCAUUACUUGUGUCAUUUUCAAGGACUCUUCUUCUGCGGAGCUUCAGUAGCUCAUUAGCAAUUCGCCUCUCAGUCGUGGGCGGAGACAGCGCUGCUCUGCACACUCAUCUUCACAUUAGCUACAUAUUGCCAGUGUAGUAGAAGUGGCAGGUAACAUAGGAGCUAUUCAGCACUCGGACACUGAUGUCUUUAGGGACACGAUGAAAGCUAAUAUCCUAAUUAGCUUUCUAAUGUACACGCUUGUUCCAUGAUUGUUCUCUGCAUAGCGGGACUCUGGGGGCGGAGCUUGGAUUGGUUACAUAUGAAAUCUCACUGUUUCUGAAUCUGCUGUUUGGGUCUGCCAGAGAUUCACAGCGAUUUGAAUGAAGAAACACUCAGAAAAGCAAUUACGCAUUUAGUUUUCUCAUGAUAUGUCCUGUAGCAUCAGAAAAAUGCUAUAUGAACAUAUAAAAAACAAGAAAAACGUGAUUUUCAUUGUCUGUAAAAGAAAAGUCAUUUACAUGAAAGAAAAAUGAAUAUCUCUAUUGUAGAUUGUAUAACCCCAAGCAUCUUCUCCUCUCUGCCUUAUUGCUAUGGUGCUAGUCAGCCAGCUGACACUCCAGCGUUGACUGUUUACAUCAUAAGGCCUGCCUGACCUUUCCCAGGAUUCAGCGGGACAUUGCACGCACACAGAAUCAUGGGAACAUCUCACUGUCAUUCCAAAGCUCUCGCCUCCCUCCGUACCACAACAAAUAUUUACACCCCUCAUAAAUUACAGUGGCUGAGAGGUAAACGUCUCCAGCCUUGUGUGUGUAACCCUGAUUCAUUUUGGAAAAUUCACACCAUAGGAAUGCCCCACAUUCCUCAUGGGUUUCUCAAGACACCACUGGGACAGCAGCAUGAGAGAGAGAGAGAGAGAAAGAGAGCGGGGUGGGAAAUGAGUUUCUUGGAGGGGUGAUAUUGGAAUAUGCAGCUUGAGAAAUUGAGUAUAUCUAUUAGAUACCACACAUCAACUGGAGAGGGAGAAUCACAGCAACUUCUAUUAUUUUUGUCACGGUGUGAAAAAGUUAGAGAAAAAACUUUAUAUUCAUGUCGAUUUUAAUAUUUCUUAAUGAUAAAACCUUGUUAUGUCCAGUAUGGUAAGGACACAGACACACUCACAACCUACUCAGCAGUACUGAGCGACCCCUUGCAUCGAUAAACCCCUCCAUGAAUCAGAGCGUGCUCUGAGAGGACAUUUAAUCCACCCACAGUCAGAUUGGUUUUGGUAGGCAGGCGAAGAAUUACUGUAGAGCACAGAGUCAUUGAAUUCUUUAUUGAUCACGGCUCUCCGAUGAAAGUGGAAGGAACGCGGACAAAAAAAAGGAAUCAGUUCCAAGUGAAAAAACACCAGACUAGUACAGCUUUUUUAUUUCUAAAUAUUUAGACAGACUCACAGAAGAAAUCCUAGUGGUUUGUUGAAACUAGGAAAAAGUGUUAGACUGUGUUUUUUUUUUUUUUUUUCAAAUCAUAAUUAUGAAAAAACAAAAAAAACAUGUCCGUUUGGGAAUAUUGAUUAAUAAAAUUGGGUUGUUUCAGUGAUGCGUUCAAGCCAAGAGUUUAUCACAGACUGGCAGGGAUACACUCACAGUCUGCAGGCCUGGCACAGGUUGUUAUGUUGUGCUUGUGUUGCCUCCAUGUGGCCAUUGUUUCGAAUGGGUGUGUGUGCAAAAGUAAGAUAAGCUUCAUUUUGUAUUUCCGCCUCGAAUAAUCAAACUUUGACUUAAACAUGAAGAAUCAUAUUCUCACGCAGCAGCAUCCUGUAAAAAAGAAAAGGGAGCAUAUCUAUUGGGUGGAUAAAAACGGAAGACUGGGUUUCUUUAAGCCCAAAGAAAACCAUUAGAUGAGGUCAGGUCAGGAUACUCCAGCCUGGGAAAACUGCCUCCACUAAAUAUGCCUCCUUUUUUAAAAGCAUUCUGGCAACAAACCAACUCCUGCUUGAAAGUAGCAUGCUCAUGACAUUGAUGAAAAAAUAUCUGCAUUUUUUUAGAUCAGCUUGUGUGCGUGAAUUCCUGCAUUUUCAUGUCCAGCUGGAUUAUGCAUGUGUGUGCGGUUUAAUGCGCAUCUUCUUCAGAGACUUUGACAGACAAGCGUUGACAUCUGCUUUCUCCCCUUGUCAGCAGCAGCAGUGUGAGAGUGCAUGUCGCUUUAAAAACAACAACUCAGAGAGACUCAGAAACGGCUGCAUUUCCUUAGUAGGAAUGUUUGUGUUUGUGACGCUCAGACCAACGGAUAGAGAGUGCAUUUCUUCACAGAGAAGGGGAAGAGAGAGGAAGAAAAGAGGAGGAGGGAGAGAGACAGGGUCAGUGGGGACCUCUGGCUGUUUGGGACUGGGACAGGAGGACUAGCGCAGAGUGACCUUGAGGAGGCAUCAGGCUGCUGAAUCCCAAAGAGACUGAAAGGACAGAGAGGGAGGGGAUAAGGAGAGGAGACAGCCACAGGGUUUUCUUGUCUAUCUGUGGUUUAUCUCCAGAGAAAAAAUACCUGCUGGGGCUAAGUGACACCAGCAGGACAAUAAAGGCUAAUUCCCGCUUAUUGCCUGGGCCUCUGUGGAUCUUAAUGGCUCAUCUCUGCAGAAAAGGUUUGUGAACAUGGUACCUGUGGAUAUUUUACUUGAAAAACCUUAAACUGCGACAUCGCCGGCUGCUGCUGGGAGUUUGUGUCAGUGAAGUUAUGGAGGCAGUCUUGUUGGGUCUAGAUGAGGCGGUUUGUACUCGGCAGGGUUUGCUGUGGACUCUUACCUCCUCAGCUCUACAACGUCUUCGUGUGCGUGCCAGGAACCUUCCUGCACCCCUGCACCUAUUGCACACUCACAGGUGUGUUUCUAGGCCACUUUACCAGGUAGGCUGCAUCACUCAUACGCAAAACUAACACAAAAAAUACACGCAUGCAUUCUUGUGCAUUAAAGGGAAAACAUCUCUUCUUAACCCACUAUAAGUUAUCUUCAAGUAACAUGAAUUAUGGAAAUGAGGCUCCUGGUUGGUAUCUGUUAAAAUGGAAAGAUACCAAACUUGUGCAAAGGCUGAGAAUGAAAACAGGGAGGCACAAAGAGAACAGAAAAGGCAUUUUAGGGCCAGGUAUGUCCUCCAGGCUGUAGACGGGGGGCCAUGUCCAGGGGCAGAGCUGGACAUGACUGAUUUGUUUCAUUAAGCAUGGAGGACAGAACUGGGUUACAUGUCCUUGCGGCAGUGUUCCUGCUUGUGAAAUGGAACACAUAAGGUGAACACAGAGCGUCGUCCUGCCGAGUUCAUCUGUUGAAUUUAAAAACAGAGCUUUGUUUCCCCACAUUGUCGCCCCAGUGGAGAGCCUUCUUUUGUAGUUACUUUUCUCUUCAGGAAGGAUGCAGAGCCUCAACAGGAAGUUGUGUUGCUACGGUCACCAUUAAGGGGCUGGUAACUGAGCUGUUAAGCCUCUAAGUGUUUCAAUGAACAUGAAGAGGGGAGCGCUUGCAUACAAAACACACAGAGAAGCUGUUAUAUAGACCGUCCAGUUAGUGACAAUGCUGCCAUUGCUUUAUAUGUUCAUCCUGGCUCUGAAAACUUCUGAGUGCACUGAAUGUGUCUGCAAUUUGAGAAGUGAAUGACUUAUUUUAACUGAUGAAAUAGAAGGUACUCUGUUUUUCCAGCUGUGAGUCAGCAAAAUGGUUGAUCAGUAUUCCUUUCACCAUGUCUGGAUUGGUACUUCAGGGCAUUCAUGGAAACAUUAGUAUUCCCUGGGCGCCUCACCUGCCCUGUGUGCUGCAGCUGGUACCACUGAACGAACCACACAGGCUGAGAGAGGCUUGUUGCUGGACAGUGGAGCAGAACUUCAGUACACUAACAUUUAUAAACACACAACUGCACACACCCAUAAUGUACUUUUUCCUUUUUCUCUAAUUCCCUUUUUAUUCUCAAGAGAGAAAUUAGCCAUCACUGUUAGCUCUUCAAUUCAGAAUCCUGUGGGGGGUCAACACAAUCAGAGGAAGCAGAAAAAUGAAGCAGCCCUGCCUAAGACAAACUCUCAUUUAACACCCCUUCCCCUUUCACCACACCUUCAAACCAGGGACUUCUCAAUGUCCUUACAGUGUUUGCUAUGACUAGCAAUCAACAAUAUCUUCCCUCCUCUCCUGGUGGGGUGGUACAGUCUAUGGUGGGAGUAACAAACAAGGAAUGAGGGGUCAGUGUGUCAGGCUGCAGGAUGGGGAUAUCCCACUGUCUCUUCCUUUAUUACCAUUAAUGAGACACCCAGACUCACAACAGAGAGGAACGAAGAAAGAGAGAGAGCGUCAUUAUGUCUUUACAUAUUUUAUCAGCUUGUUUCCACUUUCUCCACCCCUUUUCUUCCUCUUUAAGUGAAAAUACAUUUCCACUCCAGUGCUUUGACCUGAACCUGCUCCCGUUUGUCUCCUCUCUCCCCUUUUGACGCUCUGUUUUGGCGUUUCUUUUUUCUUCUUAAAUUGCUUCUUCAUCUCUUAUUCAACUCUCUUUGCUGUCUUUCUCCUCACUCUGGAGAAGACAGCAGACCUGCUCACUCAUUCAGGACACCAGCAUGGAUGUUUUUCUGCGCUCCAGUGUGUGACACAUAUUUCAAGGUGAUAAUUUUACGCUUUGCAUGUAGCAUGAGGUGGCACGCUGCUCAAUCACGCAGCGUGGCUUUGCAGUAACCAGCAGAGUGCGACAUUUGCGAUAUGUUGUUUUCACAUGCAGAUGUGAUCUUAUUACUCCUGUGAGAGAAUGCAGCUGCAUGUUCACACUUUUGUACAUCAGGCUGAGUACUAUUGACUCAACAGCCUGCAGUCACACAUUUUCCUCUGGUGGUAUGACCCUUAAAUAGGUUGAGCACAGACAGGCGUGUGAGGGCAGCACUCUGCUGUUGCCGUGUUAGAUGGUUCUCUCAGGGUGUUUGUUGCACUGUGUCAUUUCUCAUAUUGCUUUUGAUUUUUAUUGAUUUCAUCUGUCUACAACAUUAUAUCUCCCAUUUUUCUCCUACCUGCCCUCUGUCUAACUAUAGCCCCUUGGUUAGACUUGCACUGAUGUCCUGAAAUUCCCCAGACAUUGCCUUGGUUGGAUGCCAAAGAUUACCUGAGUUAAUGUAGACUUUCCCAGCCAGCUUUCUCGUAAAACAACUUAAGUGUUGUUUUCCACAACUGUAUAUUUGUAUUGAUAUUAAUGUAGAAACAGUCAGUCACUCAGUACAUCAAGUCUGAAUGGAACUGGACUCUUAAGAAACAUGUAAACACAUAAGCCAAACUCAACUCACAAGUCUAAAUAUGAACGUUUUUUAGAUGUCUAAAUGUAGAUCAAGUUUAGACCUAAAGAAGUCUAAGUCUGGGCUAUAUCUAUACUACACUGUAUAUUGCUCAACGCCUAUUAUAAUUAUUUUGGUUAAGUACUUGGAGAUCAGUUAUGCUACUCACAGUUGCUUUUUGAAAUAAAUAGUUAUCGAAUAAUGGGUCAAAGUACAACGUCUAAUUUCCAUCUGAAAAUAUACAGAAUCUAGAUGGUUGAAAUUAGGUCAAAAAAUAAACUAGAUGUCUAAUAGCCAUCUAUUGCUCAGUGGCCGAAAUAGCACCAAGAUAGAACUUCUUAUGGUUUGGUCUAAUAUACAUAGCAUUCUCUGUCAUGUGUAUAGCUCAGUCGAACUGAAACUGGCCCAGGUAGUUGAAAAGCAUGGAUGUAUUGCUAGGAAGCCAGAUAGUUAACAAACCAUGACAGAUGAAGAAAGGACGUGAAAAAGAUUAAACUUUCCCAAACAAAUGGAACACACAAUAUCACAAUAUCAUGUUCUUCCCUGAUGUUUUUUGCUGGUCGAACUUGAGCUGAUGGCCACACAGCUUGACACUGGCCCAAUGAUUUCCAGUAGAACUGCAACAUUUAGCCUGUAUUCGUACUUUUCCAGAAAAUGUGCAGAAACAUGCACAACAAGUAUGCAGUACAGAUAAAAAGCCCCUUUCAUAAUAGGAAAGCAUUAGCUUUUUCCACCUACCUCUAAACCAGAAGUAGUAUUUUACUUUAUGAGAGCACAUGACACAGCUAAUCUCCCUCUGAGAUUUGCCUAUGCAAACGGCAAGUUCCUCAAAAUCAUCUAGCUAUGUGCAAAAAGGGCUCACCGGACACAACCCCAAAGGUUGGAUAUCCUACAUGGGGUGAUCGGUGUUAGAGUUUCUGUCCUGUAAUGAUGGACUGCUCCUCAGACAGCAGUAAAGUCUCACUAUGAACCAUCAUUUUGUUCUUCAGAAUCAGAAGUGACUUGUUAUUAGGCAGGACUCGUCAUCAGUGUGUUAAACAUCAUUGUUUCAGACUUGACGAGAUAAACACCUCAAAUUUAUUUCCUGUAAUAAUGUUUGCUCACAACAGACAGGAAGUUGGAUCUCCUGAAUGUCUGUCGAAUGCAGAUCCGUGUUGUUUCCUAGCAACAGAGUCCCACUGAGAAUUUGUAUACAUAUUUAAAAUCCUGCAUUAUGUCACUUUAAAUAUACAUAGUCAUUAAUUAAACCUGGCUGUUUUAUCAGCUUUCAGACUCUACUGCAGUAUAUUUAGGAUUGGAAAUCAGACCUGUUUAUUCCAGCCUAAAUCUUCUGCUUCUGUUUUCUAUAAAAGUCAAGCAGCUCUGUCUUGACUUCUUUUUCUUUGACAAUUUCCAGUCUGUUUAUAUAUGAAGCAGACACAGCAUUGCUGAAAUAACUAAGACACACAGUCCUCCCUCUGUCUAGGAGCCGGUUCACGUGUGUCUAUUUUGUCACCAAGUUUGCGGUCUGAUAUGUAGAGGGCAUUCAGUCAUACUGUGGUGUUUUCAUGCCAGUGGAUUCUUAGACAAGAUAGUACUCAUUCCUCUGUGCCUCUUAGAUUAAUUUCAUCGUCCUUUUGUUGCCAUGUUCCUCUGAAGCAGAUGUCCGUUCAUAGAAAUCUGACAGGCAGGCAAAUAUCCAGAAUAGGAAAUCAGUGUAUCCUUGCAAUUUCUCAGGAUUAUUCAUUUUUUCCCCUAUUCCAGCCAAAAAAUCACUGGACAGAGGUUGUAGUUGAACUUGUGACUUCCUACUGAAGAAUUUUGAUCGCUUUCCAUGUCUGGCAGCCAUCUUUCUCUGAUCGCCAAAGUCAGGAUCUGCCUGUGAGAAAGUAUUUUCCCAGAACAAAUAUGCGCUGUGAUGGAAGGAGGGGAAGAGAACCAGGAAGGUCAUUGUCUUAAAUUUUACAAGCCCUUUGUUUGUUUUGGUUGUAAUUUUCUAAUUUCUUUAUAGCUAGCUGGAGGGAUGUUUGUGUUUGAUACUCUUACAAAGAUACCCACACUCGCUCUCACACGCACGGCUGUGUGGAUUCAGUUGGUGGUUGAAGCCGUUUACGGUGUGUCCCUGGGGAUAAGGUCUUAUUUGCAUAGUUCAUCUGGAAAACAUUUCCACUUCUCCAUUCCCAGGUUUAUCAAGUACACAGUGUGAGUGUAAUAGUGCAUGUAAAAAGAGAAAAGGAGAGAGAGAACGGCUUGGCUUCUUGAUAUCUAACUUCAGGAAAACAUAUUUCAAACAUGGGAAACUUUCUUCUCCACCCAUAUUUCCUGAAUGAUCAUCUACAUUUUAUCGUCCCCUCAUUUGUUGUCAAAAUAAACGUGUCUGACAAGUCCCUUGGUGCCGUUUCAUGCAAAACGCUUAAAGCUUGAUGACUCCCAUUCCUCGUGUUGUUUAGUUACUCUGCACCGUAAGCUUCUUUUCUCAUGCCAGGAUCUAAUUUCUCUGGUAAUGUGAGAUUGAUAGGAUGGCCGCUCACUUGAUUAAUUACAUGAGUUUGCAUGCUUACACACUUGCUAUCUUGCACGUAGCACACAGCUGUCCUUAAGGACUAAUCUGAUCGUGAGAUUUAAAGCAAAACAUGUUAGUGAUUUUUUUUGUUAGCCACACCAUCUUGGAGUAUGUAAUGUCUUGGGGCAUCCUUUAGCGCUUAGAAAUUACAAAUAAAAAGAGGCGUCAGUUAUAAUUUCAGUCAGUAAAUCUGUCAUCCUUAUGUCAGCUCUGUGGUACAGAAGCGAAACUGCUCUGGUUUGACAAAGACUACAAAUUCUGAACACUUUGAGAAGUCAGCUGGAGACUGCGCAGAUGUUGAACUUGAUACAAACUGAGGCCUCUGUGUCUUGCUGGUGUUGUUCUGGUUGAUCGGCCUCCUUGAUAAAUUAAUCUGGUAUCCUUCUUAAUCCUCUAACUGUGUCAGAGUCGUGCCCAGAGUCAAUAAUGAGGACCCAUAGUGGACAUGAUAGUGGGUUUUUGGAGGUGGUCUCUGGUUUAACUGUGGCAUUAGUGAAGGGGAUGUAGGGGUUUAUAAUGUUUUAAAUUCAGAGGUUAUGGCCCUGGUAUAGAAUGGUAAUCCCUCAGGAUUACUGGGGAAUCUGGUGAAUAUCUGAGGAAAUCCCUGUUAGUGACUCUUAGAUCCUCCGUUUUUACGGAUAUAAUAGCCUCUAACUGCAUGUCCACGUGUGUUUACAGAAUAGAGGUUUACAAUUUUGUAUAUGUAUAAAUUCAUAUCUAUAAACCAGAGAAAUUAGAGGAAACAUAAACAUCUGAAAAACAAAUAAUAAACAGUUUUGAACAAAAUGUUUUCAUCAGUUUUCAGUUUUUAUUUGUUAAUGGAGUGUUUCAGCAUAUUUAAAGCCUUUUUUAGGAACUCUCUGUUUGUGUGAAUGUUGGCGCCCCCUGUGGGCAGUUAUAUCUCUGAUCUCUUUGCUUAUCUGGUCUUGUACAAAAGCUCCUCCUAUUGUCUUUUAAAAGUCUAUUACAACUCACGAUGGGACUAUUUUCUGUAGCAACAGUGACCAAAAAAAGAUAACUCUUUACUGUGCUUUAAAUUAUCCCCUCUGCGGUUACAGGUAUUAAGAUUCAUGAUCUAGAAAUUGUCAGUCUUUUUGCCAAUGGUCAUGUUCGUGUUGUUAGGGCAUAAAGAGGCCUCACUGUUCAUUUCAGUUUCAUAACCAGUUAAAACUCCUCACAGGGGCUGUAAAAACUUAGUAGACUAUAGAAACUUACUGAGUCAUUAUAAUCGUCACAAUAAGUCUAAUUUGAAGAGGAAAAUAUAAUGCAGAUGUCUUCAGACAAGUCACUGAUUUCCCACAGUCAUUUUGGAAAGCAUACUCAGCCACUUCCUGUGUUAUGCCAGUCAUCAUUUUGUGAUAAAUGCGGAAACUGGAGGGUCAUAAAUAUUUAUCAUGCUUCCUUCACACUGGAAAUGCUGUAAAUCGGUCUCUCUCAGGUAUUUACAUCUGUUGGCGUAAUAAUGCAUAAAUAAACCAGGCAUACACUAAUCUGCUGAAAGAUUUCAUGUGUGCAUGACACAUUCACUGCUGUGUUCACAGAGUUGUAAAUGUGUGCAUUUGUGUGGACUGAUAGAUCUGCAAAGGCCAUAGCACCAAGAGCGACACCGCUCUUAUGUGUUGUUGUUUCACAUGACUGAUCUUAUGUGUUUUUUCAUGUAUUCAGCAGAAGCGUUCCACCUCCUACCUUCAGAUUUUGGCUCCCCCUGAAGCCAAAUGGCCAAAUGGGAGACAUUCAAUACCAUUACAAUGACGGGAUUCCCUUCGGACAAGGAGAACUGCACACACACAUAAACACAGGCAGCCAGACACACACAUAUGAACUUGCCAAAGGGCUCUCCCUGCAGAUGAGCUGGGUCAUUUUUCAUUACCCUGGCUCAGAGGAAUCAAGUGUGUAGUAAUAGAGCACAAUCACAUUGAGCCAAAGCUAUGGAGGGAUAAAUCCUGACUGUAGAGCACAGGGGCUGCGGGACAGUGGCAUAUAGCUCCUUUUUUCACUCCUGUAUUUGUCAUUUGAAGCCCUCAGACCAGAGAAGGGGAAUUUUUGCCACUGCAUCACGCUCAUACUGUCUCAUCUUGUCCCUCUGUUGCUUCUGUUUUCUUUAUUAUGUUCCCUCUCUUCGUCUGACCGCCUCAUUUACCGCCUGUUUGUCUGUUUUGCUCUUCAAACUCUUCCUUUGUGAGUUCAUUGCCUAGCUGUCCUUACUGAGUGAGCAUGUGUUGUUCUUCUUCUGUACACCUGUCCCUAUACUGAUCUUUUAGUUCACCUGAGCCAGUAUAGCCCGAGGCCGAGCAUGGGGAGGUAUGAUGGGAGGAUUGGUGAGGUGGAAUGAAGGGUUGGAGUAGGGGGGAGGGUUGCCUUUGAAAAACUGUGAGUGCGUAUCAACUUUGCAGAGCGAAGUGAUUCUCUUUUCAGUGCCAUCCAGGGAUCAUGGUGCUGUUGUUGGCUGGAUUUAGGCACUUUGUGUAAGGAAGCUCCGUGGAAUUUGUGUUUUCACUUUAAGUUCAAAUACCCUGGAGUCUAACCUCUGUCUGUUACAGUGUGUUCACAUUGUCUUACAGUGUCUCCUCCUCUAAGUGCCCUACAUUUCUGGCAGAGUGCUCAGCAGAGACAGCUACAUCUCCCUGAGAGUUGUCAUGACAACUUUUGUUUGCAUCUUUGGUUCAAGAGCAAGGAAGGGGGACUAAGGGUUGGUCAAACAUUUAUGCAUGUCUGUGUGUGUAUCUGUGUGCUUGACAGUGCAGGUUGUGUCCGUGCCACUCAGCUACUCAGAAGUGAGUGCUUCUAAAACCUAAGAGUUAUAUGGAUGGAGGCGCACAGAGCUCUUAUAAAGCCAGUGCCUUGAACGAUGUCGCUCUGUGGCUGUCUUUCCUAAUUGGCCUGGAGGGUCUUUGGAGGCCCUGAGGGACACACACGUACACGGGCGUGCACACACAAGGGCAAAAUUAGCGAAAGGGACUGAGAGGAUUUAGCCACUCUUUGCCCCAAAAACCCCUUUCUCCUCUCCCCUGCUGUUCUGGUCUCUGAGUACAUGUUUAAUAGGCUGGUAGAAUACAUUAGGACUGUGACACACACACAUACACACACACGCACACGCAAACACACACUUUCCAGACAGGACUGUUUAAUAUUCAGCAUGCUAAAUGGUUGGAGUGUUUGGUAUUCUAUCCAGUCACAGGACACUGGAUAGAGGCCACUGCAGUUCAACUACUCCACAGUUCACACUGCCCUUGAGUUACACCAUGUGUUCAGUGUGUGUGUGUGUCUGUGCGUGUGUGUGUGUUUAUUUGUUAACAAAAACAUAAGAAACAAGCAGAAGAAGCGUCAGAGUGAUAAAUAAAACCAAGGAUGAGGAUAACUGAUGACAGGGUCUAGAGGACUUCUAGACACCUAGCACACAGAUUUAAAAGAAAAGCACACACAAACAUACACACACACGUACACACAAGCACUCACACACUGUCUGCAAUUAUAUAGAGGAUACUAUUAUCAGCCUUAGUGCAGAACCAAACGUUGUGCUCUACGUCACUUUGACUCUCUGUGUGCAUUGCCGGCAGUAUCAGUGAACACAGGGUCACUUGGGUCUGCAGUGAUUCUCACUGUGUGAAUUAUAGAUGAAGAGGGGAGGUGUGGGUGUAAACGAUCCUUCCCCUGCGAGUGACUCUCACAUACACACACAUGCACACACGGUGACAGCCUAGAUCCUUGCAGAUCAACCCCCAUGAACACUAAGACCGUGUUUCAUUGAGAUAAAAGUCUUAAAGACAUGACAUCACUGGUAGCUAUUUGUCCUGAACCCCUCUGCUCUUCUUGUCAGGCUGCUGGUCCUCUGGCUCCCCCUCUCGCUCUGAUCACUUACCCUCUUCCUCUGUUCGGGAGCUACUCUGAUAAUCAAGAUCUUUCAUAUGAAAGUCAAAGCUGAUGUAUGAGCAGGCUUUAUCAACGCUGUGUUUCCUUUAUACUGGAAGGAACAUCCAGCCCUUAUGGGUGAAGGAAAAACUGAUCAGAGGAAAAUAUCUCAGAGGAAAAGCAGGGCCUGAAAGAGGAGGAUCAGUAUUGGAGGCUCUUCCCUCCUUUGGGACAUAAAGUCAAAGAGGAAAUCCUCUUUCGAAUAUUUUAAGCACAACUCCAGAAUUGACCAGCUUCAACACACACUCACUGUGGCGCAAUGUCAACAAGAAAGCCUUCGUUUUCUUUGCCGUUAUCAAGAGCACAGUAACCGGGGUCCUGUCGUAGACUGUUCAGUCUUAAUUUCAAUUAAAAGCCCUGUAACAUGUACCGUAAGUACAUGUGAAUGAGCACAUCUAUUUGACCUGCUUUCAAAAAGCACCAUAGUUAAGGUUAUUUUUAAGCAGCUGAAAGAGAUAGUGAAAGAAGAUAUUAUCUGAUGGAAUGGAAUUGAAAGAAUCGCAGAGAGACAAGAAUUUAUCAAGGACAAGGUUAGGCUAUUGUGACUACAAGACACAUUUAAAGGUACCCGACCAAUUCAAGGUGUUAACGCUUUGCUUUUCUGUGUUAUCAUCACCAUUUUUGCUUGCCUUUCUCUGACUCUGACUCUCUGUCAUUUAAAGCUAUGGUUUUAAACGUUUUUCAUUAAUAAAUCCAUCGAAAAGUUUGAAAAAAUAACAGUGUGAGACUAUUUUGGUUUUAUAAUAAGUAUAGAAAGCAAAUAUUCAAAUAGAAUAGUACUAAAUGAGCGACUGUGGUCUGGUUUGUGUCAAUGUUAAGUUAGAAAGUUUCAAAACAGCUGGUAUAGAGAUUUUUUUUUUGUUGGUUCAUUCUGACAACAAAUUUAAACUACUGCUACAGCUGUUGCAUUAAGACCUAUUGAUAGACAGGUAGGAUAGUAAAGUAUUAGUUCACACAGAAGAUGUGUGAAACAGCCAGUGUGAACCUUUUGGAUCUUUCCACAUUUGGCAGCCUGAGUCUUUGCAUUUCUUCAAGGCUUGAGGUUCCUCAAAGCUUAAGUUCUUAUGUCUUUAUUGUGCCUCCUGAAACACCUCACAGCAAUGUUUCUGCAAGCAGCGUUUAAAAUUCAUAGGCAUCUUCAUCUUGAAAGUUGUGGUGAAAGUUGUGAUUUUAUGUAAAGAUGUCGAGAUGUAAAGAAACAUCUGAAGAGAAAAACAGAGAGAGACUGGUAAAGUCUGGGAGUCUGGCUUUGUAGUAAAAUAAGAACAAAGCAGGGUUGGUUACAGAAAUAUCUCCAGCUUGUUUGAAGUGCCAGUGUGUUUCUGAUUUUAAAAAACGCCCUAACUGGAACCACAUUUUGGUCCCAGAGUCACACACGGGCAGGGAGGGUGGAGCCCACAGACACACACACACACACACUUGAACAAACAAAACAGAUCUCUCCGGUCAGUCUUUUCUCUAGACAUUCCUGGCUGCCUUUCUAUGACCCUCCCUGCUCUGAAGAAGUCUGCAUUCAGCCUCCUAUUAUUUUUCCAUCAAGGCAAACAUCACCUUUUCAGCUUUUUAUGUAGAAAUACUAUACAUUUUGCUGAAUCUUAUGUUGUAAUGUAAUACGCACCAGAUGCAGACAGUGUUACAUCAAAACUGACGACGAGCCAUAAAGUCUAUUCAGCUAUAAUGAUCUCAGCAUCAUAAAUCACUGUUGUGUCAGACCAUGCUUGCUCUCAAAGUGACGUGUUUAAGAGUGUGUGUUUGUUUAGUCUCCAUAAAUACAGCAGAUGUAGACCAAGACAGACGGAGAAAGACAGAGAGUGAGAGUGUAGAGUGUGUACGUAUGUGUGUGUGUCAAGCGUAUAUGCCUACCGCAGCGUCCCACAGCCAGGGUCAAAGAGAUUCUCCAUCUUGCUUUAAUUAACUGUUCAGCUGUGUUUAUAUCACAUUCCACCAAUAUAGGUUACCUUUUCCAGUACGCACCAUCAACCCUGUCCCCCUGCUCGACCUUAAAACCUGACUCUCCGCCUGUUAAACCCACCUCACCCAUCCAGCUCGUUCUCCCUUGGACCCCCAGCUCCAUAGAAACGCACAAGAUCAGCACCUCAUUAUGACCACACCUUAGCCAGGAAUAGAAGCCCACUGGCUCCAUAACACAGGCCCAGAUAUGUCACACCUCCAAGUGUUUGUCACCUUGUGUUUUUUGGCAGAAACACCCUCUGUAGGUCAGUGAAGGGUAGACUUAUAAUGCACAAGAAACAUUAAUUCACACGUUUAUUGUUCUUUCCUGCCUUGCUUCCUCUCUUCCUUCCUCUUCCUCACUUAUACCCUCAUCCCUCUCUGACAUCCAGCUCCUCUGGACCUCCUCAAAUCCACUCUAAACAGGAACCAUACCUCAUAAACUAUUCCUGUGAAAGUGUUCAGAAUCUUCCUACAGACAUUUUUUAUGUUUCGCUCUCCUCCUCUGUGCGUCCUUUUAACCCCAUUCAUUCAUUCCCUGCCGAUCUUCAUUUUCCCCUUCUUUUUCCCCAGCCUAUUAAACUCAGGCCCCUCAUGAUAGCAAACUGAGGAAGCCUCAAAUAAAAGGAGACAUGUAUUUCACUGGAGAAUGUGAAGGAAAAAAGGGGUAUAUGUAUUUAAGCCAAAAAAAAAGAGUCAUCUGGAGAUGUUUAAGUUGGACAGGCCAGUUUCCGGUGUCUGGAAUGGGCCAAAAAUAUCCAGAAACAGAAGAAUCCGGCAGAAGGGGAACGGAUACACCUCCUUGUUUCUCAUGUGACAUUUAGCUAACUAAGCUGAAUUUGGGAUUGCAGCAUGUACAGAUGUCUCAACAAGCUUGUUCAAGCCAAGCAGAUUUAUAAUUUACAUAAAUUUGAUUUGUCUUCUUGCUGGCUCAUGUCUGGAAAAAGAAGAUUCCUCGUGAAUCUUGCAAGUUUGACUGAUUAGGGAUUGGCCGCCAUAUUGCAAAUAUGGUGCAACUGCAUGUGAUUCACACAAACUUAUUUACAUUCAAGAAAAAAGAUAAGAGAAUCUGCCUCAUUGACAUGCAGAAGCAUUAACAAGAGUCUUCCAUGCAUGUAUGCAUACUUUGGCUACUUUAUGUCCUUCUCAUAACCUGGGGAUUAUUGUAAUGGGUCUACAGUAAUAAAGAGCAGGCAGGCAUACACUUGCAGAGUCACUCAAAAACUUUACUGACAGCAGGUAAGGCCUGCAGGCUUUCUCCUGUGGCACACAUUAGUAUCUAUUUAUAGUGCCAAAAACUGGACCAAUUUUGUUAUGUUAACAACCUGUGGUUUCAACGGCUGCUGCCACAGCUGUGUUAGGUGAACACAAGUGCCCAAUUUAGUCAGAAAAAAUAUUCCAACGGCCGCAGUAGACUGAAAGACAAGAAAUAACUCAAGCCCUGUGCUCCAGAGAAAGGAAAUGGGUUUUCUUAAGAUGCAAGGAGGACAUGCUAGAAGGAGAGGGGCCAAACAGACAAGUGUUGUGAAGAUCUAACCAAAACUAAUGCUCUGUUUUGCAAAAUGUAUUGAUUGAAAGGUUAGAAAGCUUAUGUAGCUAAUGGUAUAGAUUUGGUAUGAAACUGAUGUUAAAGCCAAAAGUCAUGUAAGGAUAGGGUUUUUUAAGGCAACUCAUUCUCCCACACUAAGACUCAAAGUAGCCAACAGUUGAUUCAGCAGUACACAGACAAUGAUCAGCUCAUUGUUAUGUUUCAGUGGACCAUUACAUGUUUCAAAGACGGAUUGUUGGUGUAUUUUGCAGACAGAGAUGUCAUUUUUUCUAUUUGCAAACACAAUACAAAGAGAGAAAGAGGGGGAAGAGAGAGAGCGGUCUGCAGUUUCUCUCAGUCUCAUGGCUGUGUGAGCUGCAGCAGAAAAUUUCCCCUCCACUCCUCCUCUCCCCGCCCCCACAUCUUGCCUCCAUUAUUCCCGUGUUUUCGAAGCAACUCCGGUGACAGAGAAACACAGCGGUGAAGAAGUGAAGACGGCUCACACCACACGUUUGACCGCUGGACAUCUCUUCCGGUCGCCUGCCCGCCCCCCCUCGGGUUGCUGACCGUUGGUACGGUCUCUUGCUAUCCGCACGUUCGCGCACCGUUUGUGCACGGUGCCGGUAGCGAAAGGAGGAGGAGGAGGAGGGGGUUGGUCGACCGGGACUACCACCGUGAGAAGCUCUCUCUCUCUGCUGCUUUCCGAAGGAGGAAGGAGGGAAGCAAGCUUUGGGGAAAAAGAAACGCCUAACGGUCGCUUUUAAUUAACGCCCGAGCAGGAAUGGCGAGGAUAGGAGAUGUAACGGCUCUGUGACGUGUUGAGGAUACAGAGGAAUAUACAGCGACCAGCGUCUGUUGUAAUUAACGUGAACUAAUGGUCACUAACAUGGAUGCUGAUGUGCCUCCUCCCCUAGGCCGGCCGGGAAAUGGGGUUUAUUUUGACGAUUUUCUGGCAGUAACACGACUCGUUUCUUUUUGGGAUUAAUAAUUUCGCUUUUUUUAAUUGUUUUUCUUCCCUUGCUGGAGUCAGUUUUGUGUGGGAGUGUCGCUGUGAGCGUGUCUUUGCAAGGUAACUAACUAAUAAUAACAUUACUGCCGUCGACUGAGCAUCACUGUCAGCUGCGUUUGUGUGUAUGUUAUUUUGAAACGCUGUGAAUGUGACUGCUUUUUAUACAUUUUCCUUCCCUUAUUUUUCAAUCUCGUUUCUUACCAGUGAGUCAGGUUUGAAGAUGAAGGAUAGACAGCCCUAAACUGACUGGUAAUCGGUCAGAAAUGUUGGAGGGUAACAUACAGCAUGAAUCACUCAGCGGUGGGCUACAUGGUGAUGGAGCUAACAUGUGUUAUUGUUGGUCUUUGUUUUUCUCAUUAGAGCAACGUUUUUUUUUGUAGUGCUAACAACAUACAACAGAGGCCUGACCAUGCCAUAAAGAGUGAUGUUGCUUACCUGGCUAAAACUGCCUCAUUGUGGAGGUAUAGUCUAUUGCAUUCAGUUCAACUUCACAAUAACUCUUCUUUUAACUCUGUGUGAUGACAAGAAGCCAUAUGCAGGGAUUUUAUAAGGAUACAAAUUUAGUGGCAUGUGUCCAAAAACAUCUGUCUCCUUGGGCUUUGCCUAUGGACAGGGAUUAUAACCUUGGCUUUAACGUUUAUACCAUUUCCAGGUGCCUAUAGCAAGAUGUCAGGGACUUUGCAUAGUCUGUCUGCAUUGAAGUUUAUUGCAGAGACAAUAAUUAGGGAAGAAGUUUCACUGUAUUCUUGUUCUCUCCUGGGUAGGUUAGUUAAGCUGGUAAAGCCCAGAAGUCAUUGAAGUAGUAAGGCAAUAUUUUUAGUAUAAACAUCGGAUAUUUUAAACUCUAAGACAGAAGGCUCGGAGAUGAAAACAAAAUCCUUUGUUGGAAAAUUGAAGUGUGUGUGUGUGUGUGUGUGUGUGUGUGUGUGUGUGUGUGUGUGUGUGUGUGUGUGUGUGUGUGUGUGUGUGUGUGUGUUACUGUGUGCACAGGUGCACCCAAUCUAAACCCUCAAACCACAGGAGAUCAAUGGUGAGUGGGUAGGGUAAACUGAACCCUUCAAAGUAGCCAGAAGCCACACACACAUUAACACACACAUAGUCAUUCAGCAGAUUUCACACAGGAAUGAGUGUUGAGACAUACCACUGUCACUCAUCUAUGAAGCUAUUUUGGUAUCUUCAGCUCUCUGCUAAACUCUCACCUGUAACCUGUCACCUUAAUGUAAGGUGGCUCCGGUUGUGGGAAAGUAGUUGUGCUCAUGCUGUGGACACACCCCUACCAAAUUGCAGGAGCCUCAGGUGGUCAACUUGAUCCUCAUGGUGAGGAGUUACAAACCGGUUGUGCUUGUGCUCAUGUUUACGGCAUUUAUGGUUUCUCAUAAGACAUGAGAAAAAUUAAAAUGUUCCCCACCCUUUCUCCCUACUCCUUUCUUUGAAAAAUUUCUUCCACCGCUCCACACACACCCACACACAAACCCCAUCCUCCUGGUCUCCCUCCCAAUCUCCCAGAUGUGAGGGAAAUGUGGGAGGAACCAGGGGGUGUUUGUGUUCCUCAGGGUCCCCUCUUCCUGUUACAGUUACUUGCAGAGAAACUCCACAUGUGCUGAGAACACCAGCACACACAUACAUACCCCAAAACAGAUGCAGAAUACUCUGGCACAGUUAUUUAUUUAUUUAUUUAUUUAUUUGUUUUUUAGAAAUGCUUGACUUUAUUUCUGCAGUGAAUCACUAUACCAUUUGACUUGUUUUCAUUGGAGUUUUAUCAUGCUGUCACAAACAGAUAUGAAUGUUUGGUUUAACGUAUACACAUGCAGUAAAUCUCUCUCACAGUUGACUGUUCUUUAUUGCACCUGCUCCAGUGUUAAUGUCUGAACCUGGAAGAGAGACAUUUUUAUUAUGCAGGACUAUUCAGUAAGCUCUAUAUUGACCAAAACACUCCACAGAAACUUUCUUAAAGGGUACCUCAGUCAUUCUGGUCACUGUAGUCCACUGGGGGAUAAUGUACUUCCUGCCACAGAGGAAUGCUAGAAAUGUUCCUUAGGAGGAGAGUGGUGAAGGACAUUGUCUCUUUUGGUCCAUUGUCUCCAGUUGUCCUUUGUGUAUUUGAUUGAAGAAGCUGCAUAUCAAAUGUCUCUGUCGAGUGGAGACCUAUAUAAACUUUGCUUUUGCUCUGCGUUGGCAUGACAUGUCAAUCUGUAAUAUAUCUAAACAAGCAAAUUAACAGAGUCCAUUUCAUUUCUGUCUUGUUUUAGAUGACAGAGGGGAGGCGAUGUCAGGUCCAUCUCCUGGACGACAGGAAGCUGGAGCUCCUUGUACAGGUAAGUCUCUCCUCCCGCUGUUCUUCUGCUCUCUUUUCCUUUCUUCUUCCCCCAUUCUUUGCGUAGUAUUCUGUCUCGAAAGGGAGCAAUAAAUGCUGUCUGUUGUCUGAAGGGACCCAAUCGCUGCUGACUAAGGGUAAUGCAGUCAGCAGUAGGUGACUUUGCUUUUUCUUGAUGCUCCCUCAAUCGUUCCACACAAACACCCCCCACAAAAUCACACAAGGACAUGUAGCAGCAGACCCUGUCCUGAUUUACUCUUUUUACAUAAGCCUUGCAUCUCAGUACAGAGUUGUACUCAUUUUUAGUCUCCCAACUACUACCAUCAAAUAUCUAUUUGUUAUUGACAAAUCUCCCUUACAUCUUGGAGCAACAAAGCAGCAUGCUGCCCCUCUCCUAGUACACAGAGCCUUCAAUAAUCUCAGCAGGUCUUUCUGCAGUAAUGACCAAAGGCAGCAGCAGCACUCAUAACACCAUAGUAUCUCCCACUCAUGCUACUAAAGGCUCCUUACCUUUAUCAACUAUUUCUUGUUAAGCAGUUAUUUUUUAUUUAAAAGGCAAGGUGGAAACCUGGGUAUGGAAUUUUUGUUGUGUCAGACUGUAACCCAGAUUCAUCAGUCAGGGUUUAGUUGGGGUGUGGCUUUUCCUCACUGCUCAAGUCCAACCUUCCUUUGUCUCUUCUUCAUUGAUUGUUGAUCAUAUUUCCUUUGCUCACCUGUAUCAGCCCUCUCAUACUUUGAUUGAAGCAUUUUCCUUCAAGUACCUUCGACUCUUCCUCACCUCUGGCUCUUUCAGUCCCCUUUGUGCUCUAUUACCUGCUUCCACUUAGAAAAAAAUGAAAAAUACAAAAGAGGGUAAUUGCCCUGGAACAGGAUAAAAUGAGCAAGUACUGAAGAUUGACACAGAAACUUGGGCGGGUGAGAUGGAAAAGUGAGACAGGAGCUGAGGAAUAGAGGAGAGAUGAUUCUGAAGAGACAGGAAGAGAGGGAAAGAAAAUGGAGUGGAGAGCUGAGGAGUGGUCUGCUGACUUUCUGAUUUGAUUACCCUGCCAGAACUGAUCCUCUCUUACAAAUUGGUACUUCUCUCUGCUCCUCUUUUCUUCUCUCUAUCUUUCGCUCCCUCUCUCCAUCUUCCUGACUCUUCACUCUUCACUCCUUAUCUUUUUGUCUCACUCAUCAUACCCUAGCUUGUCUUACUGGUCUUUGCCUAUCCAUCCAUAUCUCUGUCUCCUCAGUCCCAUAAUAACAUCAGCUGUCAUGUAUUUUGUCCAUCCAUCCCCUUUUCUGCUCAAAUUAAAUGGCAUUACAGCAAAAUUUAUUCUAGGUAUAGAGUUUUUCUACAACUAAACCCCUACUGUUUACCUCAUAAUACAAAAAUGGUCGUAAAUGGUAUUUUUAAAGUUUAAAAAUGGUUCUGUAGUAUAAAAAGCACAAGUUAUGACAAAAGUCAGGGAGAAGGGAUGUUGUUAAAAAACACUUGCCUUGUAAAUCAGGAUACAGCUGUUUUUUUCUCAACUUUUGACAUUGCCUCUCUUCAAUCUGAGGAUGUUCAACAGCUGUCCACAGGAAAUUACCGUGUUAUUCUGAGUGCUGUGGUAAACCAAAAAGCUGCCAGGACCUUUACUCAUUCAUAAAAAAGGAUUCUUGAAGGCAUGAUCAUAAAACACAUGCUUACCAGAAAGUUGUGUUGAGUAUUUGGGCAGAUUUUUUUAUCCUUCUUGUAUACUUGAUUCUGUCAGCAGUAGCACUAUUAAGUCUGUCCUAUUGAUACCAUCUGAUAGCUUGCCUCUGAAGCAUCUUAUCGCUUUCCUAUCUUUUUUUUUGUCAUUUACUUGCCAAACUAAUGAUCAAACAGCUGCCCAAACCCAGAGGUGUUAUUCCUCCAUUACCCUUUCCACCUUCCCUUCCUUCUACCUUUGUGAGUGUGUCUUCAGUGGUUACUUUGUGGAGUAACGGCUCAUUGGCAGGAAAUUAUGUGCCAGAAGGCCAGCACACCCACUGGCCAGGGGUAAUGAUGGAAGCCAAACUCCAAAUGUGCAAAUGUGUAACAUGUAUGUCAGUCAUAAUGGCAAAAAGUGUUUGGGGGUUGUCACUGAGCUGGGUAUUAAGUUCAGUGAAGGGACAUUUCAGGGUUUUUUACUGUAAGAUUGUAAGACGCUAUUUAAGAAUAUGUACAAAUAGCACUGGUUUACACACAAAAAUGUGUAGGGUACGAGGCUUAAAAACCUUUUCCUCACCCACUCUUGUACUCUUUAAGUACUGCCAAUGAAAAAUCACUGCCAUAAAUCUGAGCAAUCCUGUCAGCACCAAGGGCCUGGCUUGCUGUUUGCAGAGAUUGGACUCUGACUUUCUGCCAGCCAGCAGAGUGAGCUACUGUUGUGUGUUUGUCUGAAGGUUUGCUUAGCAUGUCUCUUCCUUAUUGGCACCUCCCUGUAAUUCUUAACCUGUUAAUUACCUGUGCUGCUGAGGAGGCACAGGCUAGAUGUCUGUUAGCAAUAAUGCUGUUAAAGCUAGCUGAGGGCUUUCAACACCCAUUAGAUGGCUCUGUAGUGUGUGUUGUGUGUACAUACGCUUGUGUGUAUUUUUGUAGAAGUGGUGGCUGCAAGAUCUGUAUCUGUGUGUGUAUUUGUGAUGUGUUUUAUCACUCACUGCAUAAUAUUUACCAGUUUUGUGUCUUUGUCUCCAUGUUGUCUUUUCAAAAAUUAGAGUGUCCACGUGUCCUUGUCACCCUGCUCAUUACUGGUUAUGCUUUGGUGGCAUGGGUGUAUUUAAUUGGUACUUUUGUCAAUGCUGUAAACUGCAGUGUCGUAAUGAGAGGCCACAACAGUCUGUCUCAGACUAAGCCAAAACAUGAAUUACUGCUAAUACUAUGAAGAAAGCCUGUUUCUAACCUUACAUUUCCACAUUUUUCACGUGUUGAUGUCCUCAGUUUUCCUCGAACACAGCUGCAUAAACGCCCCCUGCAGCAGGAGCCGUGCUGUUUUCUAUCUGACACUAUUAUCUUGUGCAAGUCUAACAGGCAGGAUCGACCUAUAUGUUAGCUCCUUCUCUUGCAUCUUCUCUCUCCUGAUCCUCUCUGUGUUGCAGCAGGAUCACUGUAGGCAUUGUGCUCAUAUGAGAUUUAGGUCAUUGAAGCUGUGUGCAUAUGUGUAAGUGUGUCUCUGUGCGCAUUUGCUGUCUGCAUGACAUCACCUCCUUCUCUUUAAAUAGCUCCCAGUGACUGUCACUGUAGUUGUGCACUGAGUAGAUAGCACGAGACCUCAGGGGAAGAUUUUCACGAAUGUGCACACUCGGCACUGGGCACACUGAUGUACGAGGUGUGUGUGCAGAGUGUAAUUUGUGCUUAUCUCUCCUGCAUGCACAGCACAUGCCUUCAUCCUCUUUGUUGAGUAUGGGCUUUGAGUUUGUUAUAUGUGCAUGCAGAUUUGUGUGUGUGUGUAUGUGAUAAAAAUGCAGGCAGUGAGGCACACCCAUGGUUAACCUCAGGGUGGGGCUUGCAGUUGCUCAGGAUGUCACAGACCAGCAGCACAAGGCAGCGGUCCCAGGCCUCUGCUUGGCUUCAAGAUGGUCUGAGUGCAGUGAUGAAUGGAGGUUGUCAUUACAUACAGCACUGGUAGUACUCCACUGUAUUCACUUGCUAGCAAGUUCUGCUAGCUGCAACCCUCUCCCUGCAGUACAGUGGUUGAGCCCAGAGCCAUGACUCUGCAGUAGAGGUGUGGGUCAGAGAGGCGGAAAGGAGAGAGGGAGGGAGGGGAAGGGCAGGGUUCCUGCACUGUCAGCAACAUCCACACACUCCAUCCAUCUUUCUCACACACUCUCUCUCUCAUUUAUCCCCUGUUUUCUGGCUCUUUUCCUCUUUUUUUUUUCACACUGUUUGUCAGAAUGCUUUGUCAUUGCAGUAAAUCGAUAGCUGAUUCAUGCAUUAGCAUAACGCUCUCACACAUUUACUUGUUCCAAUUUAAAGUAAGGUGUGAUAAACCACAAUACCCAAACCAAAAUCAUGAUAUAACUGAUAAAUGAAACAAUCUGAGACUAAUAGGAUACUAAUAUUUCUCUCUCUUUCCAGCCCAAGCUGAUGGCUAAGGACCUGCUGGACCUUGUAGCCUCUCACUUCAACCUCAAAGAGAAGGAGUACUUUGGAAUUGCAUAUACAGAUGAAACGUAAGUCAUUUUCCAAUAGUUUUAUAUCCAAAAAAACAAGUGCAAAUGGUGAAUCAGUGGCCAAGGACUCUUCAAUUUAUCUUUUUGGUAGAAUUGGGUUUUUCUGUGCUCUCCAAUGACUACACUGUUCAUUCUGGUUAUUUUAGCAUUUGCACUCCUGUUUGGAUAGAUAGGAGUAUGUUGGACAUUAUAUCCUUAAAGCUGGAAAUAAGCAUGAUUCGUAUCAAUGUACAGGUGCAACAGGUUGGGCUGAUAAGCAGUGCAUAGCUAAAAGGCCAUUCAAGUGGAGUUUACUGAAUGGGAACCUCUCUAUGUGCUCCUUUGGACUUUAAGAACCAACUUACAGGGAUUUUGAUGUUUACAAUGUCCUGAGUGCCUGAAACCUAUGGGUGAGGGAGUUAAUGGUUUCUUGAGAGUUUCUAUAACUAUACUCAUGUUUGAUGUUGAUAUGGUACGAUGAUAUUAGGAGUAGUGUUUAUGGUUAUGGUCAAUGGAUAUUCAAGUAUUUUGGAAAUGUGUCAAAUGUCUGCCUCCUUGCUGGGUGAAGCCACUCCGAGAACAGCACCCUCUGUUGACGGGCUGCAGUAUAGGCCAUAAAUCCUGCCUCCGCCAGCAAUGCUUAUGGAGCUGUGGACAAACUUUAGAAAUUUAUUACAUAGUACAUACAUUUUUCUCUCCCCUGCUUGCAGUGUUGACAUGUAGUUACAGUAAGACUAGUUUGUGUUCAAGUCCUGUUUUUUUCUGUGAAGCUCCGUUUUUAAAAGUUAUUAGGGGGUUCAUGUUUUCAUGUUUGAUGUUGAUAUGGUACGAUGAUAUAUACUGUUUGAGCCGAGCGUCAUCACAGCAACUCUCGGCGACUCUCCCGCCAAAUGCAUACAACGCUACUGCGCAAUGCUGGUUUUAGGAAAUAAAGAAAAAUCCCGGAAAUACCGAGAGCUUUUUGGCUACAAAUCCAUAUCCAGGCGGGAGGCAGAACCAAGUUGUCCAUAGUAUAUAGAGUCUAUGGUUUUGACCUGAUAAAUGUCUAGUGGGCUUUUCAACACUCCAUAGCUCAGUUUUUUUUGUACUUUAAUUUCUAUUACAGUAGGCCAGUGGUUCUCAAGUCCAGUCCUCGAGGCCCACUGUCCUGCAUGUUUUGGAUGUUCCCCUGCUCCAACACACCUGAUUCAAAUGAUCAGCUCGUUAUCAAGAUCUGUAAUGGCUUAAUAACAAGCUAAUCAUUUGAAUCAGGUGUGCUGGAGCAGGGAAACAUGCAAAACAUGCAAAACAUAAACAUAACAUAACAAAACAUAAAAAAGUCUGAGUCUGAGUCUGAGGACAGUGGGCCUCGAGGACUGGACUUGAGAACCACUGCAGUAGGCUAUUAAAAUUUGGACAAAACCCCUUCUGUUAAGCUCAAGAAUAAAAAGGGACAUUUUUAGGUAUUGCUGCUCCUAUUUUAGUCAAAAUAUUAAAAUCAGUCCAAAAAUAAGAAACAUUACACUGGUGUAUAAACAGAUGUGGGAAAGAUCCCCACGUGACGUAUAAAAGGUCUCUGGUACUCUGAAGUUAUGAUUGUCUUGCUCUAGACUAGCAAAAGAUCACAAGUCUAUGUCUGCCUCAAGAUUUGCUACCAGGUCCCUGUUGGAAAUGCAAAAAUGACAUUCAAAUUAGUUUUAUUGUGUUUGGUGACCUAGAAAGGCAGGCGUACCACCGCACAGUCCUGAACAAGUCAUGCAAACUAAAACGAUUUACAUACAGACAAACAUUGCAAUGGCCUCUGUUUGGUUUGUUUUUUGUUUCAUCUUGUGUACCCACUGAUGUUACGGGGCUUUGACAUAUACUGUAACCAAUGUCAACACAGCAAAGAAACACCCCCUUUGCAGUCUCAGUCCCCCAGGGCUAAUUCUAUGAUGUGUACAUUUGUUGCUUGUGUCAUGGGAGAGCAGACACGUCAACUCUGACCGUUCAGUGGUCAAAGAGGCUGUGUGAAGGGAGAAGAGGGAGAACGAGAUUGAGAGAGUAACAUAGGAGGAGGGAGACUUAGAGAGGGAUGUUGCUCAGGAGACCAUGUAGGGUUACCAGGGUGACAAGCUGGCGCUGCAGUUUUCUCUCGGUUGGAGAGGGGUAGAAAAUUGAGAGGAGAGAGGGAGAGAAGAGGGGGAAACAAAGGGGGAGAAAUAGUAACAGGAAGGCAAAAAUGAGUUGGUUAAAAGUAAAAGCAUUCACUCUUUUAUGUAAAGAUUUUCUGUACCCUUGUUGAAAACAUCUGAGUAAUAUAAUAUAUCACAGUUUUUGUUAUUUGUCUCAUCAGGGGCCAUUUUAGUUGGCUGCAGUUGGACCGCAGAGUAUUAGAGCAUGAGUUCCCAAAGAAGUCUGGUCCAAUCGUCUUAUACUUCUGUGUCAGGUGAGUCUUUUUCAGUUCAUUUCUCUAACCUACACUCUCAAUAUUCUCUGCUUGUGUUUGUGAGGAUGAGGGAGUGAGAACGAUGGAUGCAGUGUGUGUGUUGUCAGUGUGUCUGUUGUAUGUGUUUGUGUGCACACAGCUCUCGUGCCAUAAUAGGAACAGAUUAACAAGGUUAGUUGUGACAGGCCCCAAUGAAAUUGCUUUGACCCAAGUGUUGGGCUCCCGCAACGGGGCCUCACAGCCAAUCAUGAGUCUUUUAGACCUCAUCAGUGUGAGCUGCAUGCAAAUCCAAUCUAACACUGUAGUUAUGUUCUGAUUUCAACCUGCUGUACUCCAAACAUUUGGUCAGAAAUGCUUUUCUCCUCGGGAAGGACCAUUUCUAUAUCAGACAAAAGAGCCUUUGCUAGAAUCAUUUUGAGUUGUUAGCUUCUGCUUCACUGGGUCAGAUAUACUAGUGAUCCCUGCCCUCAACAAAUAUCCAUGACGUUAUGGACUGAGCCUCAGUUCACAACCUACAUAGCAACAUGACGCACAGAACUUUGUUGAACAAUGUCUUUGAGCUGUCAUUCCCAUUUGACAUUUUCAUUACUGCUUCAAGCUUACAUAAUUCAGUAACUGCAAACUAAAAUCGUAUUUUUAGCACUGCGACCUAUUGUUCAUUAUUCCACAUGAACAAUGAGGUUUCGGUUCAGUGUGGUUCCAAUUUUACCCUAAGAUGUACUGAUAAGAUAUCAAGUUGCUACUGCUGCUGUUAAGGUCAUCUCCACUAUUCCUAUUGUACUGCAAUCUAAAUGAGUACAACAUUUGUAGCAUCAUCAUAUUCAAGCUAUGAUAGAACAUUAUUAGCAUUCAUGUAUUUGUGAGCUGUAAAAUUAUCCAUAAAACAUGUUGAAUUUUGACCUUUGAAUUGUGAUUCUGGGUGGAUUUAAAAUAGCUAACAGUUACUUAAUUUCCUUAAACUAAGACCACCUAUGAGGUCUCAUAAAACCACUGUGUGAAGUGUCUGAGGGAGUAGUGAUGGUGGUGGGCCGGGGAGGGUGAGGGGUCACUGUGUGAGUAUUUACAUAGACUAAUAGGUGUUGGCAUUGUGAACUCUGACACCAUUUGAGAGGCUUUAUUCCCCUCUUUUCUCUUGCAGCUCAGUCCUGUCUCUAACCUCAAUCUCUUUAAAUGUCAUACCGACUCUGCCCACCUUCCCCCAUUCCCACACACACACCUUAAAUACACAAACACAGACACAUAUACACACAGAUGUCUUCUCCUACAUCCACACUCAGACACAGAAUUGGAAGAACAACCAACUGAAAUGUCAAGCUCGACUCUAUCGUGACUUGCAGUGCAUUGUUUUUGUUAGCACAACGCAAGGCUGUGUGUGUCAUUACCGGUGCUUGUAUAGCGUGUAUUUGCCUGCAUUCAUGAUAUUUAUGUGAUGAUUGAGUCCCGGGUAAAAUUCGUCAGAUGCCCACCUCUUGCUGAUUCAGUGUACGCCUUUUUGUGUGUUUGCUGCCGCACUGUAAUUGUGCGCCUGUCUCAUUGACACUGUGACUUUAAUUAAAUGUUCUCGCUGAAUAUUGACAAGGCCCCUCUCAUUUUCUCUCAGCUCAAUGUGUAAUGCGAUUUAAGCCCUCAAACAUCGAUCCCCCCACAAUCUAUCUCACUCUAUACCUUUGCGCUAAUAAGCAGGGAGAUCCACACUUUCAUUCUUGUGUGUUAGAGACAUGUUUUUAGGUGAGUAUUAAAAUAUUUUUAGGUUUAUUCCAUCCAAGUUAUGUAACAAGCUUGUUUUAUGCUUUAUAUAUUGAUUUACAUUUUCACCAGCUCACAAUGAGUAGCUUCCUAGUGUACCAUCGUUGCUCCCCUCUGGCUCUGCAUGUAUUCACAAGCUAAAUUUAGACCACAUUAUUAUGUUAGUUCCCUCCUCACCACUCUGCCAGAAGUGGGUUACUGUGCUGCUCUCUCCAGUACGUGGCUGUGUGUGUGUGUGUGUGUGUGUGUGUGUGUGUGUGUGUGUGUGUGUGUGUGUGUGUGUGUGUACUGUAUGCGCAUGUGGAAUUCCUACACACUGCUGAUGAUGCAGGAGGCAGACAAUGUGUGAAGUUCAUUAUGUGCAUAUUGUGCCUAUAGGUGUGUGUGUGUGUGUUUUUGAGGGGUGGAUGGGUUGGGGGGGAGGGGGGUCAGUGAGUGUUUGUGUGUUUUGGUGUUAUUGUGUGUGUAGUGUGGAAUGUGCUCACACUCACAAACUAAUAAUGGAUCAUUGCCAACCACCAUGGUGAGAGAACGAGAGAGCAUUUGAGAUAAAAGGAGUGAUUGGAUGUUAUAGUACUUGGAUCAGCCUUUGGUGUGGUCUGCCCCCCACUGGACAGUGUGAUACUUGCACAGUUUGUUUCACAUCUGGACGUAAAUCUAACAUAAUGUAAAUGUUAAGCCUACUGCAUUAUCCUGUGUUUUUGAGUGGGUUUUUUUCUUUUUUAGAGUUUAUACUGAUGUUUCCCUGCUAAACUGUCCUGUUCUAAUCAGUGGGUGAAUGUGACUGAGUGGUUGAAAAGACGGUCCAUUUACCUUUCUGUGUUUUCAGGUUCUACAUCGAAAGUAUAUCCUAUCUGAAGGACAAUGCCACUAUUGAGCUGUUUUUCCUCAAUGCCAAGUCUAUCAUCUACAAGGUAAACUAUUCAUAAAUGUUAACUCAAUAUCCUGUUUUUUUCUUAAAUACAUAGAAUGUUGCUGGUCAGGAAUGCUGUAGUUUGUAAUGAUGGGCUUGAAAUACAUUUUGCUUUGACUUUUCUCUCAAUACAGAAUGUAGGGUUCUUCUUUUUCAAGUUGGAUUUAUGCAGCUUUAGAAGCACACCUCCUCAUAAGCCCAUUUUUGGCACAAAUAAAAGACACCAAAAAAGAGGCCAUCUUCAGCAUCAGUGCACUGCACAGACUUUAAAAUAUCACUGCUAAACAUUUACAGCAAGAUAAUUUUAUAUGAUAAGCAUCCCUUCCAGAGCUGAGUUGGUAGUCAUGCAGUUACCAACUCAGCUCUGGCAGAGACCAUGUUGACUAACAGGUAUUUAUUUUGUCCAGAAGAGGGCGUAUGUGGCAUGUAUGGAGAUUCAAGAAAAAAUUGUCCCUGCACAACCAUGCUGAAAACUCAGAUUGUCAGAUCUGUAUUUUUCCUCUUAUAUUAGUGGUAAUCUUCAUCCAAGCCAAGUCCAGACAGCUUACAAUUUCAAUUUCAAUGAGCCUUAUUGGCAUGACUGUUACUACAAUAUUGCCAAAGCGAUACAUAUAGUGCUUUAUCCCAGAUGAGAAUAGAUCCACCUCCUACCUGUGUGAUUUAAGGGUUGAAUAAGGCCUGAUUAAAUAAGACGCUUAUUUCUGCGCACAGUCAUUUGUAAAACAAAUGUUUCUUGCAAUUUAGCAAAUAUUUUUCAAGGGGUAAGUCAACCAAGCUUUUCGUCUGAAGCUUUAGGUUGGGUGUUUUACAAAUAACUUUUACAGACGCUGAGAUUGAAAUGGACGAUGUGACCAAGUGAUGACAAACAGAAGCUUUGGUCACCUUUAAAGUCAUUUGCAGUUGUUUUUGGAUACCAGAUCCCUAUCUGCUCAUUUAUCACACCCUGAUAAGAACAUCAGCUAUAUAUCAGGGAUGAGACCUGAACAGUUGAAGCACUAGUUGAUCCUGACAGCUCCACUGAUAGAGACUAGGGAAGGAAAUCACUACAAAAAUAUUAUAAGAUAUUCCCAGAAACGGCUUGACUAGUAUGCAGCAGAUUAAAUCAUUAGUUCACCUUCUGCAAAGUCUAAGGAGUAAGUGAGGUAUUCAGAGGUACUGUGGGAACACCGACAGUAAACAAAUCACACAGUAUGUCACGAUUUGCAGCCGUGCUGGGUGGUACACUCAGGCUGGGUUUAUUCGGUCUAGUGUUUCAUCCUGGCUGUCUGAUCUCCAAACCAAUUAAGAAGUGGAUUGUAAAGGGAACAUUCCUGGCAUACUUGACCCACUACUCACUGCCCUCUAACAGUCACCCUCCCCCAACCCAUUGGAUUCACAGCAACCCCUCUAUAAAUCCAUGCUCACGGUUGGUGUGCACAUUCACGUUCAAAAAAUCCACACAAACUUUUGUACAGUUAAAGCUUCAUUUACUUCCUGUCUUCUCCAUGUGCCUCCAAUAUCCACCUUUCCCAUAAGACAGCCCAUCAUGAAUGUAGGGAUGAUGAUCAGAACCGCUUUUACCUCCAGCAUCAGUAUUGUGUGUUAUUUUCUUCCUGUAAGCAGUAGGAGAGUAUGUGUUCAUGCCCCCUGUCCUCUUUUCUUUUCUCUGUGCAGGAGCUCAUUGAAGUGGACAGCGACGUUGUCUUUGAAUUGGCUUCCUUUAUUCUCCAAGUAAGAUAAUGCGUGCAUGAUUGUGUGUGUGGAUGUUCUACUGUGGUUAUGUUUUCACCUUAAGCUUCUUAAGCAUCACACAGUAGUAUUUUUCCAGGAGGCUGUGGCUCUGCAGUGAACCAGUUCAGAAAUGUAAAUGACUCCUCUAAGUAUGAACCCAAAUUAACAGAGAUGAAAAGUAUUUUUACUGCAGCAGUCAAGACUGGUGAUGAUCUUAGUGACAUUAACCAGAUUUGUCUAUCAAUCUAUUGAGCCUAUUUGAGCCAAAAAAACUGCAUCUCUCUUUGCUGGAAGCCCAUCCAUAAGCUACUAUCUUUGUUGUUGAUGUAUUUUGACAAUGCUAAUAAAACAGAGCAGCAGGAAAACCCUUUUUCAUGUAUUUUCCUAGACUGCAGCCCUUUUUCUCCACAGCCGCAUCUUAGGGUAGAUAAGUCCAAGAUGCUGCAAGGUCAUAUUACACAUUGAAUGGGCUAGCUGUCCACAGUAAUGUAUGUGUAUGUAGUUGUGUGUGACCUCUAAGCAGGUGCAGAUGUACCGUAUCAGGUAUCCAUCACACAGGCUCUCUAUUACGAUUUUCUAUCUGAUUUUAGCCCAGCAAGCCUCACUGCUCAUUGUCUUAUGCACACAGGACAUAAACAAGCAUUUUAUUCUCACUGUGCUAACAUAUUCAUUUAUAUCAACUGUCCUCUCUGGUCUCAAUACUAUCAUCUUUUUCUUUGUGUUUUACAGGAGGCUAAAGGGGAUUUCACAAGGUAAGUGCAAUAACCUGACCGUUGUAAGUCAUUAAUGGAUAUUUUCAUUUAAAGGGAAAACAUGAACUCUUCUGCUCUUCCUUUUAAAUUUCACCUUAACAUAUGCUAGAUUCUCAUGGAAGAGGCACAGAUAGACAAAGACACAGUAGAAGCGAUAGUCAGCCGUCAGCAGGAUAGAUUUCUGCAAUAUACAACAACAUGGAUAGUAUGAAGAAUCAGUUUUUAAACCUGCAUUAAUUGAGCGCUACAGUAGAGGAGCUUUUCGGUCCAAUUUUUUUUUUUUCGAGUGAGCUACAACCCAUUUUACUUUUGAAAAAUCCAUCUCUCUGAUUGGCCUUCAUGUAUAUCAUCAUCCUCCUGCUCAUCCCUUUGUUUUAGCACAGAUAACAAACUACAGCAGGGCCACCUCUGACCUCUUUUCCACCUGUGAAAGGAGUAAAUAAACACAGUAUCCUUCAUAAGGCUGGAAUAUGACACACUGCAGACACCCCUCCUCCCCCCUUUGUCAAAAAAAAUUCAUUGCAUUUCAAAAUGUCCGACAAUCGAAACACGUUUUUACACUGCCUAGUGGAGUAGGCUUUGAGAAUCUCUUUCUGUUCAUUCAGUGAUUUGACAGGUGUUGAAAUCUUGCAACAAGGUGAACUUCAGUUAUCAUUUAAAUGUCUGAAAAGACUAACACGAUGAAGUGGCUGGUGAAGAUGUAUUAGUCACAAUGUCAUGGCUCUCUAGUUGAAUUUGUUCAAAAAAUUCUCUCUCAUACCCUUUUAUUACUUACCAUUACAAGCAUGUGCAAAGAAGCUCAUUGACUGCACCUAAAAAGUAGUUGCUUUAAAGGAUAUCUGCAAAUGUAGACGCACAGCUGUGUUCACAUGUCAGAAAACAGCCACACAAGGCGGAUGGGCUCCUUUCCAGGGCUUUAGCUCAUAGGUUGUCAUGUUCCCAGGGCUUUCCGCAAUCCUCCGGGGCCUUGGCGGAGGCUGGAGCGAGGGAGAGAGAGAGGGAAUUAGCGCGGUGUAUUAAGACCUCUUGCCACUUGAGGUCUGAAAACUGAACCGAGGGCCAAUGCUCCUUGGCUCUUUGUGGGUCAUUCAGUCUCUCUUUCUCCUUACCUUAUUUCCGCUUUAUCCUUUUCAUAAUGUAUUUUAUCUUCCAUGUUUGUCCUUACUGACUAACACCGUUUCCAACUGUAGGUGUGGUUGCAGCUGCUCUGAAGCAGACAGUCUCUAUUCUAUCAGUAUUUAUUUGUUUCUUUUGUGGCUGAUUGAAUUCCUUUGUUACUGUUUUAACAAAAUUAAAGUGUCACUUUUAAGUUUUGUUUAGAUCUGUAGCAGUUAAUAUUUCCAGUGUUCUAACUCCUGCUGACACCCACUUUGUAUUUUUCAGCAGAACUGUAAGGUCUCCAGCAGAAAUGAAUGUUCUUCUUUAAAGUAAUGUGGACUGUAUUUGUGGUUUUAUCCUUCCCAGUAAUGAUGCAACCAGGUCUGACCUAAAAAAGCUGCCUGCUUUGCCCACCCAGGCCUUAAAAGAGCACCCAUCUCUGGCCUACUGGUGAGAGACGGCUCAGUUUUUCAGAACACCACCGCAAGAUUACACAAGCUUUACUUUUCAUGUGCUUUUCUCCUCUUGAAAAUUUUCUCUUUUUCUGUCCGCUUUGCCGUCUCACAGUGAAGAUCGGGUCAUAGAGCAUUACAAGAAGCUCAAUGGGCAAUCCAGAGGACAGGCCAUUGUGAAGUAAGUGUGUGUUUGUGGUCUCUGGUUGUGUUUGCUCACUGUCUGUAACCCUGUGCUCUUUGUAGCCGUAACAUGUCUGUUUUUCUGCUCCUCACAGUUAUAUGAGCAUUGUGGAGUCCCUGCCCACAUAUGGAGUACAUUACUAUGCUGUAAAGGUACAGUUUUACUGCUCUGCCUUUUCUUUACGCACACAUAUUCUGUGUUCACUCUGGAAUGGCAUGCAAUAUGAUAUUUAAAGAUAUGGCAAAAUCUUUUUGUACUACUCCUUUUAUGCGUCUCUUUGUUAUCUGUCAUCAACUCCAUGAACACUGAGACCUCUCCUGAGAUAUGUUUGGUUGUGUUGUGUUUCAGGACAAGCAGGGGAUCCCAUGGUGGUUAGGUCUCAGCUAUAAAGGCAUCUUUCAGUAUGAUCACCAGGACAAAGUUAAACCCAGGAAGGUAAGAUCAUGCUCCAUGUGAAUUUCUAUUUCCUACCCAAUCCUUUACCAUCUUUUCUUUUAGAAAACUUGGUAGUUAAUAUAAAUGAUGUGUUACUUAAAGGGGAAACAUUUUGUCUGUUUGUUUUCACGGUCAUUGUGUCCAGUUUUUCCAUUCGGUGAGUCAGGACAUUGUGUUUGGGAAGAAUACUAACAAUGUCGUACAAAUACUACUGUCUGGAGACUGUCAGUCUUGGAAUGUUUUUGUAUCCUGUCCCACUUUAUUUCUGCCUCUGUCAAUAGAAUCCUCCUGCCAGUCAGUGCGCAGGGUCGCUUGUGAAAGCCUUUCUCACUUCACCCCUGACCCCAAGUCAUGUUAGGGGCCUUGAUCUCUAGCAGUCAGAGUAAUCUCACAGGGCGGUAAUGGUGUUAACAGCAUCCCCAAAUGCUAACUGACCAGGAAGACACACAGAGUUACACUGUUAAUGUGUUACUCACAAGAACACACACACACACACAAGUAUACAGGAAAAUGGAGUUUACUCUGAGCUCACCGUGCUGAUGAAUACUUCCUGUCUGCUGCAGCUUUCCUGUUUUCUGCCAUGUUUGUGUGUCUGAGUGUGAGUAAGUCUUAACAUGAGCCCGCUAGUUGAGAUGAAUUUCACACCACUGUGCCUCAUUCCUGCCUCAUUCCCAUGUGCUUCAAAUCUCAUGGCUGUCAAGGUGUUAAUUCACCAUGGAGGUGGAAAAAAAUCCGCUACUAUACGAUCCAAAGGAACUCACAGUUACACAAACUUCAAAGCAUGCCUCACUAACUCUCACAAACGGUCCUAUUUACCAUAUCAUGCAUAUAAGUAGGCUGAUAGAGUGCAAACAGUGAGGUGAAUUCUGCAAGGAGAAAGAUGAAAUAUUUUGGAGGCAGAGAACAUUAAGUCAACUGUCGUCCCCUCCUUCCAUCUCUCUUUUCAGCACACAUGUUGAGAGGCAAAGAAAAAUGUGCUUAGUCCUCCUCACUGCACAAGUGUUGGUCCAGUUCAAGACGCUUGGACUGGAUGUCUUGUUAAUGGGACAUCACAAAAGUAAAUCCCAAAGAAGGUGGGUGGUACUCCUGCUGCCCAAAGCUGUUUAGUGUAACACAGGAAGAGACACUCACGAAGGCUGCCAAGAACUUCCCUUAUAUUGUCUUUGUCAAAGUAGUCAUCCCUGUUUCAACAAACCAGAGACAAGGCAGUUGAUAUAGUGAUUAGUCAGACAGUCCAGUACCAGUAACCGAUGACUCAGAGAGGUGAAAGCAGAACACUAAUUAUGAGGCAUUUUGGGAUAAUUACCAUCUCUUUGCAACGGUAAAAUGGUUAAUCUCCUCAACCACCAACUUUUACAUGGUUGAGAAAGAAGUGAGGGACUUCAGGUGGUGCUUUAUGUGCACUGUAUGUUCUGUGUGGUUGGGAGGGGGGUGCUUGAAGUAAUCACUUAUAAUUAGUUAGUUUUUAUAAGGGGAGAUCCUGCUGUUUUUUAAGUGCAGAUCUUUUACAGCAUCCUCCAUGUUUAUCUGGGGAUGCUAAAUUACUUUAACCCGUCAUCUUUGCUCACCACACGUUCACUACACAUAGACUAGGGUUUACAGCUCAACCACACACCUUUUUAGUGUUUUCUGACUCACUGAGACACAGAUUAUAACGUCUGUGUGCUGCUGACUAUAUAAGUGACUAACUUAAGGCUAUCCAGGAAAAAUUCCUGUCAACACUGUGACAAAGCAAAGAAGUGAAAUCACAUGCAGCAUGCUUAAGUAAAUGUCAUCUUGUGUGAAUCUGAGGGAAUAUUCAACCUUUUUGUCGCAGAGGAUUGGAAGUACACACCCAGAGUCUCCACUUUGCUUCUGUCUGUGUUUCAUUUAGAGAAAAUAGGCACACACAGCCUGUUCUGUUCAUUUUUUUUUUUGCAUAAAUGUCAUCUCUGGAAAAAAACAACAACCAAACACAAACAGCGGGAAGUGCCCAAAGAGUGUAUCUGCAUCUCCAUGACAACUGCUGCAUGAAGUGUAGCACACCAAAGCCUCACCCAUGGGUGAAACAAUAGCCUUUCAGAGCGUUGCGUCCAUUUGUAGCGCAGAAUAAUAUCUGGCCUCACUUUAGUGCUUCCAGCCUUGAUGCUAUUUAAACUUUCUAUUCUUCCCCUAAUCCCCAGGGAGUCCACUACACCGAAGAAAGGCCUGUAAGCUCUAUCAGAUCUGACCUUUUCAUCAGUAAUAGAUGCGUGCUGGGGUGCACAGACUUUAUUAUGAGACAGAGGCGGGCUGGUGCACUGGAGCACCCAGUUGUUUAUGAAUAAUGACUUCCUCUGCUUGUGUGUGUUUGUGCCAUUGUGCAAGCAUUUGACAGUCAAAGGAAGAGGAUUUGUAAGGUGCAUGCUCCACCCUCAUAACAGAAGCAUCAACCAGAUUUGACAGAGUUACCAUCAAAGUGUCCGUCUGUAUGUUUUGUUUGAAUAAUCACAGUUCUCCGUUAAAAUUGCAAAGACUUUCCGCUCAAUGGUCUUAUGUAACUAAAUCAGCCCAGAGUCAGAUCAAAGAGAUCUCGUUCGAAACUUAAUGGUGGUUUAGUUGCAUCUUGUUGUGACUGCAGGUUAUAAACUCCAGAUGUAAAUGAACACACGGUUAUCCUGGAGGCAUCAAAGUCUUAACUGCUGCAGCUUACAGGGGGCCUGUGCCUGCACAUAGUUUCAAACAUUUCAAACACUUAUCUUAUCUCAACAGCUUUGACCAAUCUGUAGUUAACACACACACAGUCACUUAUCUGUCCUGCCUGCUAUAUUUAGCACCAUGCUACAUUAGCACUUCACACUACAUUAAUAAUGCAUGGUACUGUAAAAGUUUUGAUAAGAGCUCAGAUUUUCUUUCCAAGCACUCCUGCGCACAUAUAUACACACUUAUAAGAACAUAUAUUAUGCUGCGUUAACAUACAUGAUUUUUCUUCCCUCCCCCCCUUUCCUCCCUCUCAUCUCUCUGUGUAUUGUUUUCCCAGGCUGUUAAAAUUCCUGGGCUGCGACCUCUUAGCUCCUGCUCCCCCCUUUUCCUCCCUUAUCCUGUCAUAGUUUGGAUUUUUUUCUUUGUUUCUUUCCCCUGUUUGUCAUUUUCAGGCAGCUCAGUAACUUUCUUCAUGAGUGUACAUCAGAGGCUUGUGUGUGUGUUUGCAUGUCUGUUCCAGCUGAUAUAUGCAGGCCCACUUGUGCUCUGAAAUAGCCCUCACUCUUCCCUUUCUCUAACGAGAACCAGACUCAGACCAUGUGUGUGUGUGUUUGUGUGUGUGCAUGUGUGUGACUACACAAAGUAAGGGGGAACUUCACUUGCCAAGGCCGCAAAAAUCUUCUUCCCCCCUUCAUCACUCCUCCCCUGACCCCUCGUUACACUAAACUCACACACAAACACACACUCACACACACCUACGAACCAUAGAGCCUAUGGCAGGAAGUCCUGUCCCCAAGGGAGGGAGGAGGGGUCAGGAGAAGGGGAGGUAAAAACACCCCCUCCCUCCCAAACCCUCCACGCAAAGCUACCGGAGGGGAGGAAACUAAACUUUACACACUUCUCCCUCCACUAGCACUCACUCCCUCUCACACGCACACACACACACACCUACAGAUGGUGAACACCCAUCACCUCGUAACGUUCCAAGCGUCUGGGAGGACUUAAAAUCCACACAUGCUGUAGAGUACGUCUUUGGGGAAACUUUCUCACCCAGCUGGCUUUGGCUCUGUUAAAGAGGAGCUGAUGGUUCAUAAAGGGGGCGGCGAAGAGGAAGAAAGAAAAUCCGAGCUGAGGAAAGAAAGCCUCCUCCCUCUCACACUGUCUUUAUCCAGAGUGAGGUCAUCAGCGGAGGGAUCCACUGUGGACAAGAACGGCUGGUCUGGACCUGAGCAGAGAACUCCAGACUAGGUUCUCUUCACUUCCUCCACCUCCUUCACUGUUUCCAACCCCUCCUCCUCCUCCUCUUCAGCUUGUGUUUUUUCUGUCCGCUGUCCAGUGCAUUUUCUCUGAAAACAGAUGGGAGCACACAGAGAAAAGAAUAGAGGAUUGUGGCGAAGGACUGUGUGGAUAAUGUUUAGCAUAUUUCUGUGUGAGCAGCGCUGAAGAGUCUGUUUCUUCUUAACUUCAGGUGUUUCAAUGGCGACAGUUGGAGAACCUCUACUUCAGAGAGAAGAAGUUUUCAGUGGAAGUUCAUGACCCCAGGAGGUAAAUUUAUAUCACAGCUUGUUUAUUUUUCACUUGCUACAAUGCUUUUGUUUCACUGUCGAGAUCUACUGUUGACAUAAGUGAUUAUAAUCUUUUGAAAUCCCUGUAUUAGUUAUUCAACAUAUUACCGCAAACACACUUUACCUUUAUCUCUAGAUUGUAUUUGGAAAUUAUAAAACGUUCCCUCAAUUGUGGACGCCUUCCUGUAGCUUUACUGUAAAUUACCAUUGUUCCACAAUGCAAAUGUGGUCAAAUUAAAGCUAUGAAGAGUACGGUACAGGAAAGGGGAGAUGGGAAUCUCAUUCAGUAAUGGUUGCAGAGUUUGUUUUGGCAAUCAGGCAGGAUAUUGGGGAUGUCCCAAGGGGGCCUGACAGGGAUUGAUAGCCUGAUUAUUAACACACUUUCGGGGCCACAUGCAUGCACAAACACACCUCCUUCACACACACACAAAUGCACUCAUGGGGUAAACCUUUAAUAGUUGACCACAGAAAGAAAAAUGGCUGUGUGAUCGCUGAUUUGUAGAGGAAGUUACCUCUCUUCUGUUUAUUUAACAUGGCUAUAUAUAUGUGGAGUGUUUUUCUACGUAUAUGGAGGAGGGAGGGGGAGAAAAAGAGACAGACCGGGUGAAAAAGAGAGCAUUGGUGUUUUCUUUAAAGGGAGCUGUCAUUAGUGUGAGCUGGCCUGUUGCUCAGCUACAGAUGUGUGUUUGAAUAAGGAUGAGUAAACAAUGGGGCACAGCGUGUGUGGCUGCUCUGUUGAAAAAAAAGAGUCCUUGCUCGAAAAUAUUAUCCCCUUUAAGAGCAGCAGCAGAAACUGUAUUGGCCGGGUGGGUUUGUUGGAUGGUUUUAACAGUUGUCUUCUGUAUUCAGUGUAUAUAAGGAGGCCUUGUGUCCGCUUCUACUGUAGGGCGUCGGUGACCAGAAGGACGUUUGGUCACAGUGGCAUCGCUGUGCAUACGUGGUACGCCUGUCCUGCGCUCAUCAAGUCCAUCUGGGCCAUGGCCAUCAGCCAACACCAGUUCUACCUGGACCGCAAGCAGAGCAAGGUCAGUCAGGCCCACCACAUUCACAUUCACAACCACACCACAGAUGUAACUAUCAAUGCUCUGAACAAAUUCAGCAAUUGAGGUGAAAAUAGUAUUUCAAUUAAUCUGCUUAAUGAUGUGCCUUUAAAACUCCUCUCCCUUAUGUCCAUGCAGUCCAAGAUCCAUGCAGCACGGAGUUUAAGUGAGAUCGCUAUCGACCUUACAGAAACAGGAACUCUCAAGACCUCCAAGCUGGCCAACAUGGGCAGCAAAGGCAAGAUCAUAAGCGGCAGCAGUGGCAGUCUGCUCUCCUCAGGUCAGUACAUGGACAGUGGAGGAGUCUCUGACUCUGAAAAAAUGUAGAAGAGACAGAUUGAUAUGUAUGUGUGUCUUUGUGUUUGUAUGUGUGGUGUUGAGGGAGGUGGGGGAGUCCUUGCUGACAACUGGAGAGACAGAAACAGCUGCUUCUGGAAAGAGGCCAUUAAUUCUGUUCUCAUGCAUGGACUGUACACACACCCCACCCAGUUUUUUUAUGUGGGUGUAAAACAACACUUCUACCUUCUGUGUCACACAAACUCAUCCUAAAAGCCCCCCCAGAUUUAGUAGUUGAAGAAAUGAAAAGGUCAAUAGGUCAGUGUGCAAUUCAGUCACAGCAAUUACAACUGUUUAUAUCAAGGUUUAUUAAAUUAAUAUAAAACAAGUUAAUUAAGGAGAUGACAGUGCUGUUGGGAAAAACAACCCAGGCCAGGAUGUUAGAAAAGCCGACAAAGUACUUGGGUUGAAUGGGAACAUAGUCAAUCAGUACACUAAAGUGGUCGGCUGAUAUAGUGUUAGUGUUUUCAAACUAACUUCAGCUGUGAUUGAAAAAGUCAGUACGAGUGUCUGCAUACGGUUGCCAUACCUGUUACUCAGAGGAAAGCCCUCCUUAUGAAACCACCUGCUUUCAGGGGAGAAACACGGCUCUCUUUCAGUUUUAUUGUACCUGUUCUCCUUUCUCUGAUUCCCCACAUGACAUCUGCUGCAUUCAGUCUCUUUUUUUAAGCUAAAAACAAACCUUUUUUCUCAACCUCUGUUUUUUUAUUCCUUAAACUCUGCUCAAGUGGAAACUAUUUCAAUGCAGUACAUCUUUGCUAAAAGAGCAGCACUCUGUUUUAGUGUGAGAUCUCGUGUCUUACUAGUGUGAAUGGCCUAAGGCAGUGGCAGAAAAUGAUUUGUGCUUGGCAUAGUCAUCACUCUGCACAGAUUUCUUUUAACAUCCAAAAGUUGAUGAGAUAAUAUCUGAAACUUCCCCGUCAGAGUCUGCAGGUGGAUGUUAGGGUAGUGGUGGGGCUUAAAGUUUGAGCGUGUGCAGGACAGCAGUUGCAGAGCCAGAUGAAAUGCUGCAUCUUGAAUUGACUAUCUAAUUGGAAGAAACAUUUGUGAUGUGAUUGUAAGAAUUGCACAUGUCAAGCGUGAAAUCAGUGCAGUUUGAGUUGUGUGCCUGAACUGGCAUUGCUUUGUGUGUCUUCUUCCAUCAAUAGUUUUGGUAGUUUUGUUUUUGUAAGCACAAUUAACCACAAAAUCAGAGUGUGUGUUUGAGAAUGUUGUGUGUGUGCAUGUUUUCAACUAGGCACAUUGCAAACAAGCCUGGCACCAUCACAAGGCCUAAAAGGCUGCAUCACAGGCUUUGUCCUAAUCUGCCUCUUCCUCCAAACACUCAGUUGUACUAACACGCUGCUAAAACUCAUUUUCCUUAUCAAAAUGUUCCAUUCACUUCCCUGUAAACAUCCUGGAAGACUAGCAGGUGGACGCACAAUCCGUACCUCCCCCCUGCAGUAUGCCCCGGCUAAUUUCCCCACAUUGUAAACAUACAAACACACACACACACACACACACCUGUAGUCCUGACUCCUGUUUUGAUCAAAUGUGUUGUUUAUACCCUGCAGGCUCUCAGGAAUCAGACAGCUCCCAGACUGCUAAGAAGGACAUGCUGGCAGCUCUGAGGGCCAGGCAGGAAGCACUGGAGGAAACGCUAAGACAGAGACUAGAGGAACUCAAAAGCAUCUGCAUCCGGGAGGCGGUAUGAGAAAACACAGACAGCUUUGACAUUAUUUUGAAAACCUCUACCUCUCCCUUUCAAAUCUGAUUCAACUCUUCUUCCAUUUGCAUAUUACAGGAGCUGACAGGAAAGCUUCCGAAGGAGUAUCCCCUGGAUCCAGGAGAGGAGCCACCCACAGUGAGAAGGAAGAUAGGUACUGCUUUCAAACUGGAUGAGCAGAAAAUUCUUCCUAAGGGAGAGGUGAGCUUCUGUUUUCCUUCGGCAGCACCAUAUCAGACUUUCCAUUCUCAGACACAAGCCAAAAAUAGUCAUUGGGACAAAUCCCCAAUACCACAGAUACAUGCAAUACAACUGUGCUGAAGUAUGUCAUAUGCUAUAGACCCUGCAAAUGAGAGUGCUUUUCCCAGCUAGAUGUGAACAAUAAUUUGAUGAUCAGAGUAUUGGCUCUAGAAAAGUCUUGAAAUUAAAAAAAAAAAUCAAGGUUUGUUAAGGAUUUACUUGAUUUAAGGUACACACUAAAACAUCUUCCACCUUGAAACUAUUCCUGCACUGAGUUGCUACGUUGCCUUUUGUGCCACGGCGAGAUUUUCCAGAGCAGCAGAAUUUCUAAAAAUAGUUUGGCAGCAUUCUCACAACAGGAAGUGGCGAUAGUAGGAUUGUGUGCUGUAUGUGAGCUGGCAUGUGUGUGUGCAAUGAGUGGGUGUCACUGAGGCUAUAUGGUGGGUAAAGGAUCCAAGGACACAAUAUUAUGAACUUGCUUAGCAAGCAAUAUCAUGUUUCUGAGUUUACCCCCUAACACCUUAUGCACACACAGAGAAACUGACGCUGCUUUGGCAACAGUGUGAAUGGACUUUUCAGAGUCAGGGAUUCCUCAGGGCUAAGAUACAGAAGGAAGAUAUUGACCCAAUUGAACACGUCACCUGCUCUGUCUCUUUGAGGUGGAGUCUCACACAAGUGCACUUAUUACAUGUGUGCUGCACAUAGUGUGUAUCAAAGGAAUAUAAUGGAUUAAUCCACUUUUUUAUCAUAUUUACACAUUUCUACUUAACCUCCACUGAGGAGUUUCAGUGCAAUAUCCUUGGAUGCUAUUGACAGUGUAUUUGCUACAUGACGGAGUAAAUUUUAUUCGGUCCACCUUGCAGUCUGUACUUCCACAAACCUCAGGAGUAGUGUCAAGAGGUGCGGAUGGAUUGAUUGAGCAGCGUUGUUAUUGGAGGACAUGCUGUCCAACAGAGAAAAAAUCCCACGGGGAGAAAAUGCAGGGCUGUAGCGCAGAUAAAUGACUUCCCCAGUGUGUUUUCUCUGGCAAGGCUUUUUGUGUGUGUCUGACCAAAUACACUGCAUGGGAUAGUUACAGCCUGAAUACGGGUCUGCAAACCGAUCCGUAGCAGUUUUGGAUUGUGGAUUGAUUUCAAAACGAAGUGAAACCCAAUCUCUCUAUUCUUGUCCUCAGAGCUUAGUCUAACGUGUGUCUCUGUGUGUAUGUGUUUUUUCCAGGAAGAAGAACUGGAGCGUUUGGAGCGGGAGUUUGCCAUUCAGUCCCAGAUUACAGAGGCAGCCAGGCGUCUUGCCAGCGAUCCGCAUGUGAACAGUAAGAAGCUGAAGAAGCAAAGGAAGACUUCUUAUCUGAACGCAUUGAAGAAGCUCCAGGAAAUUGAAAACUCGAUCAAUGAGUACCGGGUCCGGUCUGGCAAGAAGCCUACACAAAGGGCGUCCCUUAUCAUAGAAGGUACCAGUACAUUCUUGUUCACGGCAGGAACAUCAGUAUAUUUCACAUUUCUUUAUUGUUUUCUACUGUAGUGUUCAAAACAUAGAGGAGUAGCAUUUAAAAGUACAAGUUGAUAACAAAGUUGAACAGACAAUAAACAACUAGUUUUAUACAUCAAGACUUCAAGUUUUUAGAUUUUAAACUUAUAAAACCUUCAACCUGUUCUUUGUCCUUUAGAGGCCAAUAUUGGUUCUGAAGACAGUUCAUUAUCAGACGCACUGGUACUGGAUGAUGGUGAGUCUCAAUCCAUUACACUGUUGCUAUUAUAAAACAUUUUUUUUCAGUGUUAUCCAGAACUGAUUUAACUUAUUUAUUCAUUUCAGAUGAUUCUCAAGUCACAGGUACCCCCACCUUCUCACCGGUAGCAUCACCUCACAAGGGUCUCCCCCCACGACCACCAUCUCACAGUCGGCCUCCUCCACCCCAGUCCCUGGACGGCCUGCGACACCUGCACUACACACGCUCUGACUAUGAUAAAUCUCCCAUCAAGCCCAAAAUGUGGAGUGAAUCAUCACUGGAUGAGCCUUAUGAGAAAGUGAAGAAGCGCUCUUCCCACUCCAGGUAUGAUCGAGUCCAUCUUAAGAGGAGCUUAUAAAUUUGUGAACAUGUGGUAGUCAAUUAAAGGGAAGACCCCCCCCCCCCCCUCGAGAGAUUAAUUUUGCCUACCGCUAGCUUUUCUAGUUCCACCAACUUCAGCAAAGACCGGCACUAAGAUUGCAUUUCCAUGAAGUAAUCAUAAAUUUUCUUCCUUGAGCUGCGGAACUCCGCUGCACUCAGUGAUCAACUCAUUAGGGCUCCCCCACAAACAAGCAGCUGCUGGAAGAGAGUGGUUAAGUUGUGUUGAUGGCAAGUACUACAUGCUGGGACCCUAUAUGUACUGUUGAUGAAGUUAGGUGCUGAUCUAAGCAUUAUUUGUGGCUACGAGUGGCUUUUUGGUUGCGGUUUGCGCGUGGAGACAUAGAUCGCUGUGUAUUGCUAUAGUGCGGUCUUUGCUGAAGUUGGUAGAACUAGAGAAGCCAGCAAUCGUCAAAAUUCAUCUCUCAAGGGGGGUCUAACUCUGUGUUGCAGUGUUGCUUAAACUUAUGCCGGAAUAUCCGUUGAUGCACCAUUGAAACAUAACACAAUUAGAACUGCACUUGCGUAACUCUUAAGUUAUUGUACAUGCAAGGGCUGAAAAAAGUAGUCUCUGAAUGUGUUUGACUCACAGCACAUCAGGCUUAUAUGUUCAAUAACAUUAAUGCAUCGUCUUUCUUUUAGUCACAGGCGUUUCCCAAGCUCUGGCAGUGCAGAAGCAGGGGGUAGUAACUCACUGCAGAGCAGCCCCAUCAGAAGCCUCCCUCACUGGAAUUCUCAGUCCAGCAUGCCAUCAACCCCAGAUCUGAAGUCCAGGACCCCACACUACAUACAUUCCACUAGGUCAGUCUUUAUACCUUUGAAUCUGGAACAAUGGUGACUGGUUUUCACAAACUGAACUUGUAUUGCAAACUUAAGAGUUAUAUGAAAAUUGUUUGUUACUUAUCUCUGGUUAACUCCACUUAAAACUAGGUUUCAGGGCUCCUUGCUCAAUGACCGUCUUGUUCCCUUGUUUAUUUUCUGUUCUGUACGUAUGUUGAGUCAGCCUCCUUAUUGAGCAUAUUUUCUGAUACUGCCUCUUACAGGUCAGUGGACAUCAGUCCCACCCGUCUGCACAGCCUCGCUCAGCACUUUAGGAACCGCAGCUCAAGCCUUGAGUCUCAGGGCAAACUGUUGGUGUCUGACCCCGAUGCACACCCGCACACUUUGGGCACACUUGGCAGCCCUGACUUCUUCUUGGGUCCAGGACGUGGCUCAAAUGGCUCGGACCCUCUGGAUGAUUGCUCAUCCUGCACCAGCCAAAGCAGCUCAGAGCAUUACUACCCAGGUGGACCCCCCGGCAGCAACCCUAACUACUCUACUCUGGGAGAGGACUCGCCUUCCAAAGCAAGGCAGAGGCAGAGGCAAAGGCACAGGUAAUGUCUGAGUCAAUGCAGGGGAGGGGGCUUCCUUAACACAUCUGUUCUUUGCUUUCUGUAUUGUGAUCGAGAUUUAUGUUUGCUGUCUUUUGUUCUUUCUCCAGGUCGGCAGGUCAUCUGGGUUCCUCUAACUCCGGCUCCAUGCCAAACCUGGCGGCAAAGAAUGGCUCAGGGGGACCUUCGAGUGGAGGUGGGAUGGGAGGGGGACACCACGGCGUCUACCUCCACAGCCAGAGCCAGCCCUCCUCCCAGUACCGUAUCAAGGAGUACCCGCUAUACGUAGAGGGCAGCCCCAACCCCGUGGUGGUGCGCAGCCUGGAGAGCGAUCAGGAAGGCCACUACAGCGUGAAGGCUCAGUUCAAGACCUCAAGCUCCUACACAGCCGGUGGACUGUACAAAGAAGCCUGGGGGGGAGAGGAGGGGGGAGAGGGGAGCGGCCGACUAACGCCUUCACGCUCUCAGAUUGUUCGGACUCCGUCACUUGGGCGGGAGGGUGGUGGAGGAGGGGGAAGGGCGGCAGUGUCUGAAGAGCUGCGGUGCUGGUACCAGAGGUCCUCAGGGAGCCUAAAGGAGAGGAGUCACUCACACUCUGGGUCUUCUUCUGAAACAGGGUCACAGCAAGGCACCCUGGGACAUGGUAGAGGGAGUAGAGUGGGGACUCUUGCCAAGGGCUCACCAGGUGGGUUAACAUCAAACCUGUCUGAUCUGGGUAAAGACUGUGGGUUGUGCUGUUUUUAUCAGGGAUCACAAACAUCCGGUUUAUUUAGAGAUUCAGUGAUCGGGGGAUUCAGAUUCUCUGCAGCUCCUUGUUUGCAUGACCAGGUCCUGAUAAUAACUUAGAGGAAGAAGUUUACUUUUCCUCAUUAAAUCUGAACAUGAGGGUUCCUGGAUUAAUACAUAUCAGCUGUAGGACCAUCAAUAUAAAGAAGAAAAGAAUCGUACUCUAUUAUCAGAGUUUAUGUUUUUGGAUUUAAAUUAGGGAUGUUCCCAGCGGUUAAUUUCACUGACGUUUAAACGACCAUUUUGAAACCAAAUAUUCGAAUACACGAAAAUUAAUUAACUCCCAGAAAAUAGCCCAAAUUGAGCACAUGUCGAUCUAUAUGGCCAGAUUUCAUCUGAAAUAAAUAUUAAGAGUACAUGAAAGCCAUGCUGAUAAUAUUAAAAUAUGUUACAGAAUCUUAUUUUAGCACUGAAGAAUGACAUAAAGUACGUGAAAGAUGUUUUAUAGAAUAAACAGAUAUCAUUUACUAAACGGAUCGUAAGGACAGCUCCGUUUACACGAAUAACCGCGCACAUCCCUAAUUUAAAUACUGAUUUGCUGUAGACUUUCAACAAGGUGUGUAUUUACCUCAGGUCUCCCUUCUCUCUGUAGCCUGUAUUUUGGCUGUUUGUGCCUGCAUAUCCAUGUGUCUCUGUGUCUCUGUCUCCAUGUUCCUCUCUCUCAUACAGCUCAGACUGUGUCUAAGUCAUCCUAACUUGUGUUGUUUUUUUUUUAUCUUCUCCCCACAGCUGCUUCCCCUCACAGCCAGAGGAGUAUGACGCCUUCAAGCGAACAUGCAGCCACACCCACACCCCCCUGCAGUCCACAGCACAUCCUCAACUGGCAGAGCGGGUAAGCGACACAUGCUACGUUUACUCCUUGUAUUAACAUGUGUCCUGGCCUCUACUCAGGGACCACCUACUUAGAUACUGGGGGCAACUGUAUCUGUUGAGGUACAGAUGGCUCGUCCCAUCAUCUUUGUCUUGCUUUGUUUUGUUUUUUUAGACUCCUACUUAAAAUCAUGCUUAGCAGCGGACAAAAUGACAUCAUGUUUGAAGCUGGACAUGAAUUGAAGUAAUUUUUGGACCAAUAUCAUUUUGGCUUCUCAGCUUCUUCCUCUCAGUAUCCAUCCAAACCUCACCUUAACAUCCCACACUCUCUGAUUGUCAACUGUCCUUGUUUCACCAUUAAACUAAUCCUCUGGGAAAUUAUUUGUGAUUUGGGUUCCUCCUUUUUUAAACCUUUUUCCAUCUUAAAAUCAUGAAUCACAUCUCAGCUCUUGCCUCUUAAUUCACUUCUUGUUUUGUAAUGUUUCACUCACUGGCUCUUUUCCCUUCUUUUUCACAUAUUUCUCACAACCUCCAAUAACCUUAGUCAUCACGGGAAAUUCUCUUGUAAUCUAAUAUUUGUCAUUUAUACCUCACCUCUCUUUUCUUUCUGCACUAACCCUCCUUUCCUUGUGUGUGUGUGCUCUCUCCUGGUUUAGAGGCACAGCAGACAGCUCUCCUUCUGUGGACGUCUGUCAGUCUCCCCCUCAGCCCAGCUCUGAUGCCUAGAGGUACUGGAAAACACAGCAAAGGCAGAAACAAAACACCUCAAAAGCAACAAUUCAAAAGUGACAUCAGUCACUAUGAGACUUUUUAGUCAAAUAAAUCACACACACCGUCACCUGUAGGGGGCUGACAAUAAGGGAAUGUUCUCACUUUCUUGCUUGUUGGUGGUUUGGUGUUGGUCGUGUAUUUUCCCUGGCUGAAUCUGAUCUCUGCAUGUGCUCUGCUCUGACACCGGCUCUGUGGCUAAUACAUUACAGGAUCUACUAAUAGAAGUACUUAAUCCAGUUCUCUAUGUGCUGUAACAGAAGAAAAGACUGUCUCAGGAUCAGAUCAAUACUUACAGUCAUAUCAUAGACAGGAUUUGGUUUGUCACUUUGCCUUUUGAAAAGUUAUAACAAAGUUUGAUCCUGCUCUGCUUCCCGCUCCGCAGGUCUUUCAGUGACAGCUGUUUUCUGAGCAGCCCUCUGUGUUCAGAGCUGGCAGAUGUGCAGUGGUACGGACAUGACAAGGCCAAACCUGGAACCCUGGUCUGA
Xyrichtys novacula (pearly razorfish) is the source of this 97180-nucleotide messenger RNA. The record is from the annotation of a GenBank genome assembly. Lineage: Eukaryota; Metazoa; Chordata; Actinopteri; Labriformes; Labridae.